This is a messenger RNA of Podarcis lilfordi (Lilford's wall lizard), 96064 nucleotides long. The record is from the annotation of a GenBank genome assembly. Lineage: Eukaryota; Metazoa; Chordata; Lepidosauria; Squamata; Lacertidae.
CUGUCCCAGUCCCACCCGACCCACCUACAGUUGGGAGAGGAGGGGGUCGGGUGCUUUUUUCUGGAGAUAUUUUGGAGUGCGAGGAGAUAGGAUUUGGACGAAGCGCCGCGCUCCCAGUGGAGCCUCCACGCUCAGACGUAGUCUACCUGUGGGGACAAGCGACCGGGAACCUCUUCUUCCCCGACCCGCUCACCAUGUGAGCUUUCUUUAGUCUGUUGCAGGAAGGUAAUGUGAAAUUACAGUAAGGGUUCGUGCGCUGGCAGCCAGCCAGCCAUGCCUGCUUCCUGGCUAUUCCAUUCUUUUUUCUCCCUCCACGUUCCCCAUCUUUUUGUGGCCGUGGAACAUUCUUGUAAUCAUUAGACUGCUUUGGGAGGUGGGGUUCCUCUCCUAAAGUGUAUAUAAUUAAUAAUUAAUGCAGAAUAAAGAUUUGUUCAAUUUCCAUAAUGGUUGAACAAUCAGGAGAGGGAGAAGCCAUGGCUGUUUUAAGUAGUAUAAUUAGGGUUGCCAUAUUUCAAAAAGUAAAAAGUCAGGACACCCCAAAGGUUGUUGAGCUUUUUUUAAGGAAUCUCCCUAAAAAUUUAUUGAGCUUUUUAAAGACAAAGCACCAACCUUCCUCCCCCCUGGACAUCAAUUCCGCCUUUGAUACUGCUUUAAAUGUAUAGUACGGAUGGGGCUUGCCAGGAUCAAAGACCCACUCUAUCACAAAACUCAUAUAUGACCUUGAUCAAAAUCUCUCAGCCUGACCUGCCUCAAAGGAUGGCUGUGAGUAUAAAAUGAGGUUCAGAAGUACCUGCUGAAUCUUCUGUCCACCAUGGAUCAGUCGGGAUGGGGGGAGGGGAAAACUUGGGUGCCCAGCCAGAAAUAAAUUAUUUAUUCUUUAUUUAUUUCAUAAAGUUUUAACACUCCUUGAUUGUAAAAAAACUCAAAGCAGUUUACAAAAGUUAAACAGUAAAAUCAAGAAAAAAUCAGAACCAUAUUUCAUAACAUAGGAAAGUUAAAAUACUAAAACAAAGUAAAAUUACUUCAACUUUUACAGCAUCUGGGUAGACUUGUCUAAACAAGGUUUUUAGCAAUUGCCAAAAAGAGUACAGUGAAGGUGCCCACUUGAUAUCUAUAGGCAGGGGGUCCCAAAGUGUAGGUGCUGCCACUCUUAACAAUCGAGUUCUUACAAAUGUGGAAUAGGUAUUAUGUGGCACCUGAAGUAGUGCCAAAGCAGUUGAGUGGGCACAUGUGGGGUAAGUCAAUCUCAUAGGUAAAUUGGUACCAAGGUAAGGAUUUUAUAUUAGUAACACCUUGGCCUGGUAGGAAGUCAGCAAUUAGUGCUGCUCUCUGAGCGCAGGCCUCACUCCUGUCAGCAAUCAUGCUGCAGCAUUCUGUACCAACUGCAACUUCUGGGGCAAGUGUGACAGAAGCGCCACAGAGUACAUUACAGUAAUCCAGUCUCGAAUGCAUGAACAACUGUGGCAAGGCUUUCGUGGUCCAGGAAUGGCUGUAGCUGUUGAACCAGCUGCAGUUGGUAUAAAGCAGUUCUAGCCACUGAGGCUACCUAAUAAAAACAUUUAUGGAUAUCCGAGGGAGUACUUAGACACCACACCCAGCAGACACAAAGUCACCUCAACAUGGUCUUUCUUAUUAUUUUGAGAUAUUUCUUCUUCCGUAACCAUAACCUCUAACCAACAGUAGGUUAGAACAUAGUGGUGUUAACACCAAGGUUGCAGGUUCAAUCCCUGAAUGGGGCAGCUGCACAUUCCUGCAUUGCAGCGGAUUGGACUAGAAUGAUCCUCAGGAUCCCUUCCAACUAUACAAUUCUAUGAUAUAGUAUUUAUAUCUAAAUUUGCAUUUAUACUAAUGAAUUAACAUAUGCAGCUAUGUGCCCUUCCCUUUUCCCUGUUUUUUGUGUGCGCACAUUUUUUCUUUGUUAGUGAUGCUUUAGUUAUCCUAGCACAACGAUACAUAUUACACACACACGUAUAUCUAUCUAUCUAUAUCUAUCUAUCUAUCUAUCUAUCUAUCUAUAUUUAUGCGUCUUAAUGAGUAGCUGAAAUGUGAUGUGUAGUCCUUUUCACACGAUGAGGUAAAUGGCCCGAUUUAGAAACUAUCUUAAUCCUGUAACCAGUUAGCCGUUACUGUCCCUUUAAAGGUGCAGGGAGUGUGAUGGAGAAGAUAGCUUCGUCGCUAUCUGAUGACAUACACUGCCUUUGCACGAACUAGCAAGCCUAGAUCUAUGAGGGGGUGAUGCCAAAUCUGGCGGCCAUGGGUUUCGUCACUCUCUAGUGACGUUCUUCCUUUAGCGACAAGCUGUUGCUAGGGCAGCCAUGGACGCCACUAAGAGACCUAUACAUAUCCCGCCUCAGAUGGGGCUCUACGCGGAGAAACACCGCCUCCACCAAAUUAUGCAGGUGAGGGCAUGCUUGGCGCAGGCGACUUGAAGGGAAUAAACGGCCUGCAGAAUAUAAAACUUACAAGGGAGUUGUCCGAGCGGGAAGGGAUAUGUGAGAGUUCGAUAAUUCCCGGCAACCACCGAGGGAGGGGGAGCCUAUUAGACUACAGUUCCCAGCAUGCUCUAGGACAAAAGUGGGUGGACGUGCCACCUAUGUUGGACUCCAGCUACCAUCAGCCCCAGCUGGCAUUGGUAAUGGUGAGGGAUAAUGGGAGUUGUAUUUCAUUUCCCCCAUUCCUGCUCUGGGAAAAUGCAGUAGCUAGAUUAGCAUAGGGUAUUUGUCCACCCUGCAUUUAUAGGUCAGAGUGAGCGCUGGUGAUUUGCUCUUUCAUUUUUAUUUUAUUGAAAAAGUAUUACAAGCCUGAAGGUGGCGAUGUGAUUGUUAUAAGCUGCACCCACAAAGGAUCUUGGGAAGUGUAGUUUUCUCUUCACAGAGCUACAAGUCCAGCUAUCCUUAAUAAACUACACUUUCCAGGAUUCUUUGGUAAGGGAGAAAUAAGUUUUAAAUAUAUUGUGUGGAUCUGCCUAUAAUAUCCAUAAAAUACAAAAAAGUUAGAGAAAUAUAAUUCAUCAAAAUAUUCAAUAUAUAAUAAUAAAUAAUUGUACAGGCAACAGCCAUUUCGCACAGUGGUUCCAUUCCUAGCCCCAACACACGUCAGUGGAGUGCACAUAAAAAGGUAAAGGACCCCUGGACAGUUAAGUCCAAUCAAAGGCAACUGUGGGGUUGCGACGCACAUCUUGCUUUCAGGCCGAGGGAGCCAGCGUUUGUCCAUAGACAGUUUUCUGGGUCAUGUGGCCAGCAUGACUAAACCACUACUGGUGCACGGAGGACCGUGAUGAGUGCCAGAGUGCACAGAAACGCUGUUUACCUUCCUGCCACAGCGGUACCUAUUUAUUUACUUGCACUGGCAUGCUUUCGAACUGCUAGGUUGGCAGGAGCUGGGACAGAGCAACGGGAGCUCACCCCAUUGUGGAGAUUUGAACCGCCAACCUUCCGAUCAGCAAGCCCAAGAGGCUCAGUGGUUUAGACCGCAGUGCCACCCUGCCCCUGUUCUUUCCUCUUCCAGGUCCAAAAAGACUCACAUGUUGGUAAUCGUUCAUCAUUUUGACAUACCUAAAAUGAUUGCUGCCUAUAUAUAAAGCAGAAGCAUGCGAUCUAUUGUUAACUUGUGGCUCCCAGCCACAAUAAGAAGAAAGGAUAAUGAACUUUGGUUAAUGAACUGGAGUAUCAGGGCAGUUAUAAUCCAGUGCUGGGAAACCUGUAGCCCUCCAGAUUUUGCUCCCAUCAAUCCCACUCAAUAUGGCUGAUGUUCAGGGAUGAUAGGAGUUGUAGUCUGACAAUAUUUGGAAGGCUACAGGUCCCCAUUCCUGAUCGAAGAAGUAGCACGCAAUAGAUGGAAGAAGCCCUUCAUUUAGAAGAGUCAUUCCCUCAUGAGAUGAGAGAAUGCCUCUUCUUAGAUCAGGGCAGAGAAACUGUUGACUCUCCAUCCAUUAUUGCACUCCAACUCCCAUCAGCCCCAACUAGCAUGGCUGAUAGUUAGGAAUGGUGGGAGAGAGUCCAGUAACAUCUGGAAGGCCAGAAGUUUCCCAUUUAUUCUUUCUUCCUUUCAAAGUUUACAGGCUAGAUCUCUGGGGAUGAUAACCAAUGAUCCUGGUUUUAUUGGCAACCUGGUGGUUUUAAUAAUAGAAAAUAAAAUGCAAAAAAACAACAACUCCCUAACUGCCUUACUGUCUUCAUUUUGUUUGGAAAUUGUAAACAACUUUCAAGAGAGGGACGUUAAAGUGACUGUGGGUGAAUGUGGAGAGAAUGCAGCCUUAAACCGAGGGAUAAUGACAUUAGAUUAUAUGCUUGCAGUGCCGUCUUUGCCAACAAAUUUGUCAAUAAAAAGCUCAACAGCUUUUCUGUUUGGAUUUUCACUAUUUGAAAUAUGACAACCCUACUGUUCCCCCUCUUGUUCCUUCCUUCUUCAGGCAACUGAAUCCGAGCAGAGGGAGCAGCAGGGUGACCUGCAGAGUUGUGGCUAAUUUGGCAAGGCCACAGUGGCCUCUGCUGGCUAUCAGCCACAGUUGCAGGUAUAGCCUUGGUGAUGAGAAUGAAUAAGGGGCAGGCACUUACUAUCUAAAUCCAAUCCACCUUUUUCCUGCCCAGUCAAGAAAACCAGAUCCAGAGUGUGGAUGGGCCAAUGACAUAUUGGAACAGCAGCCCUGAAGCCCUGAACUUCCACCCCAAUUUAAUAGCCUUGGACAAGGAUGUUGAAGUCUUCUAGAACCAAAAGACUGGGAGUCAUCAGCACCCAGUGCUGUUUUUCUAGAAAAAGAGGUGCCGGGACUCACCACGAAUGCCUCCCUUGCUCUCUUAUAAUGGUAAUGUUGUGCACAUGAGAGGUGCCAAAACUAAAUUCUGAUGAGUUCCAGCUGGAAAAAAGCCCUUCUACACUGCUUUGGAGAUCACCUUUGUCAGUUCAUGCAGGGAGACUGCUGGAUAGUGAGGUGGAUGGUAAAUCAGCACCUAAUCUGUCCUGAUGACCCACUGUCAGGGACAAACACUCUAGAUCUCUGCCCAACUGGACAGAGAGCUUGGAGAGAGAGAUGGAUUUUCUAUAUACCAUAGCUGUUUGGAGGAGUAUAUUCUUUUGUAUGUUCUUGUGACUUGUAUGUGUUCUUUUUUAAAGGAAUGUUUUAAUCUUAUAAUACGUUUUAUGUUUAAACUCCAGAAGUUGCUUGGAGACUUUUGUGUAAGAAAUGUUUAAUGUCUAAUAAAUACCAGUAGUAAUAUUGACUGCAUACUCACUAUUAGCAUUUAAUCACACACCUCCCCCCAAGAAUCCUGGAAACUGCAAUUUAUCUCUCAUAGAGCUACAAAUCCCAGCACCUUUAACAAACUACAGUUCCAAAAAUUCCUGGGCAGGGGAAGUCAUGCACUUCAAAUGUAUGAAGUGUAUGCAGACAGUAACAGUAAUAAUAAUAGUAGUACAGUGGUACCUCAGGUUACAUACGCUUCAGGUUACAGACUGCUAACCCAGAAAUAGUACCUCGGGUUAAGAACUUUGCUUCAGGAUGAGAACAGAAAUCGUGCUCUGGCAGUGCAGUGGCAGUGGGAGGCCCCAUUAGCUAAAGUGGUGCUUCAGGUUAAGAACAGUUUCAGGUUAAGAACGGACCUCCGGAAUGAAUUAAGUACUUAACCCGAGGUACCACUGUAAUAAUAUUUCUUUUAAUUUUGUUUUUAAAGGAAAUGCUUCAAGGUUUGCUUAUCCAUAAACCGGAAGAGCCUUUAGACUUCUUGAUCAAACAAUUAAAACAAGACAACUAUGAUGGUGAGUAAAGGGAAGAAAUCAUUUUAGUUGGGGAACUGGGCAACUAGCAGCUCCUGAGCUGAAUCCAGCCUAUGAGAGGCAGCUCCUGCCCUACAAGUUGUUGACCUCAAGUCUGUCUUUCCCACCAUCCUUUUUGUCUUAUUGCCUACCCUAUUCCUACACAUUUUCUUCCUUUAUGGCAGCCACCAUAACGUUUUGAUCAGUUUCUCUAGGAUGCAGGACAUCAAGACAGCUGAUCAGCCACCAACUAUAUAUUCUGGCCUCCUCCCAAAGUGCAGGCAGUCUCCCCCCCACUCACAAUUUCUCUUCCUCCAGUAUGGUCCUUCCAGCAGAUCUCAUCACCCCAUGGCUGAGCAAAGCAUAGAGGCACAAGUGGGAAGCCAAAAUAACAGGGGCGUCUAUCUCAGCUUUUAGUUCCCCACCUCCUCUAUGUUUGGUUCAGCCCCAGGGUGAUGGGAUCUGCUGGUAAGGCCAUAUCAUGGUGAUGAAGGGGAAAGUGAUGCCUUAGUUUCAAGGGGUUGCUUCAUGUAGAGAUUUGGCUGACGAGCCCUAAUCAGUACCCAACAGUACCACUUUGCAGGUGCAUAGUUAGCCCCGACACACGGAGCGGUGGGGGCGGGGUGAUCUGCACAUGGAGGCACUGCAGCGAUCUGCGCAUGGGGGCUCCAGGGCAAUCUGCCCAGGGGGGCAGUAUAGCGAGCUGCCCACGGAGUCCGCCUGGUGGACGCAAGCCCCACGCUGCCAUUUCAGGCAGCGCGGGCCCCCGAACCACCGCAUCACUCCCAGGAGAGAUGCUUGGCUCAGGCCCCGCGAUAAGUGCCACCCCCUGCGGUGUGCCGUUUUCUCACCCCCCUCAAGGAUGACACCCGGGGUGGACCGCACUCCUGCACCCCCCCUUCCUAUGCCCCUGCCACUUUGCAUGGAAACCAUAGUUAACAUAACUCUAACACAUAACACCAACAUAACAUAACAUAACAUAACAUAACAUAACAUAACAUAACAUAAAACAUAACAUAACAUAACAUAACGUGAGCCUGCUGGAUCAAGCCAAUGCUUCAUUUAGUCCCACAUCCUGUUCUCACAGUGGUCAACCAGGUGUCAGUGGGAAGCACACAAGUAGGACCUAACCAUCAUCUGCACGAUUGAGAUGAAAUUGAUUAGGGAUCGCAUACCAAGAGGGCUAUGCCUUUCACACCUAACAAUUAUUUUCCAGGAGCACCUAGGUACGGUGGUGGCUGAUGCCUGUUUUGACUGAAAGGGCAGAAGGCAGGGAGUCCAAGCAGCAGGUGGCGUUAGAGCCAAUGGGGGGGGGACUAAUUACAGUUUUGUCCCCAUCCUCCUCCCCGCUGAGUUCUACAAUGGCCACACUGAAACCUGGGAGGAGGAGGAAGCUGACAGCCAGGGCCACCACUCCCUGGAUUGGUUGUGAGUAAGAAGGCAGGCAGGCGGGGGCUGGCUGAGGGGUUGGUGGGGCAGCACCCCAUUCAACCUGAUUGAAAAGCCUUCCUAGAUCAGGGUUUCCCAAACUUGGGUCUCCAGCUGUUUUUGGAUUAUAGUUCCCAUCAUCCCUAACCACUGAGCCUGCUAGCUUGGGGUGAUGGGAGUAGUAGUCCAAAAACAAUUUGUGACCUAAGUUUGGGAAACCCUGACCUAGAUAUUAAGAAACCCCACAUUAAAUACUCAUAAAAUAGCCAUCAGUUUUGAACUUGAAUACAUAUGUAUAUAUCUAUAUAUCUCUAAGACAAGUUAAUUGAUCCUUGCUGGAAAUUGUGUCCCACUAUUGUAAUCUCAUAGCUCCCCUGUCCUUAAACCUGAAAUGGCAACUUUGAAAACAAGCCUAGCUUUGUACACAAUGUACAUGUUUGUCUGACGCUGGCAGCAGAAAUCAUGCCAGUGAAUAUGAGUGGAAUUCGCUAUGGUUUUUUUUCUUUUCUUUUUUGAGUCUGCAAAAAUGUGAUUUUCUGCAUUAUUUUUAUGUUUCCUUUCCAUUGAAAUGCAUAGAAAUUAAUUAUGUAAAUAAUUGUGUUAGUUUCAGACAUAAUAUAGUGAGACAAACAGGAUUUAGCAGGAGCCAAACUGUAGCAGAAUGUAAACAGUGCUGAUUGUGGCAAGUACAGGACAGGACGGAAAUCACUGCCUCCUUAUGUUCCUACCCGUGGCCCACCAUGUGCUAAUUUCUAGGGUUUGUAAGAUGCUUCAAGUUUCUUUUCCUGGGGAAAGCCAAAGAGAAAAGCGCAUUAACAGAUCCCUUUUAAAAAAACAACAAACCAAGAUGCCUUUCCUGGGAAUGGCAGGAGUUCUAGUGUAUCCAUUAUUUAUACUCUCUGUGCCUCCAUCUGAUAACUUCCUGAUGUCAUUAAGCUUGCUAAUUACUCCUUUUGUCAAGUGAAAAUUUGGCUUCUCAGCUCUGGCAGCUUUUGCCUGCCAUUUAUUUUUAUUUUUAAAUUACUUACUUACUUGCCACAGCUAAUGACUUCCACAGCUCAACAGCUUCGCAGUCGGGGAAGCUGCAAGUGGGCUUCUUAACAUGAGUGUGUGUUUGUGUGUAAGGCAGGCUGACGAAUCGAACAGCCUGCGUUCCUGCCACAAUGAAGAGCCGUGUACCCUCAAUCAAAAUUAUUUGAUUUACAAACUGUUCACCCUUAGGCGGAUUAGAUUUGGCUAUGCACAACGGCACUCUAAUUUUUCAUUCCACAUGAGCUGUCAAGGCGAGAAUGGUGUCAUGUUACUUUGAUGUUUCUGUAACGGUUUACUCUGGGUUGUUGCUUUUUUAAAACACACACACCAGACAUUCUGUUGUGUCACAUCAAUAAAAUCUCUGUCACUAGAGACGUCUGGGGCUCUUUAUGUUUUAGGGUUGAGAUUCUUAUCAAGGUGAAUUUGUAGCUAAAUAUUUGGGGUUGGUGAGUGAGGGGAGAAAAAACAAUUUUCAUCCAGGAGCUGUUUCUAAAUGUAGUUUGCGCCCAUUCUGAUCUGUUUAAGAGAGGGUUUUUUCGUUUUGUUUUUAAGUACACCAUAGAAAAGGUUUCAUGUAAACCUUUUGGCUCCUGAAGCAAGGGCAUGAUUCAACUGAUGAUAAUGAUUGCUAAUUUGAUUUAGGGCAUAAUCGCUCUGGCCCCCAGCCCACCCCAUGGCAUACCCUGCUCCCACGGUGUAGUAGGGUGUGCAUGCACCUGCCCCAGGUGCCACCAGGGCUUCCAAUGCUGCUGGUGAAAUGUGACCCCUUUCACUCCUCCAAUCUGCUCUGGAUGGUUAGGGGAGCGAUCAGAGAAGAUUUUGGAAGGCACGGGGUGGGGGCAGUUUCCUGCUCAUGCAAUGCAAGCCUCUCUGGGGAGAGCAUUCCACAAAUGUCUUGUGUUUGAAACCCAGGGGAUCCACUGUUAGUCAGUUUAGAUGAUGUUGCACUAUGUAGACCAGUGAGUGAUGCAGUAUAAGGCAGCUUUUUUGGGGGAGAAAUUCAAGAUAGUGCUAAGGAGAUUGCUCCAACAUCCUGCUUGUCUGAUGGAAUGAUCUUCCCUCUCCUCCCCUGUGCACUGUUCUGGAGUUUCUCCCAAUCCCCCUGAGCCAAUUUGGGGUGUAGGGGUGUGUUCAGGGAUGGAGGAAAGCCCCACUGUGCUAGCAAAAGUUAUUGUAGGAGCUCCUGUUAGUGGAACUAGUUACCUGAAUCUAGCCCUGUCUUUUUAAAUUCUUGAGCUGAACAUCCUAAAUGACCAAGCUACAGUUUGUUCCUUUUAUUUUUCAGAGUGGGAUUUGAAAGCAAAGCAAAAAGCUCUUGAUUUUGAGUUUCUAGUAAAAGAGAUUGUCUUUGGUUUAAAGGCAGCACUGCUGUCUGCUCAAGUUCAGAAUAUUCUUAUUAAAUAAUGGAAGGAACAAUGCUAAAAAGAGCUGUUGAGAAAAAAAGAAAGAAUAACAGAGGAGGAAUCUCUAGCAAUCUUGGUUUCUUUGUGUGUAAAUGUGUGUGUGUUUUAAACAAAUUUCUUGAUCACAGAAGAAGGUACUGACUGAAGAGAGGGAGAAGCAUUACCUUAUUAAAGUCAUCAGGAAAGCUAUGAAUUUUCAUGAUCUCUCCUUCCAAGGCAGCUUUCGCCCCAGAGAAAAAUUCAAACAGAGAUGUGGAAGGAAAAGAAAAAGAGAUUGUAUUUUUCCCAGGUGUGAAGGCAGAAAAGCUUUUAAUUAAUAAUUGGUUCUAAAGUACUCCUUUAAGUAGUGUGGCGUGGGCGCAAUGACGCUAUACACAAAGGUGCUGGUAAUUUAUAGCUCCAAACGAUAACAGGCCUUGAGAAACUUUUUUUAAAAAAUAAAAAAUCUUUUAUUAAGUACAUUAGCUAGAAUGUCCAUCUAUGUUUAUACAAUGAAGCAUGCAAAGUUAAAAACAAAUAUUCUUUAAGCACAGCAGCCUAGCAAGGUCGCACAAAAUAAACCAUCAAGUAAGACAGAGAUCCCAUCUUUGUAGGGAAAGCAAGACUUGCUCUGCUUGGAGGAGGAACUCCCAUUUAAAACUUCUGCUAUUUCUAAACAGAGCCUGUCGGGCUCUUGAAACAAAUUCCUGCUUUCUUCCGAAGCUCACAGGUACCAGGCACUGCCACUGUCCACCCUUUGGGCUCUAGAACUCAAAGUUCCCAAACUGAGAUGAACGGUUGUUUGGUUUGGGCUGGGGUUUGUAGCCAGUCUGGUCAUGUAUCAUCUGCUCCUAGCUCUUAUGAUCAGUAUUGAGAGUCCCAGCGCACCCUCACCAUCGCUGGCUCCUACCAGGUCCACCUCCUCGCGCUUCCUACGCCUCUCAAGUUCCUUGCGGGCGCCGUCAAACUCCUCAAUGUCAUCCAGCUUCAGUUGCAGCUGAACAAUCACUCAGAAAAACCCAAGGACGAUGGGGUUGUAUCCAGUGUCUUCCUCAGAGUAGACCCAUUAAAAUGAAUGGAUAUAACUAACUUGGGUCUGUUAAUUUCAAUUGGUCUUCUCUGAGUGAAUUUAGUUGGAUACAAACCAAUAAAAUUUUAUUUUUAUUUCUUAAAUAUAUACAUUGCUGUUAAAAAAAACCCUCAAAGCAGCUUACAAGUAACAAAACAAUAAAACCAUUAGUAAAAACAACUAUUUAAACAUUAAAAAAAUAAAAUCAGCAAUAAACUGGAAACAGGUUAAAACAUAGGAUACGUGUCCUCUCUUCCUACUGGGUAUUUUUGCUUUUUAAAGAAAGUGGCACUUGGAGACUUAGGGAAGUUAAAAAGGUAAAAGAUUUUAUUUUACAGCAAAAUAGGCAAAAGAGAAGAUGUGUCAGGGGACAGAAUUAUUUCAAGAAACAGUUACCGGUAUCUAAACAGGCUUCUAAAUAAGAUGGUAAAUGCACAGAUUAUUUUCACUUUGGUUCAUAGCUGUGAACGUUUCCCUUUUUUAAAGGGAAAUUCCCUUAUUUCGCAUAGGAUUCCUCGCAAGAAAAGGGGAAAGUUGACAGCUAUACUUUGGUUCAUUAAACUAAUUGCAGCGCUGUUUCAGUUUAGGUCAUAAAACUAGGGUUCUGAAAAUUUGACACUUUCUGUCAGUUUCUCCAACCUUUUACAAAUCUCACCCCUGAGGCUCCUCUUUUGGUAUACUAGCCCAGGGGAUCAGCACACACUCCCCUCCUAACUGGUUUGGUAUUACUCCUCUCUUCAGAAGGUCUUUCCCCUUUUUACUGAACUUGAGACCCAAGUAGAGUGUUUCCUCACAACUCCACUUCUCCUUUUUAAAAUUGAACUUCCUGGUUCUCACUAGUCUAUAUACUCUUAAAAGACACCAGCCACCUUAUUUUAAUCUAACACCCAGCUCAGAGACUACCUUCUCUGGCUGUAGAUACUAUUCUCAGGGCAAACUGCACACAGUUCAGAGACUAUACCAUGGGUCAGCAAACUUUUUCAGCAGGGGCUGGUCCACUGUCCCUCAGACCUUGGGGGGAGGGGCGGACUAUUUGUGGGGGGGAGUGAACGAAUUCCUAUGCCCCACAAAUAACCCAGAGAUGCAUUUUAAAUAAAAGGGCACAUUCUACUCACGUAAAAACAUGCUGAUUCCUGGACUGUCCGCGGACCGGAUUUAGAAGGCAAUUGGGUUGGAUCUGGCCCCCAGUCCUUAGUUUGCCUACCCAUGGGCUAUACUAUCCAGCUGAAACGCCAGGAACCCAGACUCUCAACUGCUACAGUGGUGCCUCGCAAGACGAAAUUAAUUCGUUCCGCAAGUCUCUUCGUCUUGCGAGUUUUUCGUCUUGCGAUGCACGGUUUCCCAUAGGAAUGCAUGGAAAAUCAAUUAAGGCGUUCCUAGGGAAACCGCCUUCAGACCAGGUCCGGGGACAGUCUGUCCCCGGACCUCUUCUGAAGGCUGGGGGGGGGGCAAGGGCUUUUCUUCCCACCCCCAGCAUUUUAAAAAACCCCGGGACCGCGGAGGACUUCUCCGCUGUCCGGGCGAUCUUAAAAUGCUGGCGGGCGGCAUUUUAAAAUCACCCCGGGACAGCGGAGGACUUCUCCGCUGUCCGGGGCAAUUUAAAAGCCCCUGGGAAGGCAGGCAGGGGGACAAAGACUUUGCCCCCGCCAGCCUUCAGAAGAGGUCCUGGACCUCUUCUGAAGGCGGGCGGGGGCGAAAGUCUUUGCUCCCCGCCUUCAAAAGCCCUCCGGGACAGGCAGGCAGGGGGAGCAAAGACUCUCGCCCCCGCCCGCCUUCAGAAGGUCUUCCCUCCCCCGCCCGGCUCGGAGCACCGCCCGGCCGGGCGGCGGCGGGAGGUCUUCCCUCCCCCGCCCGGCUCGGAGCACCGCCCGAGCCGGGCGGCGGCGGGAGGUGUUCCUCCCCCGCCCGGCUCGGAGCACCGUUCCGGGCCGGGCGGCGGGGAGGUCUUCCUCCCCACCGCCCGGCUCGGAGCACCGCCCGGCCGGGCAGAGGCGGGAGGUCUCCCUCCCCCGCCCGGCUUCGGAGCACCGCCCGGCCGGGCGGCGGCGGCAGGUGUUCCCUCCCCCCGCCCGGCUUCGGAGCACCGCCCGAAGCCGGGCGGCGGGGGAGGUCUUCCUCCCCACCGCCCGGCUCGGAGCACCGCCCGGCCGGGCAGAGGCGGGAGGUCUUCCUCCCCCCGCCCGGCUUCGGAGCACCGCUCCGAGCCGGGCGGCGGCGGCAGGUGUCCCUCCCCGCCCGGCUCGGAGCACCGCUCCGGGCCGGGCGGCGGCGGCAGGUGUUCCCUCCCCGCCCGGCUCGGAGGAGCCUCCGGCCCGGCGGCGGCGGGAGGAGGUGUCCCCGCCCCGCCGCCAGGCUUCGGAGGAGGUCCGAGGACAGUGGGGAAGACGCGCUGCGCUUCCUCGCUGUCCCUAAGAUUUCCCUAUGGGCUGUCGUCUUGCGAAGCAAGCCCAUAGGGAAAUUGCUUAUGAAGCGCCUCCAAAACGGAAAACCCUUUCGUCUAGCGGGUUUUCCGUCUUGCGAGGCGUUCGUCUUGCGGGGUACCACUGUAUUCUUUUUCCAGUCACAAAGUUCUGUCUCCACCCACCUUCUGGCUAGCUGGACCUGCAGCCAGUCAGAGUGAGUCUUCAGCCCUGCACUCUGCGAGCUACACCUCUCUUGUGGGUAUCACCAUACUCUAGUCUACCUGAGUAGACCAGAAUAAUAAAUAAAAUCACUUAUAAACUAAAAAACAGGUUAAACAUACAUAAACAUGUCUGGGUAGGCUUCUCUAAACAAAAAUAUUUUAGCAGGCACCAAAAAGAGUAGUUAGGUCAGGCAGCAGGGAGUUCCAAAGUGUGAGGCAGCCUGAACAGGGGCUUGUAAUUGUGGAGGUAUACAGUCGUACCUCGGGAUGCGAACGGGAUCCGUUCCGGAGCCCCGUUUGCAUCCUGAACAGAACGUAAGAUGCGACUGCGCUUCUGUGCAAGUGCAAGGUGUGUUUUGCCGCUUCCGCGCAUGCGUGUGAUGUCAUUUUGAGCAUCUGCGCAUGCGCGAGUGGCGAAACCUGGAAGUAACGCACUCCGUUACUUCCGGGUUGCCAUGGAGCGCAACCCGAAAGUGCUCAACCUGAAGCACAUUCAACCCGAGGUAUGACUGUAGUUUGUUGAGGUUUCUGGUUAUUUGAACCCCUAGGUACCUGAAUUUGGUGUGGCAGUUUUUUUUUUGUUUUUUUUUGGAUGUUGGUGAAUUCCUUUUGGGUAUGCGGAAGGGGGGGGCAGUGUUGAAGCACAUAGCCUCAGAUUUUGCAAAGUUUACGUGUAGGCCCAAUAAAAGUUAUUAUGACUAAUUAUUAUUUAUUAGUAUUUUGCCUUCCCCCCACAGAACCAGGACUCAAGGUGGCUUACAAUUUAUUUAUUUAUUUAAAAAAAAUCGCAGAACGCUAAAAACAUAUAAUGGUUAAAAAGUAAGCAACCUAUAGCGGAAUUAAAACAAUAUAAAAUAUAUUAGUCUGAAAUUAGGGUGGGUUGAAAUAAUUAAGAAACAGUGAAAGUUUUUUAAAAGCCCGGGAGAAUAAAAGGGUCUUGGUCUUGUGCCAGAAAGAGUGCAGUUAGUGUUAGGAAGCCCUUAUAGGGAUGGUAUUCUACAUUCAGGUAGGGUUGGGCAAAUUUGAAAAUUGUGUCUUCUUUCAGUUUCUCAGUUUUCUGUUUUUAGGUUCAGCUAGUUACAGUUCCACAUCAGUUUGUGGUGUUCUUUUUUAAAACUCUUUGUGGAAAUUCAUCUGUGUUUUGUGCAAAUUUCUUCUAAUACUAACAUUUUUGUAUGCAAAGUCCACCAAUAUAUACAUGAUUGCAAAGCAAUUUCCCCUAACAGAAUGCAUAUAUGACUUCCACAGAUGUAUGCUUUUUGUGCACACUUUACCAGGGCAUGUACAUUUUUUGGAAUGCCACUGGGCUUGAGAACUGCACUGUAAAAAUUAGGAGAAAUGUAAACUCAGAAGGUUGUAUGUCUGAGUUUUUUCAGAAAGUGAGAAUUAAGCAAGUACAUCUUUAAAUGCGAUCCAAAUCAAAUUUCAUCCUUCAUUCAAUCCCCGUCCCCCUUUAGUAGUCAUCCACCUCACUACAUUUGGCAGCGGCAUUCAGAAGGUACAUUUUAGUGUUUGGAUAGGAACUCACUUGCAGGUAAACUGACCCCUAGGGCUACUUUAAAGAUUAAUACUAGGAGUUUGAAUUGGACCCAGGAGAAACAGCAGAAACUGUAGCACUAAUCUGAAUGUAAAUUAGCUGUGAACAAAAUUAAGAUGAUGAUGAUGAUGAUUAUCAAAGCUGAAUCUUAAUCUCAGAAAAAUGAAUGAAGUGCAGAGAAGCAGAAUCAGGUAGUGCUUGGAUAACUGAACAUGGAUUGCUUAUUCAACAAAGUCACACCUUGUUAGAUAACAGAAAUUUUGGAAGCCAAAUCCUUGACAGCCUUCUGUGUUAAAAUUUCCAUCUUGGAAAUGUAUAACACUGGCAUUUUAGCAGCUGCUUGGGGGGUAGGGGUGGUGGUCAUGCCAUAGCCCUAGUCCAAGAAGGAGUUAAGUACACAAAAAUCAGUGGGAUUCAGCUGGCAUAACUCUCUGUUGAAUGGUGGGCUGUUGACUGUAUAAAGGGAUCGGUGUGCAGACCAGAAGGGUUAAACAGUCCAUUACAAAGUUGCCCUAGAAACACUCUGCCACCCGUGUGGUACGUUUAGGGACUGAGCCCCAGAUGAUUUUUACCGGUGUGCAGAUGAGUAAAUCGGCACAUUUCUGCAUUGGCACGUCUUCUGCCAGCUCCUAUGCAGAAGGAAAAGCAGAUUUAGUACAAAGUGAGCAUUUACAGUAGCCCUGGGCAAUAUUAAAGCGUGAUACGGUGUGUAUAAUGGUACGUUUCCUUUUUCUCCCCCCUCCUAUCAAACGUUUGUCCAAAAAGCUGUGUAUUAAAGCUUCAGUACCUCAGGGUUUUCUUGUGAAUUUUAAAUCGUGCUCCUUACUUAAACCUCAAAAGGAUCUGUAGAUAGAAAGGUUCGUGAUAUUAUAUAUAUAUAUAUAUAUAUAUAUAUAUAUAUAUAUAUAUAUAUAUAUUGCUUUGAAGCGGGUUGAAGAAGUGGAUUAGUGUUGGCACCACAGCACAUUUCAGUGGCUCUGUUUAUAAAUAAUUCCUCACUUACCAGGCUGGAGUUUCAAGGUGUUAAGAUUUUUUUUUUUUUAAAGGGGGAUGGAGGAGAAAAAAGCCACACAGGUUUUAAUCACAUUAUUUUUUUUGAAAGAAAUUAGGUGACAAAAACAGCUUGAUGUAGCCUUUUAAAGCAUUCUUUUCCUGAUAAUGUAUAGCCUUUUCUUGGUGCUCUUACAAGAGCCAGUAAGAGCCCUUCCUUUAAACCUCCCAAGUCAAAGAACUUUGUAAAGAUGAAUUUGUAAUUUGGGGGGUUCAUGCAUGAUUUAAAAUUUUCCACUGCUCAACUCCAUACUGGAAAGCGGAUGCAAAGCUUUGGGGUGGACGGUGGGGUGGGGAAUACACUUCUCUCUUUCCCUCGGCUCUCUUGCCAAGAUCAGAGAGCAUCGCUCCCUUUUGGAUAGCAAGAUCCAGCGAGGCUUGUCAUUUUUUAUUUUGGCCGGCUGGAAUCUUCGACUGAAAUUAUCUCCACAGGUACCUUUGGAAAAGAUGUGAGGGGUAGAAGGGAGCAGGCUUCCAAGAAAAUGCACUGGGAGACUAGCCAUCACAGUGCUUGUAUAUAACAUGGCAGUGGGUGUGUGGGUGGGGGCAAAGGGGCAACAGAUCACAACCUCAAAGGGCAUCGUGAAAAUGGCAGGUGUCCAAAUUUCAGAUUUUAAACAAAGCUGAAAGAUUUCAGGAACAGAGGGCAACAGAGUGAGGUUCAAAGGAUAUAUUUGCUUGUGGAUCUAAUUAAGAUUCAGUUGCAAACAAAAUCUCCAAAGCAAGCAGGAUUUAAAAAAAGUAUUUAAGGUUGUUAUUUUCUGUCUGUUUUAUACCUGCCAUAUAAUGCUUGUUCUGUACUUGCAAUAAAUUGGUCCUUUGGUGUAAAAGCACCUACACUUUGGAACUUCCUGCCCAUUUAUGUUAUUACCUAACAUCAAUACAUCUUCACUGUAUUGUUUCCUGUGGUGCCAAACUCCUUUUUGUUCCAACAAGCUUACCCAGGCAUGUAACUUUAACAUGUCAUAUUGAUAGAUAGUUUUGGCUGGUUGCUUGGCUGGCAUCUGUUUGUCUCAGGAGACAAUGGAAAAAUGUGCCUUUGAGGGUGAAGCCAAACCAUUGGAGGGUUACAGCUCCUGCUGUGGUGGUAGAGACCGAAAUGGAAGAGACAUGUUUUGCUGCAGCUGGGGCAGAUGAUGGCAUCUGGCUGUGCUGAUACAGGUGUACCAUGGCAUUUCUUCUUUCUGCGCUCCUCCCAGUGGUCAUUCCUCCUUUAGUCACUGCUAUGGAUAUACAACCUUACUGUCUCCAGGCAUUGCGGUCAUCUGCAAGGGAUUCCCAAAUGGAGGGGAUGAUGUUGCCAGCCUUCAUGUCAUGUUUACAGACAUCUUUGUAACAUAGAGUUGGUCUGCUAACAGGCCUGGUGUCUGAAGCCAGCUCCCCGUAGAGCACGUCCUUGGGGAUCCUGCCAUCUUCCAUUCUGUAGACAUGACCAACCCAACGUAGAUGUCUCUGAGACAGGAGUGCGAACAUGCUGAGAAUGUGGGCUUGGGAGAGCACGUCUUCAUUUGAGACUCUGUCCUGCCAUGUGAUGCCCAAAAUCUUCCUGACGCAGCACUUAAGGAAGGCAUUGAGGCUUUGCUUCUGGCAGGUGUAAGUUGCCCACGACUCACUUCCAUAAAGCAGUGUGAUGCAGCACAUCUUGGCAUUGGUCGUUAGCAUCACAUUUUCCCAUACUGUUUUGGAGAGGUGAGCCAUUGUCAUAGCUGCCUUGCCAGUAUACUUGUCGAAUAUACCAGGUUGGGGAAGGCUGCAUUAAAACAAAGCAUCAAAGGAGAUAUUAAAAGAGUAAAGUUUAAAUGGGUGUGUUGAAACAAAAAUGGUUUUUGUCUUUCCAUAACCAAGCCCUGUGUCUUGCACUCAGGGAAUUUGGAAAGACUGACUUAUACCAAUAGUUACUCAGCCCAUUGAGUUGUACCCCAAGAUAUCUGUGUUUUCAAAGAAUCGUCACAGGUGGGCUGAAAUACCAUAAGAACAUUAGACAAGCCUGCUGGAUCACACCAAAGGCCCAUCUAGUUCUGCAUCUUGUUCUCAGAGUGGCAGACAAGAUGCCCCAGUGGGAAACCCACAAGCAGGGUCUGAGCACAGAGACCAUUCUCCUGACUUGCAAUUCCUAGCAGCUCUGAUCCAGAGGCCGCUGACACCCCAUCCCACACCUCCUGAAAAUGGGCAUGUACACACUAGAUCAGGCAUAGGCAAACUUGGCCCUCCAAAUGAUUUGGGACUACAACUCCCAUCAUCCUUAGCUAACAGGACCAGUGGUCAGGAAUGAUGGGAGUUGUAGUCGCAAAACAGCUGGAGGGCUGAGUUUGCCUAUGCCUGCACUAGAUAUUUAAAGUGCAUUAUUUCCCUCAAAGAUUUCCCUUCGCAGAGUUACAAUCCUCAGCAAAUCUUAACAUACUAAAGUGCCCAGAAUUCUUUGAGGGGAAAGAAUGCGUUUCAAAUGUGCUUUAAAGGCCUAGUGUGUACACAGCCUUAAUCUCAGCCAAGAACUUUCCCCAAGGCUUCCUGCCCCCUACACUCUCAACCCUUUGUUUCCCCUUUAUGUCCACCUCCCCCUGCUUUCGCUAGACCAUCCUUUCUGGUAAUCCACCUCAACUUGAUUGCCGUUUCCCAGCACCUGGGUCUCCUCUCUCCCAUAUUUUAAUCAUUAAAAGCCCGCAACGGUGCUCGAGAUGGAAGGGCACAUUAAAACCCCGCACACGUCCGCGUAACGAAGAAGAUGCGGGGACAUAUGUGUCGAGGGGGAAGGCGGCUGGCGCGCCAUCCCUUUCUUCUUCUUCAGCUCCCUUUGCCUUUAAUCUUGCUCUGAAACCAAAAGAAGGUUGUGCCACGGACAACCAUGGACUCGAGGAAUGAACAAGAAAAGAGCAGGGAGGAAUCUGAUAUUAAUGCUGUCCAGGGGGAGAGCGAGUGAGCAGCGAGACAAAAGGACUGAGGAGGGUGAAAACACACAUGGAGUAACUUGUUUUUUCUCUCUCUAGCGGCUGAAGGGGGUGGUGGAGUUUUUGCCAUCUUGCUCCAGAAGAAACCUGGGAAACGUACUGCAUGUCUCAUCUUCCCCAGCUCUGCCCAGGAGGUAGCUAGUCUCUGGGUCAAGGAGACGUGAGGGGAAAGUGAAAUGAAAACUAUCUUCUUUAUAAACUAGCAAAAUACCUGCCAUGGUGCUGCUCAGAUGUCACACACAUCUAGGAGGGGUGUGGUAGGUCUGUUCUCUUGACACAGAGAGUACAUUGCACACACACACCCCAGCGUGCACACACCCUGCCCCUCAACUCCAGAUCUUUGUUGGUCGAGCCGGGACUGGCCAGGAUGAGGCCUUGGAAGGCCCACUUCUUCUUAGAACACUGUUACAUAUUCCUUUUUAUUUUUUCUACCUUGGGAACUAGUUGCAGCCAUUAAUUUUUGGACUUUUUUUUUUUUUUUUAAAGAAAUGAUAUGCCUUAAUACACCAAGCAAGGUAACUUUAACAAAAAUCAAUCAUGGCUUUAAUUAAAAGAUAAAUAAAUCCAUAGUCCACACUCCUGUUAAGCAAAUAGUGUCCCGAUUAAAAACCAUGCAAGAGCAUAAAACUAAUAAGAGCACAGGACAAAUAGCAAUACAUCAAGCCCUCAAAUUGUGCUUGCUUUACUUAUAUGAUCAUAACCUUAUGUCAGGCUGGGGUGGGGAAUAUAUAAAUAAAUGGAGAGCCAGGUCCAUCUCUGCUCUCCAUUUAUUUAUUUUCCCUGCACUGUGCACCCACUAGGUUUUGCAGGAGGACUCUGGCACUAGCAUUCCAGGGUCCUUGCGGCACCUUCCCAAAGCUAGGUAAGUGAGGCACAGGGCUUUGGGAAGGUUUCAGGACUCUCCCACAACCUUUCCAGACCCUGGUAAGCUGCUCUCCAUCUUGCAGGGGUGGGAGGCAGUUCCAGGGGUUCCUGCCUCUGUGCGUGGACUCCUAAAACCGAACCCUUGCGGAAGUGGUGGGCCCACUGUAAUCAAAACAGCCAUGAUCAGUCACUGUUUAAAAGCACUGGAAGUGGGGGCAGUCACUCCAAAUUGCAGGCAACAUGACUGAUCCAGUCUCUGCCCCCUGAAUUUGGAGCAUGUAGAGGACUCUUAAAUUCUGGAUCUUAAAUUCUAAGUGGGUGCAUUUCUCAGAAGGUGUCCCAGGUGUUCAGGGCUUUGAAAGCCAGAAAAGUCAGAACCAGCACCCAGAGACACACAGGCAACCCGAGUGCACUCAACAGGUAGUCCUUAGGCUGCAGGUCUCCUGAAGUAGUGGGGAGGUCCCAUAUAUGUUUUGGAAUAGCAGCUGAACCUGUCGUUUACCCUGGGCCAUUAGGUCCUCCCCACUCUGCUUGAGAUUGUAGCCUAUCUCCUCAGAACAGUGACAAAAGCUUGCUUUUCUUAAUACGAUCUGUUGUUUACCACCUUGAGAUAUUAUUGGACUAUAACUCUCAUUGUUCCCGGCCAUUGGUCAUGUAGGUUGGAGCUGAUUGGAACUAGGUCUAGCAGCAUCUGGAGGGGCACCAUGUUGCCCAUCCUAUGUAAAAUAGCGGCAUUCCUUCCCCACAGUUACUAGCUGACCACUAGUCCAAACUUGAGGUCUUCAUGCUAAGGGAGUGAAUUGCUGGCAUUUCGAGUUAAUCCCUGCUGGAGGAGCCUACUUUACUCUUGAUUACCAAAAUUAUAAGAAAAGAGAUUCUGACUAAACAUUAGGAAAAAAAUUCUGAUGGUAGGAGCUGUUUGAUAGUGAAAUGGACUACUUGGGAAGGUUGUGGACUCUUGUUCACUGGAGGUUUUUAAACAGAAGUUGGAUGGCAAUGUGUCAGGGAUUAUUUAGCUGUGAUUCUUACAUUGCAGGGUUUGGAAUAGAUACUCUUGGGGUCCUUUCCAAUUUUACGAUUCUAUGUAUAUAAUCACACUGAGACUCUUUGAGUUUGGAUGGGAGGAAAGCUAUGUUCAUUGAACAAAAUGCAUGAUUGAUUGGAAAGGUCUUCGUUCUAUCUAAGGUGGAGAAUGCAUGGAUGGUGAGAGAAUCAAAAAGGUGUCUCCUCUCACCGGGGAGGCAUGGAGAAGAUGGAAGAGAAAUUGGGUAUCAGUCUAGCACUGGAUAAAGUUCAAUAGGUCAACAUAAAAAGGACAGUCUGGGAAGGGGAAUAAGCCUACAGUGCACCCCAGCAUUUCCAACAUUUAAACAUAUGCUAAUAAAAGGAACUGGAAUGGCAAUGGAUAUUGCAGUUAUCUUCGGGAAAUUACAAGGAUUCUUAACAGCUACAAUGUUGUGACAUUCAUGUGUUUUUUAUUUCAUCUACAGUUCCAAAGAUCUGUAUUCUUGGACCUCCUGCUUCUGGGAAAACAACUAUUGUAAGUAGAUUUUUGUGUAUGCAUGGAAAUGUUCUUAAUGGAUAGCAGAUGUAGGACUCAUUGUCUUUAUUAAAGUCUAUAUUAAUACUUAGCAUUUUUCUGGACCUGGACAAAAAGCUCCAAUAUAGUUAAAUUGUGGAAUUUACUCCCAUGAGAUGUGGGUGACGGCCACCAACUUGGAUGGCUUUUAAAUUAUACAAAUGGAGGAUAAGCCAUGAUUGCUAUGUUCUGCCCUGCACUAUCGGAGGCAGUAUGCCUCUGAAAAAGCAGUUGCUGGGAAUCACAAGUGGGUAGAGUUGCUGUGCUCAGGUCCUGUUUGCUGGCUUCCCAUUGGGGCAACUGGCCAGCCACUGUGAGAACAGGAUGCUGGACUAGAUGGGCCACUGGCCUGCACCAACAGGCUUGCCUUAUAUUAUUACGGUGCUUCAGACUACCUGUGAUGAUUCUGUGAAAACACAGACAUCUUGGCCUAUGCUUUGACAUUUUGAGUAACAAUUGGUAUAUAUCAGUCUUUCCAAAGUUCCUUGAGUGCCUGUGAUAUGGCAGUUGGUCCCAAGAGUCAGGAAACUCCCUGUUCAAACCUUUCGUCUCUUCCAGAUUCUCAAAAGUAGCCUUAGACAAGAAGCCACUGUAUACUUUCAGGCUCUCUUCAGCCCACAUCUUUGUAGCUAUUCUGUUCUACCUCACAGCGGGGUUGUGCAAUGUAUAGGAAAGUGUUGGAAAACUUUGAAGCUGCGGUCCUCUACCUACCUGUCUAGGUAUAGGAUUGCAAAGUCAAGCCCUUCAUAAACAUAAAGUAGUAUGAUUAACACAGGCCUGUCCUUGCACUAAAUCAUUGCUCUCUCCUACUCUGCCUAAGGCUGAAUCCUUUAAACUCUUUACAGAUUAAUUUUAAUUUCAAUAAAUGUAUUUAUUGAUUAAUUACCCUUCAUCGGAACGAAACAGGUUAAGUAAGAUUCCCUGUGUGUGUAUAGGUUUUGCUGCUUAUUUUUUCAUUCCCUAGCAGUGUUUGAGAAAAUCCAGGCAUUGGGCUCUUCCAGAGGGAGGGGGCAGAAGGAGCACAGGUUUUAAAGUGACAUCGUAAAUGAAAACGUUCCAGAUCUCCAUUGUGCUGAAUUUCAAAAUGGUCACUAUAUUCCUUUUAAAAGUGACAGAUAACAUAUUUGCUGUUCCCCCCUCUCCUGUUACAGAUGGUGCUUUCUUUUUCUACUUUCCACUUAAGCGUUACGAAUUUUGCACACUCCGAUGGAAAAACUGUGAAAAUGCUGGUGUUAUUUGUUUUUAAAUUUUCUUCAAAUUCACUUUCAUUUCCUUUGGGAAGAUACAGCUCUCUCUUAUUCCUUCUCUCUCUCCCACCCCAAACACCUGCUUUUCCCUCCAGGCAAUGUGGCUUUGUAAACAACUGGGAACUGCACGGAUUUCUCCGGAGACUCUGUUAACCAGUGCGUGGUCAAACCUCACAGACAAAGUACAGGAGUAUCAAGACACAAAACAGGUGCGUGGGCAGAGGUAACGAUGCUAUCUCUGCAUGGAAGGGAAAGAUAAGUUGUGGCAUUUGCCGUUUUAUUUUUCUGCAGACACAAACGAGCAAUCCAAUUAUCGCACCUUGUUUUGUAUCUGUGGUGAUUUCAGAACAGACUUGUGAAUUUGUGGCAGUGGGCUCCCUCCAUUCUAGGGAUGAAAUAGCAAAGGGAGCUUUGCCAUCCUCAGCUGAGAAUAAAUAUUGAACUUUUCUGAAUUCACAAUCUACCCUAUGCCAUAGUUGUUACUAAAAACAAGGUAUUAAAAACUCCUCCAGGUGGAUAGAAAUUCAUGAGCACAGUGUGUCUGAAUGUAAUGCAGUCCAUAGCUGCGCUGUUGGAGAAUUCUUUUGGAAAUGGGAGCAGAAAUCAUGACAGUUUGCAUGCUUGACCAAGGUCAGGAACAGAAAUCACACAAGCAAAUAUGAGCAGCAUUCACUAUUGUUGGUUUUUUCAGUCUGUGCCAUUUUGUGCACCAUUUUUGACAUUUCCUUUCCACUGAAAUUAAUUACAGUACAUAAUAACAUUAGUUUCGGCCCAAAACAAAUGAAUAACCCGAGUUUUAGUGUAAACAGAGCGGAAACAGCACUGGUUCUGAUGAAAGCAGGAUGGGACAAAAAUUGGUGCCUUCUUACACCCCUAUUCACAACUUUCUUUUUUAAGGAUGGGGGAGGUUAGGGUAGGGAGAGUAUCCUACUUAUCUCCCCACCCACCUGUUUGGACCAUCCUGCAACCAGGUAGGGACUUUUUUCUUAGGUAAAGGGACCCCUGACCAUUAGGUCCAGUCAUGGCCAACACUGGGGUUGCGGUGCUCAUCUCGCUUUAUUGGCCGAGGGAGCUGGCGUACAGCUUCCGGGUCAUGUGGCCAGCAUGACUAAGCCGCUUCUGGCGAACCAGAGCAGUGCACGGAAACGCCCUUUGCCUUCCCGCCGGAGCGGUACCCGGUACCUAUUUAUCUACUUGCACUUUGACGUGCUUUUGAACUGCUAGGUUGGCAGGAGCAGGAACCGAGCAACGGGAGCUCACUCCGUCGCGGGGAUUCGAACCGCCGACCUUCUGAUCGGCAAGUCCUAGGCUCUGUGGUUUAACCCACAGCACCACCCGCGUCCCUCUUCUUAGAGGAAGACCCUAUUGUCAGUUCCUAGCAUAUUUAGAAAUGAAGUGAACAGAGCAGACCUUGACAAGCACUCCAAAGAUCUUCUCCUCUGAAAGAUGCCUCACCUGGUUUGGUCUCCUGCAGAGUCAGUGCCAAGGAGGGUAGUCCUGGGAAGACACAGUCCAAAAUCAGUAGCCUUGAGCCUGUAGAAUAGGGCAUGGGAAACCCUUUUCAGCCAUGGGCAAGGCCACAUGAUAGGCAGGGCCAGAGGCAUAAGUGGCAGAGCAAGGGAUGUAAAUUUCACCUUCAUACAAUAGGCUAGUUUCUACACACACGUUCACGCUUGCCCCUCUGCGUUGUCCAUCCAGACAAGCAGGCCACAUUAUCAGAGUUUAAAGAUCCAACCAAGCAGGAACACUCAAGGAGGGUGCAAAGUAAGGCCCGUGAGUGUUGCUGCUUGAGGGGAAUUCUGAAGCCUGGAGAGCCUGAGGUGUCUCACUCCUGUUGUAGAGUCCAGGGAUCAGACCCUAAUUGUUUAUAUUCUCUCUCUUCUCUCUCCCUCUUCUGACACACCACAUUCUACAAUCAUUCCUGGAACUGAAAGUUACACAGAUUAAAAGGUACACAGCAUGAUGACAUCCAUCUGUGAUCUCUGGCCUUGGGGAGGAAUGGUGAGCCCAUGUUCACUGAUUAGGGUCCUACGGAUGCUCCAGGAAGAACAGGACCAGGAAUAAAGUCUGACUGUUGCUUGUGCAACUCUUCCUCUUCUGUCUCUCCUAGUCUUUUUCUUCACUUCUCACACUUCAGUUAGACAGCUCCCCUGCUGCACUAGCAGAAGUCUUGCUACAGACCCUCUCUUUUCCCCUUCCUUCCUUUCUCUAAUUUAAAAGAGGCGAACUUAGUUUUAUAUAUUCCCUAGCAGUGUACCUAGCAUUUUUCCCGGGGAUUCUAAGAUAGCAAAGAAUCAGUACAGCUUUGAAUCUGAGGUUAAAAUCAGUGCAGUUUUGAAAGAUUCAGUCCGCCAUCUUGAUUCAAAAUGGAAUCCAGUUGUAUUCAGACAUAGACAAAAGUCUGCUCUUUGAUCUCAGGAACCACCAUGCAUAAUUGGUUAUGAUAUCUUCAGAGGUGUCCAAACACAUAGCAAAUGAGCAUCUUUUGAAAAUAUAGAUAUACAUUUGCAAACAUUUAUGUACUGUGAAUGCCAUGGCAGUGAACGGAAUAAAACUGCAUUCAUAAAACAAAUGCGGAAAUAAAUCCUAAACUUUGUUCAUUUUGUCAAAGAUUAUUUUUAUUCAGUUGUGCAAGAAAACCCCCCACCAUUGAUUUGGAGGGAGAAAAAUAGAAAGGAACACAGCCUCACGCACAAAAAUCCCCUUUGGUUUAAUUACUCUCAUUAUUAGCAUACUUCAGGCUAAUCAGCAGCACUUUCAAGGGGGCCCUGUAGGGUUUCCUUGAUUAUUAUGGGGUGGGACAUGAAAGUCAAGGAGAUCUGGCAAGGAAUCAGGCUGUAUGGGGAGGGGAAGAAAGAGAGGGAAGUGGUGAAAUCAGUGCAGUGCUUUACAUGCUCUUUCGAGUUGGCAGGGUGUUUGCAUAGGAAGAUGUUUUUGGUUAAAAAGAAAACAAGUGUAUUUUCUUUUUUUUAAUGCAAGGUUAGCCUCAGGAGCCAGAGAGUAACCAUGGUGGAUAGGGACCACUGAGACUGGUGGAGCAGAAGGCAAAGAGGUCCUCAGGAAGUGGAGCCCAUUUAGUUCAGCAUUGUGUUCCUGUAGUAAACCAGCAAUUAGGAUUCUAGCACAAGAGCACUCUCCCCUCCUGUGGUUUUCAGUUCAGAAGCAUUACUGCCUCCAACUGUGGAGGCAGAGCAUAGCCAUCUUGGUUAGUGGCCAUCAAUAGUCCUCUCCUUCAUGGAUUUUUCUCACCCGGUUUUAAAGCCAUCCACUUGGUGACCAUCAAUGCAGGGCUGGCCCAAUAGAUUUUGGCACCUGAAGCAAACCUCAAAAUAGGGCGGGAGGCCCUCCUUGCUGGGGAAGGUGGGGUGAAUGAAGAUCAACAUCAGGAACAAUGGGUGGGGGGAGGACAGGAAAGAAAGAUUGACAUCAGAAUCUGCUGCCCCUAGGAAUCGUGCUGCCUGAAGCAGUUGCCCCUUCUGACCUCAUGGGUGGACCGGUCCUACAUCCCUGCCUCUUUUGGGAGUGAGUUCCAUAGUUUAUGCGCUGCAUGAGGAAGUACUGUCUUUUAUCUGUCCUGAAUCUUCCAACAUUCAGCUUCAUUUGAUGUCCACGAGUUCUAGUGUUAUGAGAGAGGGAGAUAUUUUCUUCUCUAUGCACUUUCUCCAUGCCAUGCAUAAUUUUAUAAACUUAUAUCAUGAUGGGCACUCCAGGCAGGAGAGGAUUCUUCUUUUGUCCAUCAUUGGGGAAUCUGCAAAUAUUUAAGCUGAAAGUUCAUUGAGUGAUUUUUGCCUAGUCAGCUCCUGGCCACUGCUUAUCACCCUGCCACCGUUAGAAGAGGAAGGAGCCAAAUAGGUUUAAGUGGCAAGAGGGCUCAAAGAUGCUAACCAUAUGGGAGGGGAGACGGCAGGAGCUAACUGAAGAGGGGCCUUCCAUCUUGCAGGGCAAAAAGUCUGGGGCUGGCUCUAUAAAUGGAAAAUGGAGGGAAAUUGAGUCUGUGCCAAGCACCUGUAUCAGACCCUGUGUUGCUGAGGACAAAGUACUGUGGCUCUGUGGCAGAGCACAUUCUUUGCAUGUAGAAGUUUUCAGGUUUUAUCCCUGGCAUUUCUAGGGGGAAGCUCUGUCCAAAACCCUGAAGAGUGGCUGCCAGUCAGUGUAGACAGUACUGAGUUAGGUAGACCACAGUGGUCUGGCAUUCUAUAAGACAACUUCUUUUGUUACUGAGGUGAUAUAUAGCAGGAAAGGGCUGUAGCUCAAUGGCAGAGCACCUGCACUGCAGGCAGAAGGUCCCAGGUUUAAUCCCUGUUGUCUCCAGGUACAGCUGGGAAUGUCUCUUGAAUGAAGCCUACUGAGCUGCUGCCAGUCAGUGCUGACAAUAUUGGAAGAGUUUGACCAGGAGUCUGUUGUGGUAUAAGGCCGCUUCCAGUGCUCCUGACUCAGCUCAGUGGUAGUAUGCAGAACUUGAGUCAGAACAAAAAGCACUUAGAAGCCAAAGCUGGAUCUGGGCCUUUGCAAUUUGAAAGAGCGGCUUUGCUCAGCAGCCCCUUUGCAUUGUCUCUAAAUGCCCCCUUGACUAUUCCCACCCCCCAAACUCGGGUCAACAGAGGUGCUCUGUAGAUUGCUCAGAUUGCAAGGCUGCUAAAGGAACCCGUAGAGGACUCCAGUUUAAAUUGGCUCCUCAAGCCUUAGCCAGGUGGACCCCCUGGCAGCCCACUAGCCUCUCUUGAAAUGACACAUCAAAGAGGGAAGUGGGAGUCUAGCUGUUUCUGAGAGCAGCAUGAAGCACCUUUGUAAAAUGACAGCCUCAAAGCUGCCAGUCCCAGCUCCAGCCGCGAGAGGCUGCAUGAGGCUUUGACGCAUCUCCCUGCGGGACCCACAGACUUGCAAGGAACACGUUUUAUUUCCUUUUGCUCUUCUUUCCCCCUCACCUGUGUGUGCAUGAAUGCGCCUGCUUUUGAGUGGGAUGGAGCUCAGGAGAUGUUUGAGAAAAGACCUAAGUGGGUCAUUUUGUUGCUCCCUUGCCUGCCUGUCAUCAAUUUGCCGUUAGAAUAAUAGAAUAAUAGAAUUGUAGAGUUGGAAGGAACUCUGAGGGUCAUCUAGUUCAACCCCCUGCAAUGCAGGAAUCUCAGCUAAAGCAUCCAUGACAGGUGGACAUCCAACCUCUGUUUAACAACCUCCAAUGAAACAGAGUCCACCACCUUCCAAGGGAGACUAUUCCACUGUUGAACAGCUCUUGCCAUCAGAAAAUUCUUCCUGAUGUUGCACUGAAAUCUCCUUUCUUGUAAUUUGAAGCCAUUGGUUCAGGUCCUACCCUCCAGAACAGGAGAAAACAAGUUUGCCCCGUAAUCCACAUGACAGCCUUUUAGAUAUUUGAAAAUAGCUACCAUAUCUCCUCUCAGUCUCCUCUUUCUGGGUUAAACAUACCCAACUUCCUCAACCGUUCCUCAUAAGGCUUUGUUUCCAGACUGUUAUUCAUCUUGGUUGCUCUCCACUGCACACAUUCUUCUCAGGCCCUUCUUCGUGUGUCUCAUCCACAAGGUCCGGAAGGUGGCAACAUGAGUAUGGGCCUUUUCUUCAGUGGAAUGCUCUCCUCAGGGAGGCUCAGCUGACGCCUUCAUUAUACUCCUUUAGGUGCCUGCCGGGUGAAAACUUUCCUCUAUAACAAGGCCUUUUGACAUGGAUAGGCAAACUAAUGCCCGGGGGCUGGAUCCGGCCCAAUUGCCUUCUAAAUCCAGCCCCUGGACAGUCUGUGAAUCAGCUUGUUUUUACAUAGUAGAAUGUGUCCUUUUAUUUAAAAUGCAUCUCUGGGAUAUUUGUGGGGCCUGCCUGGUGUUUUUACAUGAGCAGAAAGUGUGCUUUUAUUUAAAAUGCAUCUCUGGGUUAUUUGUGGGGUAUAGGAAUUCGUUCAUCCCCCCCCCCCCCCAAAAAAAAUAUAGUCCGGUCUGAGGGACAGUGGACCGGCCCGCUGCUGAAAAAGUUUGCUGACCCCUGCCUUUUGACAUGCCCUUUUAAAACAUGUUGUGGAAGGGGAUAUUACUGGGCUGUCUUUGUUUUUGUUCUUAUUAUGUAUUUUCUGUUGAAUAAAAAAAUAACAAUAAUUUGUUGAUAGCCUCCAUUAAUUGUGGCAUUUGUUUUCUUAAAACCAGUCAUGGAGUAGGGGCCUAAGCUGUCAGCUUCCUCCUCCUCAACCUCUGUGUUCCUCUUAUUGAACUAAGCAGGAAAGAGGAUGGGGUCAAAACUGGAAUUAGGCCACAUUCUCACCAUGCAUUUAAAGCCAUCUGGUGUUGCUUUCUACAAUCAUAGCUUCCCCUCAAAAAAUUCUGGGAGCUGGAGUUUGUUAAGGGUGCAGAGAGAUGUUGGGGGUCACCCUUGUUUUCCCUCUUAUUUUUUCCCCCCAAAGAUAUUUAUUAAGAUUUUCAAAAUAUUACAAAAGAAAAAAGAAAAAUACAAAAUAAAAAUAGUUAAAAACUAUUCAGUUUUUCAAUCACUUAUCUUUCAUUUGCUUAUUUCCCGGACCUCCUCACACCUCCCUUUUCUGUAUUCCAAUUCAGUUUGUUAGUUCAGCAAAUCCCUCCCUCUUUGUUUAUCCUAAUCUUCAAUCCUAAAGUAUUGUAACAUUAGAUUUUUACCUAUUAAUAGUCCAUUUUUUCAUAUUCCCUUAUAACAUUACAGCUAGAAACCACUUAGUUUCUAUCCAACAUCAUUCUAGCAUUCAUUAAUUUUACAGUAUUUCUGUAAAUAGUCUUUAAACUUUUUCCAAUCUUCUUCCACCGACUCUUCUCCCUGGUCUCGGAUUCUGCCAGUCAUUUCUGCCAGUUCCAUAUAGUCCAUCAUCUUCAUCUGCCAUUCUUCCAAGGUGGGUAGAUCUUGUGUCUUCCAAUACUUUGCAAUAAGUAUUCUUGCUGCUGUUGUGGCAUACAUAAAGAAAGUCCUAUCCUUCUUUGGCACCAAUUGGCUGACUAUGCCCAACAGGAAGGCCUCUGAUUUCUUUAGAAAGGUAUAUUUAAAUACCUUUUUCAGUUCAUUAUAGAUCAUCUCCCAGAAAGCCUUGAUCUUUGGGCACGUCCACCAAAGGUGAAAGAAUGUACCUUCGUUUUCCUUACAUUUCCAAUAUUUAUUAUCGGGCAAAUGAUAGAUUUUUGCAAGCUUGACUGGUGUCAUGUACCACCUGUAUAUCAUUUUCAUAAUAUUCUCUCUUAGGGCAUUACAUGCCGUAAAUUUCAUACCUGUGGUCCACAACUGUUCCCAGUCAGCAAACAUAAUGUUAUGUCCAACAUCUUGUGCCCAUUUAAUCAUAGCAGAUUUCACCGUUUCAUCCUGAGUAUUCCAUUUCAACAACAAGUUAUACAUCUUUGACAGAAUCUUAGUUUUGGGUUCUAACAGUUCUGUUUCUAAUUUUGAUUUUUCCACCCUUGUUUUCCCUCUUAAAGCUGCAUUUCCCAGUGGCUUGACAAGCAAUUCCUCUGCCCAGAGAACUCUAGGAAUUAUUGGUCGCUCUGGGAGAGGAUUAAGGGGUCUUCUCACAAUCCUCAGCACCCCAAAGAAGCUCCCAGAAUUCUUUGGGGGAAGCGUCGACUGUUUAAAGUAUCAUAAUGCUUUAAAUAUAUGGUAGGAAUGUAGCCUUAGUUGGCUCUGUCUGUCAUUGGCGAUUUGCCUGGUUUGGCAGGCGUACAAGGAGCAUGGCCUUCUGUUCUUGCCUGGUCUUCUGAGCAGGACUCUGAUAUAACAGACUUCAGCUUCCAGCUCAGAUCUCCAACUCCAGUUCCAAAAACUCACUUCAGGGGGACAUCCAGGUCUGGAAAAUGCACACUCCAUACCUGGGGAAGGGCCAUAGAAAUGUGCUUUGCAUGCAGAAGAUCUCAAGUUCAGUCCCUAGCACCUGGAGUUGCCAGCAUCUCCAGUUAAAAAACAAACCAAGCUGUAAUGGACAUAGGAAGCUGCUUUAGUCCAUUGGUCCAUCUAGCUCAAUACUGUCUACACUGACUGACAGAAACUCUCCAGUGUUUCAGACAGGGAGUCUUUUCCUGGAGAUGCCAGGAAUUGAACCCGGGACCUUCUGCACCCAAAAAGCAGAUGCUGUGCCAUUGAGCCACACCCCUUCCACGAGGCAGUGCUUAAAAUUGUGUACCACUUUAGUGUAGGUGUUCCCUAUUGUGCUAGAGGCAAGGGAGAUUGUCUCUUUUAUGAUGGGGCUUCCCACCUGCAGAUUUUGAAAAUACUUAAAUUUAAAAUAAUGUGUGUGUUUUUUAUAUAAAAAUGUUGCCUAAUUAGUCAAGAGUGUUUUUUAAAAAACCAGUUAACCCCACCAACUGUACAUUUCAACUCCACUGCUUAGCUGACAAUGUGUUUCUUUCCCUGGCUGGAGUGGUGGAAGCUUUCUGUUUUUCUUUUGUGCGUCAUUUUCUUGCAAAGGGUUUGAUCCCUCCAGCUGUUUUCUUUUUUUUUAAGGGGGGUAUUCAAACACAGAAAGUGCAGUAAUUCUCCUUGAACUGCUUUGUGGAUAUUAAACUCACCAUAUUUCUUUCUUAAAUUUUUUAGAAAAUCCCUGAUGCUCUGUGGGCUGAACUGAUUGUGGAACGUUUGCAGAUUGAGGACUGUAUUCACAGUGUAAGUGUGGCUCUUGCUGGAUGAGAUUGUUCAUGGGGUGUGGUGGGAUAGGUGACAUGGAAGUUUGUGCUGUGGAUGGGAUUGAUUCCCCAAGGUCGUUGCAGGGAAUUUGGAGUAUGAUUAACAGCAUAAAUGGGGAAGCUGAACGCAUACAUAUGUUAAUUGUCUGGCUACCAAGACGACCAAAGGGGGAGCAGCCGUGUAGUUCUGUUGACUGCCGCAGGCGACUGGCAGAGUCCUGAGUGGGCAAACCUGUUACAAACAGGCAACAUUAAGAAGCAAACAAGCAAACCAACCAACCAUUUCAUGGAUCUUCCCCCCCCCCCCCCCAAAUUGUGCAUUCAUUAAAGUGUUGUUUAUUUAUAUAUUUUUAAUUUCAUAUCCUGCUCUUUCUCUUCAGCAGACAGAUUUAUUUAUUUAUUUAUUUCAUAAAAUUUAUGCACUGCUUGAUUGUAAAAAAGAAAAGAAAACUCAAAAGCAAUUUACAAAAAAUAUCACAAUAAAAAUAUCAGUGCAAUUAAAAAUGUAAAUUUGCAAGACUAUUUGGUACUUCCAUAUCUGGUCCUUGAUCUGUGGGGUGCCUGGUCCUUCCUUCAAGGACUCAAUGUCUGGCAUCAGGUCUAGGCUGGGCAUGGCACUACUUGUGAUUCCCAGCAACUGAUAGUCAGAGGCAUACUUCCUCUGUCAGUGGAGGGAAAAUAUAAGAAGAGCCUUCUGGAUCAGACCAAAGGCCCAUCUAGUCCAGCAUCCUGUUCUCACAGGGGCCAACAAGAUGUAUCAUGGUAGCACUCUUCCUGCUUCGGAUUCCCAAUAACUGGUCUUCAGGAGCAUACUGCCUCCAGCGAUGGAGGUAGAACAUUCCUAGCUGUACUGGCUUCACUGGUCAGAUCUGUGUGUCUCUGGACACACGCACCUUUUAGAGGCACUUCUGAUCCACUGUCGCAGGAGUUGGCCACCUUGCUUUGCCUCCUGGUAGGGGCUGCUGUCUCCCUUUGCUCAAGAAGCCCUAUUUAAAUCAACACCAGUAUCUUUGAAGGUAUAUUUAUGUAACAUGGUAUGAAUUAAUAAAGAUGUUUAUAAAUACCAUAAUGCAUAUUUAACUAAAGGUAUGUUAAUCAAGGAGAUGGGAUUUGUGCCAAGAAAAGGAAAAUAAAUAAGAAUUUGGGGGGAGACCAAUCAGGAUGUUUAUAAUUAGUUCCUGCCAUGACUUUCCCUCUCUCUGUCCCUCUAAGAGGUGAUUGUUACAAAGAGAAUGAAGGGAUCACCUUGCAAAAGGUAGUAGCCAUUUACCAGCAUACCUACCAAUUUUGGAACAAUUAAAAUAAGAGGCUGUUCCUCUUUCCCUCAGCCUUACCCCACUCACCUGAGACCUCUUUGACUGUCCUUGAGUCCCAGCAGCCCUCAUGAAAGGAAAUAGGAAGAGGCUACUGAGUGGAUGAGCAGUUGGCGUAUCCUUGUGUCUGUCACAAUUCCCUGGUAUUUCAGGAACAUCAGUGCUGCUGGCUGAGGCCACUGGCCCAUCUAGUCCAGCAUCCUGUUUUCACAGUGGCCAACCAGAUGCCUUAAAGGGAAAUUUGCAAGCAGGACUUGAGCACAACAGCAGCUGUCUCUACCUGUGAUUCCCAUCAAUUGGCAUUCAUAGACAUACUCCCACUGACUGUGGAGAUUAACCUAGCCAUCAUGACCAGUAGCCAUUGAUAGCCUUAUCUUCCAUGAAUCUUUCCUCUUUUAAAGCCACACACAUUGGUGGUCACCACUGCCUCUUGUAAAUGGAUGGAAAACAGAUGGAAAGAGAGAGUUAAGGAUGAAUAAAAAUAUUGGAAGGAUAAGAAUAUUAGAAGAGGAUAAAGAAUAGAAUAAUGGGUGGCAAUUUCUUUGACAAUAUGCAGCAUAAAAAAGGGAAAAUGGGAAGCCAUGGGGGUGGGGGGCGGGGUCUAAAGGGAAUGGAUGGAUGAAAAUAUGUAGAACAUGUAUGUGUUGAAACUUUGAAAAAUAAUAAAGGGGGGGGGAAGGGGAGAAUAUUAGAAGAGCCUGCUAGAUCAGAUGAAAGGCCCAUCUAGUCCAGCAUCCUGUUCUCAUAGUAACCAGCCACAGUGACCAACCUUAUCCUUGCACAACAGAACAUUCUCUCCCUCCCACACCACCUAAAUCUGUCCUGAGGGUUCCCUCAACCCUCCUAAGAAGAUUUUGCAUGGCAAAGUGCAUGGUGAGGGGGAAGAAAGGGGGAAAUCCUGUUGGGUGACCCCUAACCCUUUGGUUAGCUCAGGAAUUUUGUUGAAUUUUGCCCUGAGUCUCCCUGACCAUUAUCUGAUACUCUAACCACUACACCACACUGACUUUUAUUUUUACUUCAUUUACAGAUUUUCAUUUUGUAAUAGCUGCAUCAAAGAUAUAAGAAAGCUAAUUCUUUUUAGCUCAUUAACUUUUAAAAGCCUUUUUUUAUCAUCUGCUUUCUGUUUUAAAAUGGCCAAUCAUUACAUUUUUAGGGUGCCAUUUUAUACACACACACUCUCUCUGUCCCUCCCUUUCUAUCAGCUACAAGAAAAUUGCAUCAGUCCUUUUGAAUUGUUCGAGGAAAAGGGAGGUGAGAGAUUUGAAGGGAAAUCUAAAUGACUGGAAAGUGGUUGUCAGUUUGCCCGUACAAAAUACCGUGCACCUUAAUCCAUAAUUUAUCUGCUCAUUUUGAAUUUGCAAAGUAGAAUUAAACUUUUGCAUUGCAAAUGACUUGCGCUUGAAUUAUUUGGGUCUGCCUGAUUUCUCUUAGAGCUCUUUAAAGCUGAGCUGCUUCAGUAAUUUAUCUGUUUAUUUAUCCUUCUCCCCACCCCACCCCUUCACUGAUGAUGAAUAGAUAGAUAUUUAUCCCACAGGGCGAAAUAUCUAGUGUGGUUUUCUUGUAUUUGCAUAAAUGUGUAUUAAUGCACACAGGAAUUAGACCUCUGAGGCUUCAUUCAGACAUCAUGCCAAACCAUGGUUCAGGAAGCUUAAUGAUGGUUUGACAUAAUGUUAAGAUUAAUAAAAGGAGGUUUGCUUUGUGAUACACUGGCAGAGCAGAAUUAAAAAAAAUGGGUUGGCAAAUGUCUGAAUUGACAAUUGAUCCAGAUUCCUAGAAGCCACCACACUCAGAGAUGGAUGGAUGGGUCGUUCAGAUGGCAAACAAAAGGAGAUAGACUCCUCUAAACCAUGGUUUGCUUGGGAAGCUGUGACUAUAGUUUACAACUUUACAUUCUAAUCCAUGGGUGCAAAACUGAAAGGACAAUAGGCUGCAGUGCUCACUGACGCAAAGCUCUUUCUUGCAGCUCAACACAAUUCAGGGCAAAAUACUUCUUCAGGAACUAUGAACAAAAACAAUGGACUUGUUCUACUUAUUGUAGUGAUGGCUACCAACUUGAAUGGCUUUAAGGGAGGACAAAUUAAUGGAGGAUAAGGCUGUCUCUUGCCGGAGGCAGUCUGCCUCUGAAUAACAGUUGCUGGGAAGUGGUGAGAGUUGCUGUUGCAUUCAGGCAGGCAUCCCAUAAUGCAGGCAUCCCAUAAUGGACAUUUGGUUGACCAGCAUAAGAACAGAAUGCUGGAUUCAAUUAACCUUUGGCCUGAUCUAGCAGGGCUCUUCAAAUGUUCCCACAAUCAUGGAUAUCUUGCUCAGCCAGGCCUCAGCCCUGUUCAAUAUCUAGUGUGGUGCUUGUGACCUCAGCUCAUGCUACCACCCCUGUCCUUGGACAACAGCUGUAGCACAUACACACAGGAAUCGUCUUGGUGAUUAAUGCCUUAUAAGUGCAAAACUUUUUUGAUAGCACUUUUUAAAUGUCCACCUUGAAGGUAAAACACGCUACAUCUGGAGCCUUUCUGGAAUAGAAAACCUCCCCCCACCCCACCCCAAAAUAUUUGAAUCUUGCAGAGGCUGUCAGCUUGCUUCUUGAGCCAGAUUUAUGCUGCUGUGGUUCAUAACACAAGUCAGUAUAUUAUCCUGGAAAAAAAUGUUAAUAGAUUGCCAGGAGCGGGCCACCAGCCCACUGUACUACCAGCUGUUUGUUUUAUUUCUCCUGGUGGUGUCAUUCAGCUGGCAUUAAUUGCCCAGCUUUCAUCCUGCCGAUGGUAGGAAUGCCGGAUUUUGUGUGCCGUUGUUUUGACACUCUCAGGUUUAUAGAUGUCGCUUGUAUCCUCGGAGGAACACGGUUUUAUUGAUCAAUGGCUCUUCCGGGACCCCGUAGGGCUUGUUCUGCAAAUCCAAAUGCAGUUAGGGUGCUGAGGGAUCAUGCAGGGAGUGGUGGUGGUCUUAGCAAACCGAGAAAACUUAUGGCAGGCAUUAUGUUCUAGAGCAAGCUAUGUGUGGGAAUGGGAACUGGGGCUGCUGUGCCUUACGAGGUUCGCAUAAGGUCCUUGCAGCGCCACUGGCUGUUCCUUGAAGCCACAGCUGUGCUGGUUUAGUGUGGUAGCAGAGUUAAUUUAUAGGAACUGAAGAAGCCCUGGUGAGGAAUCAUUUGAAGACCUUCACACAAAACCUUGCCGAGUCCACCAGCGUAGUUAUGGCCUGCUCAAAACUAUGCUGUGAGGAAAUAAAUAGGUCAUGUUCACACUAUGCAUUUCAAAGAAAUCUUAUAUCAAUUUAACAGAAAAAAUAUUGGGAACUUUAAUUUGUUAAAGGAUGCUGAGAAUUGUUAGGAGAUCCUCUUCACAGAGCUACAAUUCCCAGUACCCUUAAUUACAUUCCAGUUAGAAAUCUCUUCCCAUGAAGCAUCUCCAAUUGAUUUUACCAUACAAUAAAAAGUAUAAAACAAUUACAUAUAUAAAAAGCAUGUUUUUCUACCAUUCUUAUCUUUUCCUUCAUUUGAGAAAAAGAAAAGAAAUUGUAUCCCAAACUUUCCAAAAUGAUGAACUCAGUCACCCAGAAAUUGUGAAAUGGAACAAAUGCAGUAACUCGGAGGUGAGGUAGCUGCCCCAAAGAAACAAAGCAUGGUGUGUGUGUGUGUGGUAGAAGCCCAUCCCCAUGCUGCUUUCCCUAAGCUACCCUGCUUAGCUGAGGUGUAGUGGUGGAGACCAAUCUGUUGCCAGGUUGAAGUGGAGUCAGCUGACAAUUUGGUUUGAUUCUGCAUGUAGGAUGAGUGAGUGGCACUAUUUUUUCCUUCAUCUCCAGCACCAGAAUGUCUUGGGUCUGCCCUAUACACACAUGUGCCCCCCCCAGCUGGUUCCCUGCUCCCAACAACAUGCAAGUUCAUUCUGCCACAUGCCAUUGUUGCAAUAUUAGUGCAUAUCUUGCCUGUGGACUUUCCAUUGGGGCAUCUGGUUGGCCACUGUGAGAAUGGGAUGAUGGACUGGAUGGACCAUUGGCCUGAUCCAGCAGAGCUGUUCUUAUGGUUUUCUCAUGCUAUCUCCUUUUUGCAGAGGGAUUGGAAUGGGGGGGGAUCCAGAUUGAGGGUGGGGAAAGUGUGGGGAAGACACUGACUUGGAGGAGAACACCAUGUGUAUAACGGAAAAAUUAAUGGAGGCACAGGAAGCUUACCAUUCACAUUAAACCACUGUAUGGAUGAGCUCUUAAAUGACUGGGGUACGUGCAUGGUGCCCUGUUUCAAAUUAGAUCAAAUGGGAGAGGCAGACAGACAUGUGGGACCAAGUGUGAAGGAUCUUUUAUUCCGUUUAUUCAAGCGUCUGGGGAUUAUUUGCCUGUGUGGGGAAGCAUUCUCUCCCUCCCAAUUGCUUCGCAAAGAAACAAAUCCUUAGCUUGUGAAGGUACUAAUUAGCCUUUAAUGGCAGUCAGGAGGGCAGGAAUGACCAGCAUUUGCACAAAGCCUGACUUGCCUCGAUGGACUCUGUGCUGUUCCUUCAUCCUUGGCUCCCAAGCCACAAUCCUUCCCCCUCUUCCCCCCCUACUGUUGUCUUCUUAUCCUCCCCCCCCCUCUUUUUAUCGUUGACAUCUGUUUGGAGCUUGUCCCUUCUGUGAUACCAUCCUACUUGCAGCUGUUCCAGACCUCCGGCUCUGAGCCAUGUGCAAGGGGGGGGGGUGCCCUGAGCAUACGGCCCUUUUGAUGUGUGAUAAAACAGAACUGAGCCACUGGGGGCAUGGCGAAGGAAAUGCAGCGGAAUAUCAAUAAACCCUGUGCCGAGCGGAGCUGCACCUCGGCGGCAGGCUAGACAUUUCACUGAAGUGUCAAGCCGACGGAUAAUGUAUUCUAAUUAGGGAUUGGCUGGGGCCUUGGAACUGGGAAACCUUGGGGGGGGGCUGAGGUGGAGAAUGACCCAUAUAUCUAACUGUUUUAGAGAGAGCUUAUUUAUAAUGUAUUAGCAUGGCGCCUUAAUUACAAGCAACUUGUUUGUUGAGCUACCUUCUUGGAUUAUUAUUAUUUAGUUAUUUCAUUUCAUUUGUUGUUGCUUUUCUUAGAGCCUUGAACUGUGAAAUCACAAACUUUAUAGACUGGGAUGUGGGAACCAGCUUCAUAUGUGAUCUCAGGGGUGGUGUGUUUCUACUUGUGGGGUAGCAAAUGUGUGUUUGUUUGCAUGGAACUUAGUGGGCAAAAUUCAGUGACCUCAGCCACGGAGAAUUUUUGCAAUCUCCAAUGCUGGUCUCCAAUUCUGAAUUGAAUGGUCUUUUGGUGAGUAUUAGCCAUGCUGACUUGGGACUGAUGGGAGGGAGUUAGAGUUCAACAAUAACUAGAGAGCUACAGGUUCCCCAUUCCUGUGCUAAGGUGCAUUACUUUGCUGAUUUCAAAAUGUGGUCAGCCAGCCCUGAUGGAUCUGGGAGCCCUCCUGUCCUGUUGGAUGAGGCUGGGGACAUUCACCCUAAAAUCCUACAUUGAUUCCGUCACAAAUAAGAAUGUAAAAGCCCUGCUGGAUCAGACCAGUCUAGUCCAACAUCCUGUCCUCAUGGUAGCCAACUGGAUGCCCAUAAUGGGAAGCCCGCAAGCAGGACCCGAGCACAACAGCACUCUUCCUACUUCCCAUACUGCUUCUGACAAUGGAGGUAGAACAUAGUCAUCAUGGCUAGCUAUUGAUAGCUUUCUCCAUGAAUUUGUCUACUCAUCUUUUAAAGCCAACCAGGUUUUUGUCCAUCACUAUCUAUUGUGGGAGCGAAUUAGAAUGUAAGAAGAGAUUCCUGCAUGGCAUGGGGUUGGACUAGAUGACCCUCAAGGUCCCUUCCAACUCUAUGGUUCUAUGAUUCUGCUGGAUCAGGCCAAUGACUCACAUAGUCCAGCAUCCUGCUUUCAUAGUGGCUAACUAGAUGCCCUAAUGUGAAGCCUACAAGCAAUGCCUGAACGCAAGAGCACUUUCCUCUCCUGUUGUUUCCAGCAACUGGUAUUCAGAAACAUUUACUGCCUCCAACUAUGGAGUUAAAUUACUAAUAAAUUAAAAGAUUUAAUUAUGCACUGUGUGAAGAAGUACCUUCUAUUGUCUGUCCUGAAUCUUCCACCAUUCCACUCCAUUGAAUAUCCACAAGUUUAGUAUUAUGACAGAGGAAGAAAAACUCAACUGAAAACCUUAAAGUCAAUUAAUCACAGUAAUUGUUCAGUGUUUAUUUACUAAAUCAUUUCCUCCUUCCUUAAAAUUACUUUGAUUUAUUUCUUAAUCUACUACAGAUGCUUGUGUGCUUGUGCUUGUACAGUUGAAAUCAAACACUACAAAGAUAAUCUCAAGUGAGCUGGAGCUGAACCAAUUUGAUUGCACAGGCUGAACCUUUAUUAUCUUGAACCAGAACCAAACUGGGACACCUUCAGUUGUGGCUGAACCAAAAAAUAAAACAAAAUUAAUGGUUUGAUUCCCUGAUUAAUCCCCCCCCCCAAUGAAGUAGGUUUAUAAAUUUGUAUUCUGUGAGAAAGUGCAGUAAAAGAUAUGUAUUUAAACAUGAAAUCUUCACACAGAUUUUUUAAAAAACACAAAGCAAUGUGGAAGUGGGAGAGAACUUUUACAAAUUAUCACACAAGGAAAUGGAUACAGACUGGAAACAUACAUCCAUCCCUACUUGCAGAGAAUGUGCUCUGUCACUGAACUGUGAUUCAUCUAUGUAGUCUUAUAAACAGCCAUUUUAGAUUGCUUGAUACUAUUUCCCCUCAUGUAGCUGGUUCUGCUUGUCAUUGGCUUUGGCUUCAUCUAUCUUUUGCUGUGGCUAAACCUGCUCUUUGACCUCCCUGCCUUCUGCCCUGCCAAUUCCAAUGGGCAACAGUCACCACCACCUGUCAGCCAUAUAGGAUAUGGACCAUUCUUCUCCCCCACCUCUUUCAGAUACUAGGACUUCCUUAAUGUAGGUGCUGUUCUGGUUGCAGACACGAUGCUGCGAGGUGCAGUGGUGACAGUGGCCAGUUUCCAUGAUACCCUUGCCUCAAGACUGUUUUCCCAUUUCCUGAAGAAAUCUGUGGCAUAGCAUGUUGGUAAAACUGGGCUAAUUAGGGAGUUGCCAGCAGACAGUUGUGUUUUCCAGUAAUUAGAAUGUUUUGGUUUCUUCCUCACGGGAUAUGUUUCCCUUGAACAGUUCUGCAGCUUUUGGGGUCCCCUAUUGAUUACAGAUUCAAGUUAAGGCAGGAACUGGUAAUUAUCAAUGGCUUAAUGCAAUAUUAAAUAUAUAUUUCAUGGUACAUGUGCACCCACAUACAAUUUUCUCCCAUAUUCCUCUGAAAAUUUCCUGGUAGUAAUGCAACAGCAGGGUCAAGUCACCAAGCAGAGGGAAAAUUUUGGCCAUAUUUAGCAGUCUUAAAUGCCAUCCUCCCCACUGCUCAGCAUUGCUAUGGAAGCGAGCUAUAUUUCUGGGAGUUGAAUGGGGCUGGCUUGUCAGGCAUAAGUGGGUCCUUGGUAUAUAGCCACUGGUGCGCCCCCCCCCCCCCAGCAGUCCCACAGAUGUUCAUCACUACUCCUUUUCUGUAUCAUUGCCUUUUAGCAGCAGUCACCCAUUCAAACACAGUUUGGAUUUCCCCCCAAGAGAUCUUUUGCAGUCACCAUAGGAGGUAUUGAUGGAGAUACUGGUGCCUGUGGGCAUCAUGUUGGUGACCCCUGAAUUACAGGAAAUUAAAAAUUGAGGCUCAUUCUAGUAAGAAGCAUAUUAGCACCACCAGGUAAGGCUGCAUGUGUGUUAGUGACCCAGGUAAGUGGUGGUGCUGUCACCUGUAAGCAUGGGGGCACUACUUGUGGCACCUACCACUAUUGUAGCCACAUGUCCUAGUUUACAGAGAACCAUCUAUUGCUGUGAAGAGCUGAUCCUUUGAAGAAGGCCUCUGUUUGAGAGCUAUCCAGUCCCCAAGUCUGGUCAAGGAGCCAUAAAAAUGGCACGUAGGAGCUUAUCAGCAGUUGGGCUUACUUGGUUAGUAGGCACACAAGUCAGCUGGUGUCUGCCCCCACUGCAGCUUGAUGUAUUGUGUUUCUAUUUAAAACAUUAUUUCUACAAGUGCAUUGAUACAUAUAAAUUAAAAUGUUAUGUCAAUUGAACCCCUCUUUUGUCCUUUUCGUGAUGCAUAUCCUCUUUUUUUGACUGUAUGACUGACCACCCUACCAACUAUGAGGAGCCACAGUGGGCUCUGCCAGCACAUGGGCCCCACAGCUGCCCAGCUCCAACUGACACUGGUGUCACUUAGUCAGGCGUCAAGCCACUGAAGAAUUUGGUUCAGCUUAGAUUUGUGCUCAGCUACAAUUUGGAAUUGUCCUCCCUCAAGCUAGUACAGUCAUACCUCGGGUUGAAGUAGCUUCAGGAUGAAUAUUUUCGGAUUGUGCUCUGCAGCGACCUGCAAGUAAUGGAGCGCAUUACUUCCAGGUUUUGCCACUCGCACAUGCGUGGAUGCGCAAAACGACGUCACACGCAUGUGCGGAAGCAGCAAAACGUGACCCGCACAUGUGCAGACAUGCAGUCACGUGUUACGUUUACUUCAGGAUGCGAAUGGGGCUCCGGGACGGAACCCGUUCGUAUCCAGAGGUACCACUGUAAAGGUUAAGUAAGCAUUCAGUAAGCCUGCAAACCUCCAGAACUGAUUUGGUUCUCUUUGAGAGACACCAUUCUUCUAGUCAGUGAGUUGUUACGAUUUGUUUUGAAAUGCUAACCAUUCUCCCCUUUCCACACCCAAGUUGUGUCUUUGUCCACAUUCAAUUAGCAAUUCAAGAUUGAUUUGGUUGGCUUUCAAAUAGUGAUUCCAGUUGGUUUCCGAUUCAGGAAGGUGCAGGGUUGAGAGGUUGGGUUCAAUAUUUGGCUCAGGUUCAGUUUGGCUUCCAGUCUGGUACAGUGGUACCUCAGGUUACAGAUGCUUCAGGUUACAGACGCUUCAGGUUACAGACUCCACUAACCCAGAAAUAGUACCUCGGGUUAAGAACUUUGCUUCAGAAUGAGAACAGAAAUUGUGCAGUGGCACCGCAGCAGCAGCAGCAGGAGGCCCCAUUAGCUAAAGUAGUACCUCAGGUUAAGAACAGCUUCAGGUUAAGAACGGACCUCCAGAACGAAUUAAGUUCUUAACCCAAGGGACCACUGUAUUGCGUAAAACAGCUUUUGCCAACCAGGUGCCCUCCAGAUGUUUUGGACUACAUCUCCUUUCAGCCUCAGUCAGACCAGUACAGAUUCAUAAGUAUUUGUGUGUUUUUUCUUUUUUGUUUUGUUUUUUGUUUCGUCUUGUUUUACAUAAUCAUAAAAAAGAUCUUCAGUCCAGCACUUAGCUGGUUAUAACAAGGACUUUAGGGAGCAAACAGCCCUUUUCCUAUAUAGAUCUCUUUAGCUUGCCUGCUUCGUUAGCUCUGGGGGUUUGGAGGCUUCCAUUACAGCACAUUUUCCUGUAUAAUUUGGGGGAUGGACAUGCACAUAUCUUUCCCCCUUUGUCCUCUUUAGCUUGGUUUAGCUUUUAAAAAGUUGGCUGCAUGAGUUCACAUCCUCCUGAAUAUUUCAAAAAUACCUAGAUUUCUCCUUCUCUUCCCCAUUUUUUUUUUAUAUUUCAAUAAAGACUUAUGUGCAGAUAAAAAUGGUUUAAGAGUUGCAAGGGUAUCUUUCUCUAUCAUUAUAUCUCUAUCUCUAUCUCUGUUCCUAUAAAACAAGCAUUCUGCUUCAAUAGGCCUUGUACGGGGAAAAGUUGCUCAGAGGCUUGAAACUAGGGAUGGAUGAGGAUGUUGAUUUUUGUUUCUCUCUGUUUCUCGUUUUGCAGUCUUUGGUUCUCCACAUUGGGCUGUAAACCACUUUGAGGUAUCCCCCCGCCUUUUACGAGGUGCAUAAGUUUUAUGCAAUAAAUAAAAUAAGUAUAUUGGUCUGCAAUUUUUAAAGAAGGUCUCAUGAAAAUUCAGCAGCAUUUUAAUGCAAGUUUCUCCAAACAUGCACAUUUUUGUUUGCAUUUUUCCUCAAUAUACUGCAUUUCUGCAAAGCUGUUUCUCCUAAAAGAAUGCAUCUCUGUAUGUUAUUUUCAUGGAUAUAAUGCAUUUUUUACACACCAGUUUGCUGGAAACAUGCACUGCAAAAUUAUGAGAAGGAUGGUUCUGUUUUGGUUGGUGUAUUAUUUCAGGAGGUGCAGAUGAAGUAUGAACUGAAUCAAGUAUCUCUCGCAUCCCUAUCCAGCAGUCACAAACCAGAGACCUUUCCUUCCAUGACUCCCCAGCAGCGCGACCCAAUAUGUACUUCAUUUCAAUGAUCAGCUGUUAUAUGUCUUAUUUCACCAGGGCUGGAUUAUGGAGGCUCUCCCCCAAAGUCGAGAACUUGCCCGGGAGCUGCUGGCAAUGGGCAUCAUUCCCAAGCACGUUGGUAAGAACAUGUUUAGUUCCAUUGUGUUUUUACAAAUUCUUUCUGACUUUCUAAUUUCUCUCUACCAUUUGAGAAAGAGGCAAAGAGAACAUCAGGUCAAACACAACAGACUGCCCUACCCCCUUGCUCCAGGGCUUCUUUACAGGAUACAUAAUUUAUUUCUUUAGUGUUUUAAACUUGUAUGCCUCAUUGGCAGAAAUGAGGUAGAGAAAGUAGUAUAGUAGUAUAGUAAAUAACAUGGGGCAGAAGAGCACCCAUGACUGGUGAAACUGGGCAUUUCCUAAUGCCUAAUACCAUAAAGGGGUCAACAUCAGUGCUGAGCUGUACAGGCCUCAUUCUGGAGCCAGGAGUCAAUCCAGGAGUCGCAGCUAGAGAAUCAAGCCAGGAGUCAGAGCCAGGAAAAACUUUCACUGCCCAAAUCAGAAGAACCAAUGACUCGUGUGGGUGGGAGGAGCCACUGCAUUUCCAUGGAUUCCAUUACUGCCUAGAGCAGUGGUGGCUAAACCACUGCCCAGUUCUACUAAGCCUCAGGCAACUUUCAUGACUCCAAUUUUGUGCCCCAACACAGCCCAGAGCUGGUAUCAUGAGUCCUAUGGAGGCAUCUUGGAGAGAGUGGUCAGAUUAUGAUUAUGAUGAUGAUGAGGAAAGUUGAAGGAGGCUGACCUGGGGAUGAGAAUUUGGGGCCCCAGGAGAAGUCUGACCUGUGGGGAGGGCCCCAGAGCUUGAGAGAUGGAGACCUUCAAAAGGGAGAGCACAUGGGAGGGGCUGUCAAAUUCUGCUUCAGCGUCUUCACUUCAACCUAGUCAUGCAUUGUAGGUCUCUGCUGCGCCUUAACAAUAUGAAACCUAUAGACCAAUUUUGAGACUCUAUACUGACUUCAUAAAUAUAAAAACUUCCAAACAUGGUGAUACUUUGAGUUCUGUUUCUGAUGGAGAACCAGAACAGCUGGAAAGAGAGGUUCCUCUUCUCCUGGCACAGUACUGUAAUGGGGAGGAAAAUCACAGCACCUUAUCCCCAGAAAUCUCUGCCCCUGCGCCAUUGAAAUUAAGACAGAGGAAUUUUGGCCAACUUUGACUACUUAUGAGUUAAUCAUCUGAUGUCGUAUUGACACUAGGUGACUGACAGGUGUGGUGUCCCACUCACAUGUCAAAAUUGCCCUGCUGGGAUGGGGGAAGAUAGUGCACAAAACUGGGUUGAACUCCCUGCAAACCAGCUCCAAUCCUGUUUUCAGCAGCUGCAUCUCCACCCACAUUAUAUUCCUAUUCACAUAUGGCAUCAGGUGUGAGUCAGAUGGGUGUGGUUUCAGAAAAACAGCCUGGUGGGCCAUGUUUGACCUGCAGGCUGGAGGUUCCCCAACCUUGCAAUAAGGAUUGUGUGAGAUAAUUCCCUGGAGGAAUUUGCCUCAUGCAAAUUAGUGUGAUUGUAAGUCCAGCAUAGCUUUUCACAACCUGCCAGCCUUCAUGGUGACUGGAACUAAUAGCACCUAUAGUCCAAAACAUCUAGAGGGUACCAGGUUGGCACCAGAUCUAAGAACUUUCCUGAUACCUGGAGAAAAAGGAACACACACAUAUACAGAACUAUAUGUUUUAAAGUCCUCUUUGCACAUCUGGAAUGCAUACUUUUAAUUGUUGUUGUUGUUGUUUUAAUCAGGCUUCCAGAAAGCCAAAUUAACUUCUGUUGUAUUUGCAAUUCUUCUUCCUUCCUUCCUUCCUAGUGGUGCUUUUCGCUCCCGAUAUUGUGCUGAUUGAGAGGAAUCUUGGGAAAAGAGUGGAUAUUUCUACUGGAGGUGUGGCGUUGUUUUUGUUUUCUUGCUAACAGAAAUGGGGAAGUGGUGGCUGAGAAUGGCAGAAUAAAGGUGGCAGGGGCCAUGGAAUAUUUAGCUCAGGGGAUACAGUAGAUUAGGAUAUCAUCAUAACCACCAUCAUCACAGAUUUAUUAAUCAUCUCCUAAACCACUGUUUCAAGCCAAUUUACACAAAAGAUAAUUAACAGUUAAAAGCACCAAAACAGCAAAUACAUUUGAAACAAGACUAAAACACUAGGGAGUGGACACUUCUGAUAAAAGAUCCUUUCCAUCCAGCUAGGAAAGUUCAUGGAACAAAAAUGUCUUAAUUUGUUUCUGGAAAGUGCAGACUGUGGGUGCCUGUUGUAUCUCAACAUAGUGGCGGAGCUUCAUCCUCCGGCACUGGGGAAGGGGGGGAGAGGAGGCGGGGGCAGGGCUCGCACGUGUCCUGGGGGCGUGGUGUGCCAUCCUGAGGGCGUGGCCACGUCCUGGGGGCGUGGUGCCCAGUGUGGGGAGACAGCCGCAAUGGCACCCUGCCGGGAUCGCGCUGCCAGGGACGAUGCGCUCCCUCCGCACUCCUCUUCCUCCACCAGUGUCUCAACAGCAAUGUUGCUCCACAGAACAGGGGCAGCCACAUUUAUGAGCCUGUUCCAAGUUACCCAUGAGGGGAUUAAUUACAGUUCCAGGAUGCUUCAUUAGACAGGGAGAAAGAAGUCAUAUGCUUUUAAUUGUGCUUUGAAUGUAUGGCGCAGAUGCAGCCCAGUCUCUGUUCAAGCGAAUCUUUUGUGCCAACCCAUUUCCAGAGGUGUACCAUACAACUUUUGAUUGGCCAACUGAGGACUACAUACAGCAGCGCCUGAAGGUGCCGCAUGGCAUAUCUGAAGUGGAGACCGCAAGGCGGAUAUUGAAAUACCAUCAAGACUACCCUGGGAUUCUUCAGUCCUUUGGGAGUUGCAUGAAGUUGAUCAACGCUGACCAGCCAUGCGCAGAUGUUUUUGCACAGGGUAGGAAGAGAUGGACAGCUGUUUGAUUCUGUGGUUUUGUCAACAGGGUCUGUUUCAGGUCCAUCUUUUUCAGAGGGUGAGCAUCAUUUCUUUCCCACUUUGAAAAUUCCGCUCCCCAGAUCUCCUAAGAUGAAAUAGCCUAAAAGCCCUGUUCUGGAGUGGAGCAAUUCAUGAAACAAACCCUCAUCUCAACACAAACAUAUUUGUGAUGUACCCUCAUUUCUUUGGUUUGCUAUCAUGACUUUGUAUAUAAAUGAUUCCUUUCAUUUGAGCUCUCCGUAGGGAAAAUUGAGAAAUUGACAGCCACAAAGCACAUUUCUUCUUCUUUCUCUUUUGCUUUUUAAUUGUCCCCUUUCCCAGCAGUCUUUCAGUGUCCUGUUUUUAUCACCCAGCUAAUAUUUUCAUUUGGAAAAGAGGCCUUUCCUUCUAAUCACGAGUGCCACACUUUGAGGUAAACAAGUUGGAGGUUUAUAUCCAGAAUUUACAAAAUUAAUUACCUCUAAAUUACUUAAUUACAUUUAAAAGUUCACAUCAUCGUUCAUAAACAAUUCAUGCCUUGAAUUGUAAAUAUAUGUAUGCAGGCUGAAUAUUAAUUAUUAUUAAUUAAUAAUGCAGUGAAAUAAAUUGAAAAUUGGAAUGGAAAAAAAAUCAUCUCCCCCCAUCUUUUUCUUCCAGUUGAUGCAUCAAGCAGCCAGAUUUUUUAAAAAGAAUAAUUAGAUGUGGAGACUGUCUGGGGGAUCAUUACUCCUAAUUAACUUGGUUAUUUACUGCAAAUUAAGCAUCAUUUGUAAGCAGGCUGCUUGGCCUGUUAUGUUUCUGCUGCAGAUAUGCUGGGCUGGGAAGAACAGCUUAGAGCUGUCUCUGGUUAGCUGAUAUUUAUUUGGGAAUAAAUUAUGUGCAAAUGGACUGUUUCCCUCCGCUGUGAGUAGGGUUGGUUCUAAUAUUUGGGUAGCCCCCCUCCCCAGCAUGAAACCAACAGCAAGUCUCCUUAACCUGAAAGGUGCAAGGGUCCUACUGUUAGGCAAAGCAAAACAAGCAGAUUUCAGAAGAGGGGGGGAACAGUACUACCCACAGCUAUUCCUCUGUGCUUACCUUUGGAUACCCUUUGAAUAUCCUAACUUUCCACCACUUCUAUUGUUUGUCAGUCUUUACCCAUGUCCAAGCUCCUCCUCGAACGCUCGCCCCGUUUUCACCCCGGAUUCUCCUUUGUGGACCGCCAGGCUCUGGGAAAAGCAUGCAAGCAUCGUUACUAUCUCGGAAAUAUGGCAUCAUCAAUGGUUUGUUACCCUCUCUGUCUUAAAUCCUCAGUUGGUCUCAGGCUGUCUCUUUCUCUGUCCAUUGCUGAGGAUGUAAUAUUUCUCCAAACCACCCCAGAUCAAAAGCAAAAAUCCCCUGAUAAAAGGCCACUAGGCAAUAGAAACUUGUAACUUUAACAAGACAGCACCGAUGUAUGUACGUUUAUAUAUAUAUAUUUAUAUAUAUAUAUAUAUAUAUAUAUAUAUAUAUAGUUUCCAUGUUUAUAUCCUUAGAGAAAAGGUGAGGAAUGUUUAUCAGCCUGAAGGCUGCAUUCCCUUCUGAGCAAUGCUUUUUUCCUGGCAUUACUUACCGGUACGUAGUACCGGCACAUUUUUUUAUCUCCCAGAAACGCUCAGUCGCAUGGGGAGCUGCAGCAUAAAAAAACCCCAAUGGGGCUCGGCUGCUGCUGCCGCCCUUUGGGGCUGGCCAGAGUGCAUGAGUCCCACUCCCUAGGGAGCAUGAGAGUGAGUGGCAUGGCGUGUGACACACUCCUCCCCCACUGAUGGCACUCCCAAUGGUCAUGGCAAGGCAUUGCUUUGGGCAACCUCCCGGAGGGUACCUGCCAGUGGUGAAUGGGACCAGAGGCAGAAGAGGGUGGAACAAUGAAUAAAAUGUUACCGUUGUACAGGUGGCAACGCGGGGGUUCCGUUCCUGGCCCCUGCAUGCACCAACAGAGUGUGUAUAAGCACCCCCCCCGCCUUGUGUCCACCCCACCUUGACCUGCUCCCAUUCUGCACUUUUCUGAGUUGAGAAGGACCCUCCCGUUAGUGAUCACGCGUAAAUUUGAUGUGCCUAAAGUGGCCACCGCCUGUAUAGUAGGCUAGUUUCAUACACUCCCCCACACUCCUCUAUCCUCCAUCCAGAUGAGUAAAAGGCACUAUCAAAGUUCUGUACCAGCUGCUGGGAUGCCAGAUGCUCUGAAUAACAGCUAUUGGGAAGCACAAGUGGGAAGAGUGCUGCUGUUGUUCUCCUGUCCCAUAACUGGGCAGCCAUCAAGCACUGUGAGAACUGGACCAGAUGGCCCUUAGGCCUAAUCCAGCCACUGUGCACUCCAUACAUUCUUCCUAUUUGUUUGCUCUUGGGGCGCUGAAUUAGAGGGACCUCCUGAAUCCUUUCCAGCUACCAGCGUUCUGGCACUGGCAGCCGACAGCCCUUUGGGUCAGCUUUCCACAUGAGGAAGCCAGGAGCUCCUCAGCACCUCCAGCAGAAAAAUCUGGAAGCUGUAACUUCCUCCUCCAGUAAUUAUAAGUUUAUAACCAGUCAGAAACCCAUAGACUCUCCCUUGACUAGCUGUUUUCCAUUCUAUAUUUUGAUUAGUAUAUUUUUCUUUUAAAAUAAAAAUGUUCCCAGCCAAAUGUAUUCUUUAUUAUCCUAUAUUUUUUCCAGCUUUUGUUUGGCUAGGGCAAAAAGAGGUGUGUGUGUGUGUGUGAGAGAGAGAGAGAGAGAGAGAGAGAGAGAGAGAGAGAAAGAGAGAGAGAGGUGUGAGAUGGAGAAACCAGCUCAAGCCCCCAUCUCUUUUAUUUUAUUCAGUGACCUUUUUCCAAUAUGCAGCUUCUUUGCCAUUUCUUUCUCUCUCUGCCCUCCCCACAAUCCACCUUUCCCCUCCCCUCUACUUUUGCUUUCUUACUUCCUUUUUAAAAAUUAACCUUAUGUCUUUUUUGUUCCUCGUUCCUCUCAGUUUGCUGCGGGCAAUUGCUAAAGGAAGCUGUAGCCGACGAGACAAAACUUGGAGAACUCAUUAAGCCGUAUUUUGACAGUGGUUGGCCAGGUAAGGUCACAUUUCUGCACUUGCCAUGCAGUGCUUACAAAUCUGUGGGGAGGUGGGGAAGUUGGGGGGGGGGACAGCAGAUGCAUAAUCUUGGGGUUUGGAGGGGGGGCAUCUUUGUGGCAUGAUUGGAGCUGAGGGUGCAUCUCGUAAGGCAGGGGAAGAAAUUUGGUUCUGUUUGCGAACUUACUUAGUUUACCCUUUCUGAAAUAAUGUGCUAACUGAAACCCAGCUGUCCUCUGAAACCCUUGUACCCCUAAAUUUUACUGUGUGGUUCUGUAGUCAAGUUGUGUGCGCAAAAAUGCUCUUGCUAGAGAAAAGCAUCCGUGACAGUACUUGUAAAAAUGAUGUACAAAAAAUUAGUUAUAUUUGGGGAAAACGCUUUGCAAAAAUAUAUGUAUACUAGGAGCUGUGCCCCUGCUUGCUUCAUUUGCCAGCCCUGCUACCAUUCUCCCCACAGAUGUCCACUUUGCUCCCCUAUCUACCCUUCCCAAUUCCUUCUCUUUGCCUCCCACCCAUCACCAGAGGACUAAAACUCCCAUAUUAACCUGCAAUCUCCCUCCCCUGCUCAUUUGUCACACUGUUUAUUCAGAGCCACCCCACCCCACUCCUGCCUUUAGAACCUCAGAAAGCAGCUAAUGAAAACAGAGUGAUAACACCUUACAAUUUUAUUAUGCAGUAAGAUUAGUCGAAAUUAUACUUGAAAUGUGUAUAUUAGGAGAGAUUAGCACUAAAAUGCUGUUGAGUUUUCAUGAGGAAAUUUUUUUUUUUAAAUAUUGCAAACUGAUAUGGAUAUGUGGAGCACCAAACUUAAGAUUGGAACAAUGAGAAUCUGAGGGAAAGUGAAAUGGACUGAUUUGUCCAUCCAUGGCAUCUACACGAGGCUUAUUGAGUACCAUCACCAGUCAUCAAAUAGUAGGGAACUCUGUUCUCUCAGAGGAAUCCCAAAGUUUUCAGAAGUAAACAAAUAAACAAUUUUUGGGGUGUGUGGGGACCCUAAGAGAAGGGGGAAUUUGAAACAGCCAAUGAGAACUGAGCAUGCUCAGCAAACAUAGAAUGUUGGCUGAUUAUCAAUCGGGUGAGGGGCAAGAAAACUGGAGAGCAAAUGGAAUAGAGUUUGCUGAAAAGUGUCAUGGAGCUGUGAACAAGAACACUUCCUCCUAGCUACCUUUUCUUGAAAUGCGCACUGGUGAUGGUAGUAAUAAUAGUACAGUGGUACCUCAGGUUAAAAACACUUCAGGUUACAAACUCCGCUAACCUGGAAGAGUUACCUUGAGUUGAGAACUUUGCCCCAGGAUGAGAACGGAAACCGUGUGCCAGCAGCACAGCGGCUGCAGCAAGAGGCCCCAUUAGCAAAAGCACAUCUUUAGUUAAGAAUAGUUUCAGGUUAAGAGCGGACCUCCGGAACGAAUUAAGUUCAUAACUAGAGGUACCACUGUAACGGUAAUACCAUCAACAUCUAAUAAAAUGCUCAUCAAUAUACGAAAGCUAGGAUAUACACAAGGGAGAGUUUUGCCUACUGUUGGGGGCCAUGGAGGGGGGCUGUGAUGCCUGUGUGCUGUGCCCACAGAGUGGCAUUUCCCCUCACUCUGGUAUUAUCCAUCAGUGGUGGCUGAAUCACACAAGGGUAAGGAGCAAGGCUUGCAUUUGUUGCAUGUGUGGCUGCACACAUACCAUAAAUUUAAAGCACAUGUAUUCUCCUAUUAUCCCUUCACUGUUGGAGACAGCAUGGCCCCUGAAUAACCAUUGCUGGGAAUCACAAGUGGAGAAUGUUGCUGUCGCACUCAGGUCCUGCUUUCUGGCUUCGCAUUGGGGCAUCGGCUUGGCUGCUGUGAAAACAAGCUAUUUGGCUGGAUGGGUCCUCCUUUGGCAUGAUACGGCAGCCAGGCUCUUCUUAUGUCCUUGCUAGAUCAGGAUGCAAAGGCUAUCUUGUCCAGCCUUCCUGUUCCCCAGUGCCAGGCUAUUUUGUACCCCUGGCAAGGCUAGCAACAUGCACACAUGCACACACCCCAAAUUGCUAACUUCGAUUUUCAAAAACAGAUUCUUGUAGACAAAAGGAAAAGCACAAAACUUGAAACUGCUAAAUUUGUUUCAAUUUCAGGCACAUCAAAAUCUCACUUUGUGUGCAAAUUUUGUUACCAGUUCCUUCUGGUCAAGGGCUGAUGCUUGGGCAAGUCCAGUUAAUAUAGUUGCCAAGCCAACUAAUCUCUUUUGCAACAUUAAGUGUACGUUUUUAUAAGUUUGAGCUCUGAGAAACUGGACGUGUGAGAAGGAUCCUUAGAGCAACAGAACCAUUAGGCACAUUAUCCAGGUGUUUUUGUUGUAGUAUGAAGAGAAGUACUCCUUGUGGUGGUAUCGACUUUGGAAGUCUUUGAGAUAUUGCUGUAAGUUCACAGCACAAACCUGAACUUACAAAUUGCAUCAGCAAGGGCCUUAGCUUCAAUUCGGGAAGCAUUUCCAGAUAAACCUUUUAGGCUUGUGUCAUCAAAGAUCUCUAUUAAAGCAUCAUAUAUACUUCUAAGAUUAUAUCUCAGUGGUUUCAAAGCAUCAAUCUGACUCUCCCAUCUUCUUUCGCUCAGCAGCUUAACAGUUAUACCUAAGUCUGAUACAUGGCUAGUUAGAAUUUGCCAACGCUGAGUCGAUGCAUAGAAAUAAUUAUAGAUCUGUUGAUCUAAACUGAAGAAACUUAAUUGCUUUCAGACAACAGUGGCAUCACUGACAACCAAGUUUAAAGCGUGUGCAUUGCAGGGCACAAAAACGGCAUAUGGGUUUAUGUCCAGGACUCUCUUUUGUGUGCCAUUUUCUUUGCCUUUCACAUUGCUGCACAUUGACAAUACGGAUUCUUACUUGGUAAUCCCAUUUGCUCAAGCUGUCCAAAAGAGUUUCUGCCAUAAAGGCACCUGUAGUCUCCUUUAGUGGAACAAAUCCUGAGAAAUGUUCUCUUCUUAUAACUUCAGGCUCAGAUAUCUCAUUAUCUGAUGGUUUGAUUACAUCAACAAAACAUACAAUCAUUGUCAUUUGUACAAUAUGACUAACAUCAGGUUUGCAGUCCAAAAUAAUUGAAUAGUAUUGGGCUGUGUUUUCAUGUGCUUCCUCCCCCCCGCUGCUUUAUAGUACCUGCUAGAAGCUGUAUAAGCUCAUUUUGGACAUCUUUUCCUAGGUAGUGAACCAUUGUUUCUUGAUCUUUAACUCUGUGCAAAUGUUCAUUCAUGAUGGGAUCAAAAAGGGCUAGAUAUUCUACAAACUUCAAAAUAUUUCCACUGUGCAACUAGCACCAUACAACUUUUUAGUUGUACCAUGGAAUGCCACGUUUUGUAUGCCAAGAACUCUGACCAAAGCAAUCAAGUGUUCCAAGAUUUGCCCUCAAUAAUGUUCUUCUUGUCUAAUUUUCCUCAUGUUAAUAUCACCAAUGUUUUUCCUUUAGAUAAGUGCAAUUCAAGUUAUUUCCAGGUCUGAUAGUUUUCUAAAUGGUCAGUGUUCCUCUCAUGUGAAUACAGAAUUGCUUCAAUGUUCUUCCAGUCUUUUGAACCUGUUUCUUGUAGAGGUAGUGCACGAUAUUUUUGCCGAACAACUUACACACACCAUAUUUUGAGGUUGAAUAUAUCAACCUCAAUUGAUACUUCUUCACCAUUUGCUAUUCUUCUCUUGUAGUGUAAAGGAGAGAAAUUAUUCUUUUUUCUUUUUUUUUGUUACUCUUUGGGGAAAUCAUGUGAUACAACCUGCUGUGGUCCAUGUUGUAUUAUAAGCUGUCACAAAUUAUCACUGCAAUAGUUAGACCAGUUAGCAGGGUCACUGUAAUUCAAGUCAGGCACAGUACCAUCUUCUUUUACAGACUUGGUGGUACUCUCACUUUCCUUGAUAUCCUCUUUUUCCACUGUGUGUUUUCCAUAAAUAUUUUCAAUUUGUGAAACAAUUCCAAUGUAUCAGUUACUUCAAAAAUGAUAAAAUUCUUCAGAAUUUAAAAUAAAAGUAAAAUAUUAUCAGAAAUGUAUAAGAUAUAACAAAAACUAAUCUCCAUAAAACUGUGCUCCUCAAAGGUCAUUACUGUGUCCCACUAUUGUGUCCCCCUGACACAGUGACCUACCUUGCCCUAUCCUAAAGGGAAGCACACAUGCAAGAGCUUAAGGCAAUAGACUUUCCCUGCUAAUUCUCAGCAUCUCUUAUCCAGAGGAUGAUGGGGUAGAUCCUCCUCCUCCUUAUCCUCAUCUAUGAGGCCAGGGCAGCAAAUACACAAGUAAUAAAACAAUCAAAACAUCUGAAAAACAAUUCCAAUGCAGAUGAAGACUGGGAAAGAUCUCAACUUUGAAAUGCUUGUUGAAAGAGGGAUGUAUUCAAGAGGUGCUGAAAUGACAACAGAGACGGGACCUGAUAUUUAAAGGGAGGGCAUUCCAAAGAGUACAUGCCAUAACACUAAAAGCCUAACAGGCCUCCUGAUAAGUUGGUACAUUUGCAGAGGCCCUCACCUGCAGAGCACAAUGAUUAGUUGGGUAAAUGGCCAGGUGUGUGGGGAGAGAUGAUAUUUUAAAUAGUCCUUUGGAUCCUGGCCAGUCCCCUUGGUUUAAAUGUUAGGGUUCUCUAUUAGGCAAAGAUACUGUAAUGUGGUCAUAACAAAUCCUAAGGACACCCAUUGGAGCUUUAUCUUCUGUCCACAUGACCAAUAAGUAUCCCAGAGUUGUUUUUCUCCAAGUUUGUUUUGAUAUUUUUUGCAUUGUGUGGCUUUAUGGCUUAAGUGGGGCAUAUCUUAGCAGGAUGAAGGGAUGCAUUCUAGCCAAUAUUUAUGCUUCAAGACAAAUAAUAAGUCUGAUCAUUUUGCUAAUCCACUCCUCCUCAGGAUAACAAAGCAUGAAUUUGAUUGAGUAAACACUAACAAGAAUUCAUUAGUGGCUUUGCAGAAGACCUUGGGGGAAAUGAAAGAGAGUUAGGCUACUUGGUGAACCUUUUUCUUUUUUUUUAAGUUAUAUUAGUCAAAGAUUGUAGUACUCCUAACUUCAGUGCCCCUUCUUCUGUCACUCCUCUUCCACUCUUAAGAAUUUCCCCCACACCUUUUUUUCUGAUUGCUAAGAUCACAGGCUCCUCCAUGUUGCUCCCCCAGGUGUUGGUAAACCUUUCUCAGCCUGAAGGCUGCACUCCCCUUUAGCCAGCUUUUCAGGGGCCAUAUGCAAGUGGCGAGCAGAGCCAGAAGCAAAAGUAGACAGAGCAACAAAUGUUAGAUUUUACCUUUGCAAGAGAGGUUAGUUGCUACACUAUCAUGCCUCUCACUGUCCCUCUUCCAGGAAAGCAAGAGACAAGAGCAGAGUUCCAAGCACACACCCCAGUCAGACAAAUGCAUCCAAGGAAGGUGCAAAGUGGGGCUGGUGAGGGGUGUAGGCUGGAGGAAAGGGGGCAUGAAGGAGGCUCCCAAAGGCCAGAGAAGGCCUGGAGGGCCAGAGUUUGCCUCACUAAUUGUGAGGUUUCCCAGCCUGAUGUCUAUUCAGAACCGAUCUGGGGUCUAUUCACCCUCUUUUCUCCAGUCGCUCCCCAUCACUGGAGCCUGUGGACAGGCUGAGGACUUGGCAUGCUCUUGAUUGGUGCAAUUCACUUAUGGUCAGAACAGCUUUUAGUCUGACAAGAGAGAUGAGAAAGGGUGGUAUACAAAUUUAAUAGACAAAACAAAACAAAGGCAACAAAAAGAAAGAUAUGGUCUCCCCCCAUUUUUUUGUCUCAAGCCCCAUUGAGCUAGACACAAGCCCUCUGUGUUGGUGUCUUCCCCACGUCCGCUACUCUCCAUUUAGAAAAUAGUAAUAUUUGAAUCCAUCCCAGUGGCUUUCUCUUCUUGCUUCAUUGGUUGGGCGGAGGGAGAACAGGGAGGAGUAGAAGAAGGGGGAUUUGGGAAUCUCCUAAUUUCUGCUAUUACUAACAAAAAAACCCCAGUCUUAACAUUAACUUUUCUUAUAGAAAAAAUGAAUAAACUGGGAUGUUUCCCCCCCCCCCACUCCCCAAUGAUUUACUUUAUUCUCUCUUUUCGUUUUUGCAAGUUUGGAUGUCAUGGUGGCCCCAAGAUCACAGCUUUUCUUCCCCACCCUCAUAUUUAUUUAUUUUUGACAGUGAAAUUAACAUUCUUAUCUCUAAAGUGGCAGCUUAAAAAAUUGACAAUAGAGCCUUCUUUCUCUUUCUCUUCUUAUGAAGGAGAGUUGGGGGGUGGUAGCGGAUCGUUUGCUAUCCGUAAGUUGCAAAUAAUUUCUCAGUUGAAAGGCUAGGUAAAUCUUUCUAUCUGAGGAGAUAAGCUCGGUUUUAUUUCUUAUUUUUUCAAACACACACACACACACCAGCCAGCCGUCCUGCAAGCAGCCUGCAACAUUGCCGGAGCAUCCUUUGGGGGACCCUCCGCUGGUUUUUUUCCAAGCGCCUCUUCUCACACGUGUGUUUGUACUAGCUGAAGACGCGCACGCAUGGCUCUCUAAAUAAUUUACAAGUUGAUUAAUAAACUCACAGGGGUAUAAUUAGGAGAGAGAGAGACAGCGGCUACGGUAACGGGCACAGCACUUGGGGGAGCUGGAGACUCUUUCCUUUUCCUGUCUCUCUCUCUCCCUCUCGCUCUUUUUCUCUUUUUUUCAAGAAACUUUCGAGGGUGCUGGGCGUUUGAAGAUAAGUUGGGAAGCGCACAGUGCCUCUCCUCGUUUGAUGUGGAAAUAGGACAGUUUGAAUCCGCCGACUUUAAUUUUUCACAAGCUGUAGGGGCCCUGCAGAGAGCUACUUUCUCUUUUUUAUUAUUGGGGGGUGGGGGAGGAUGGAAAAUCCCUCUACAUUUUUCUUUCAUUUUUCUUUUUAUACACACAAGUCCAAACAGGAACGAAAAAUCAGAUUAAUUUCCUCUUCUCCUAAAGUUCUAUUUAUCCACCCGUUGACCGGCCCUCUUCGAGUCUCCUGGUGACAGUGGGUAAUUUUGUAAUGGGGUUCUCCUGUAGCAAAAUGUAUAUAUUAGGGGAAAGUGUACCUGAAAAAUGCAUAUAAUUUAUGAAAAGGAAAUACAAGAGUGCAUUAUAUUAGGGAAAUCAUUGCAAAAUCAUAUGUAUGUCAAUCAUCUCAGACUCGACUUUCUCUUGGUGAGGCCUUGUGGGGGGCACUGCCCAGUGGUCUUAGACCCAUGGCAGGGUCUCCUCUGUUGGUUCCCUAUUUGUGGAAUGCUCUGCCUUUUAUGAGGAAGCUUCUUGGAAACACUGAAAUCACUGGUUGAGAGAAUGUGGUUGUUUUUAGUUGGUUUUAGAAUGUUUUCGGGGACGCAGGUGGUGCUGUGGGUUAAACCACAGAGCCUAGGACUUGCCGAUCAGAAGGUUGGCGGUUUGAAUCCCCGCGACGGGGUGAGCUCCCGUUGCUCGGUCCCUGCUCCUGCCAACCUAGCAGUUUGAAAGCACAUCAAAAUGCAAGUAGAUAAAUAGGUACUGCUCCGGCGGGAAGGUAAAUGGCAUUUCCGUGCGCUACUCUGGUUGGCCAGAAGUGGCUUAGUCAUACUGGCCACAUGACCCGGAAGCUGUAUGCUGGCUCCCUCAGCCAAUAAAGCGAGAUGAGCGCCGCAACCCCAGAGUCAUCUGCGACUGGACCUAAUGGUCAGGGGUCCCUUUACCUUUACUAAAAUGUUUUUGAUGGUGUUAUUAUUAAUGUGUGUGGUUCGCUGGGCUCCUCUGGGAGGGCAGGUACGAUGAUGAUGAUGACGAUAAUGAUAAUAAUGAUAAUAAUUAAUAAUGAUGAUGAUGACAAUGAUAAUGAUAAUGACAACAACAACAACAGAAAUGUGCCUUAAAAGGCUGGCAAAGUCUCGUAAUGGCUUUCUAAAAAAUUGUUUUGCAACAGAGCUGGAAAAGUGGUGAGCUAACGUAAGUUGGGAUGAUCAGAACCUGAAAUGUAUAGGAUGCUCCACCUUUAGCUCCAUUGGCUGUUUAGCAAUGCAGUUGAAGUAAUUCCUUGCCCCCACCUGCUAUUCGCUAUUCUCAAGUCUGACAUUUUGCACUAGGGAAUUACUACAGACUUUUCUUCAUGGGGCUAUGUCCGUCCUCCCAACCCCGAUGACAAAAACUGAGGGUUAGAGGAACAAAUAAACCAUCUGCCAGUGGAUCUUCCCUUCUCUCUGUCUUUAAUUCUGUCUCUGUAUCUGCUUCUCUCUCUUUCUCUCUCUCUCCCCAAUACAGUACUAGCUUGCCUUAACUAGGCUGUUGCAAGGGUCACUAAAGCAUUGUCUAAAACAUGUGUUCCCUUACCCUAUCCUAUAGAAAGCAUUAUUCAAAAACAGUGAUUUGCACAGCUCGCUAAGAACAAUAAUAGCACAAUAUAAUUCACACCAGUAACAAUUAAUUGCACAUUUAUUAAAAAUUCAAUUUAAAGUGUUUGGUUUAAUUAAUUCAACAAAACUGAUGAACUUCAUCCAGUAAUGCCAGCUUUUCAAUGUCUGAUAGUCAUUUGCACCUCCAGCACACUCUCUUGCCUUUUAGUACCCCCUGUGUAAUCCCACAGGGAUGCAGGUGGCGCUGUGGGUUAAACCACAGAGCCUAGGACUUGCCGAUCAGAAGGUCGGCGGUUCGAAUCCCCGCGACGGGGUGAGCUCCCAUUGCUCGUUCCCUGCUCCUGCCCACCUAGCAGUUCGAAAGCACAUCAAAGUGCAAGUAGAUAAAUAGGUACCGCUCCGGCGGAAAGGUAAACAGCAUUUCCGUGCGCUGCUCUGGUACUUAGUCAUGCUGGCCCCAUGACCCAGAAGCCGUACGCCGGCUCCCUCGGCCAAUAAAGCGAGAUGAGCGCCGCAACCCCAGUCGGCCACGACUGGACCUAAGGUCAGGGGUCCCUUUACCUUUACCUAUGUAAUCCCAUAGUCCCACAAGCAAAGCGGUACUGUCCACUUAGGGGAACAACUGGUCUGAAUGCUAAGAGUUGUUACUAUGAACCAAAUGCUCUUGUUGUGACAAUUAUUUUAUUUUGUAUUUAAUUUCUAUCCCAUCUUUCCUCCAAGAAGCUUAAGGUGGCUUAUAUAGUUCUCUUACCCAUUUUAUCCUCACAACACCCAUGUGAGGUAGGUUAGGCUGAGAAUGAGUGGCUGACCCAAGGCGGGGAUUUGAACCCUGGUCUGUCAGGUCCUAGUUUAGCACUGUAACCACCAUACCACACUGGCUCUCAUUGGGUGGGAUUUGUGUGAAGAAAGGUUGUUCAGGCCAGAAGGGCCCCUUGUGGGGAAGGCCCAAGUGUGUCUUUACAUGGUGGGAAAUACUCGUUGCCCCUCUCUUCCCCCAUCAGAACAUUACCUAUGAAGGCCGCUAGCCGAGGGCAGUCUCAGCAUUAACCCUGAAAAGGGCAACAAAUGGACACACUACCACCCACUGCAGUAUUUUAUCAGUUAAUGUUGGGGCAGGGAGCCUGUGGCCCACCUGAGUCCCACCUUUCCCAGAUUAAGGCCGGCUCAGCCGAUAUUUAAAAACAUACUUAAGAACAUACCAGCAUCCUGCCUCACAGUACCCAGCCAGGGAGAAACCAGCAAGCAGGAGCUGAGCUCAAGAGCACUCUCUCCUCUUGUGGUUUCCAGAAACUGGUUUCCAGAAGUAUUAGUGCCUCUGCUUGUGGUGGCAGAGUAUGGACAUUGUGGCUAGUCAUCAUUGAUAACCUUCUCCAUGAAUUUGUCCAAUCCUCUCUUAAAGUUCAUGGCCAUUACUGCUUCCUGAAAGAACAAGUGCCCUUGUUUAACGAUGUGCUGCAAUGCUGGGUAGCCAUAGCUCUGAUGUAGCAGCUGUAACUGUUGUCUACUCCACACACACACACACACACACACACACACACACUCUCUAACACACACACACACCGCCCUGUCUUGGGGUAGAGACAUCUAUUCUAUUCUGUAAAAUUCAGUCUUGGCACCCAAAAAUGUACCUUUCUUCCUUCGGUGAGCACAGCUCCACAUUGCAGCAACCAUGUAUCACCCGCAGGUGGCGCUGCUUAAUAAACAAACUCACUUCUCCAAGAGGUUUGCCUCUGAUCACCACUGUUCUGUUUAUUAGUACAUCAUAGGCAAACGUUAGCAAGCUACAUAACCAGAGCCUCCAUCGGCAGGACUCAAAAGCUGUAAAAACAGUGGUGGUGUUAAGGAAAUAAUGAUUGUCUUAGAUGCCUCCUGUACUUAUUAUGUUGGCCACACUUUGAAGGGCCUAGACCUCAGUUUCUAAUGGAAACUGGAGUUUACAUGAAUUCUCAUAAUGCAGACUUUAGACCAGAUGCAGCCUUAGAUGUCAUCUUCAAAGUGGGAAUCUAGAAAAAUCUUCAGACAAGAAAAAAGAAACAUCCACACGUGAAGAGACAGAAAGUGGAGAAUAAAAGGCAGCUGGACACGGGGGCAGGAAGUGGGGGGGGGGGAGAAGAAAAACCUUGCAGACUAAAAGAGGUGCAAGUUUAUCAUCUUUAUUCAUGCAAGAUAAAAUCCCCACACUAGAAGCUGAGGAGGAAGAGGAAAGGAAUGCUUCACCAAGAGAUUACUUCAGGCGCAAGGAUGAUCCGGACUUGGGUCUGUGAGCCACUCUUGCCUGAAUGCAAAAACAGACCUUUCCUGACCAGAUGGUCUCUUGGAAUGGAAAUGGCGAUGAUGGAUCGCUGGAUCACAACUGCCCUCCAUCCCCAAAGCAACUCUAUUGCAGGCUCCUCAAUAACCUGGUUUAAAAUAAGGUUCAACUUUUUAAAAAUUGCUCACAAUUUCACUUGUAAGGAAGAGAUGCAAUGGAAUUAGUUUCACACAUACUUUUCUUCUUCCUUUUGAAGCAUCUCAGAUGCAUCUUUAGAUAUAUGCCUCUUCAAGUUUUCUCUAUUGUUCUCUGUUGUUUGCUUCUUGCAUCAACAUAUUUUAGAUUGUUUAUCCAUCACAUAGGUAGUUGUCCCCUUGGUCUUUUGAAAUAGCAUGGUCUCAAUUUGACACAACUUUAUUCAAUUGGCCUAAAGGAAGAAGGGCCCAUUCCAAUCUGAAGUUAGGCCAGUUAAAGCUUUUUCAUAAUACAGUAGGAUAAAAGAAGCUAAUCUAAAUAAAAACAAAAAGAGAAAAGAAAACACAAAAGGAAAACUUAAAAAGAGGAAAAAAGAGAAGAACAAAAAUAAAAAGGACUUCUGAUUUUCCAUCAGUUACAUAAAAAUAAAUUAUUCAAAAUAUUCACUCUAGAAUGACACCCAACUGAUCUACUUUCUGUUAGACAAUAUUUUCCCAAUCUUCCAAUCCAAAUAGAUUAAUUCAUUUUGGUUUUUUCCACAAAGAGUUCAAAAGGGGUUCUCUAAUUAUUAAUAAUAAUAAAUGUCAGCAAUCAUUUUUCUCUAAUCAAACAUAUCAACAUUAUCUCCAGUAACUUCAACAUAUUAAACAAUAAUAAGUCUUUCUGUCUUAGUCCACACAAGAUUCUUUCUGCUGUGAUGAUUAUACAGUAUAUUAACUAUUCAAUAGUUUUUUACUUAUUAUGUGUUUCUUAAUUUGCACCUAGUUCCAUAUCUUCCCUUCCCAUUUCCUGUUGUAUUUGCUGUGGUGUUCCAUCCUGAUUUUUUUUUUUUAAUUCCUUUUCCGUUUAUGCUUCUUCCAUUCUUUUCCCAAGGAAGACACUAAAGGUUUGAUAGCUCUUUCCUCUGAAUUCACUCCAAGUUGUAAACAGAGUCCUUUCUCUCUCUCAACUCUAUCUCAGCCAGCUCAGGAUGUCUUUUCAUCUAUCCAUCCAUGGCUUCAUUCCACUCCUCCAACAUCUCAACUCAACCGUUUGGCUGUUUCAAAUACCUGUAUGGAGGACUUCUCCAUUUCACCAUCUGUUGCAUCCAUUUCACCCUCCUGUUCUGACAAUCCUUCAUCCAUAUUUUUCUCUGAAGUCCCUGUGUCUUCUUUAAUGCCACUUUCCAUUUCAUCCUUCUCUGGUCUGCUUUCAUUUACCAUUUCAUCAAUCUCAGCUCUAAUCACUUUUAUUUACUCAUCAAACAAUUGCUGAAGGACACCAACAGCCAAUGGAAUGUCCAGCAAUUUAUCUGCCAUACUGAAUGUUCUUGAUAUUAACAAUUCAGUCUCCACUUUAAGAUCUUCACAGUCUCCUGUCUUCAAUCCCCUGUCAUGACCUUAAGAUCUUUAUAACAUUAUCUGCUAUCAAACCACAUUCCCACAAAGGAAAUAAGAAGUAGCAACAUUAGUUUUGAUUUCAAGGCAACACUUUCACUGAGAAAACAGAUUUAAAGAAAAUAAAAAUUAUUAGCAUUCAAAACUCCCUUGAUCGUUUAAAACUUCCUUGGUUCAAACGGAGCAUGCUUUUUGUUCUGGCUUCAGUCCUUUAAUGAUAAACUUUUCUUAAAGCCAGAAAGUAGCUCAUACAACAGUUGUAAAUUUCAACUGGUAGACAGAGAAACCUCUCUCAGGCAGGAUCUAGACACAUCAAAAAGGCGAUUCAGUUAAACUUGUAAACUUCAUGCAGGGAAAUCUUGUCACAUCCCUGAGUGGGGCACCUUCCUGGAUAGUAAGUUCAGAGGGGUUUUCAGUUUCUACUGACUCCUCUUGAGCCCCUUAUGUGCUAAGAACCAGCAAUGGGAUCUUCCUUCUCUGAGGAGGCCUUGUCUGAUUCUGGCUCUGCUGCAAGAAGCUGUUGGGGCGUGACACUGCAUACCCUCCUGAGCCAAUCUUCCCAGAUCUUUGGGCUUCUUUCCAUGGAAUGUUCCAGCCCAAAGACUCAUAACAAGAACAGAGUUUGGCCAUUUGAUAUUCCACUGGUGUGUCAGGACCCAUAAAUGAGCCCUGGAUUGCACAAGCAACAUCACCACUGGUGUGUUUAUAUAUAUAAUGUUUAUUUAUUUAUUUUUAAAAGGAGGGCAAUGGAGGAAGAGAGAAAGGAGAGAAAGAUAGACAGAAAGAGUAACUGAGUCUUCUGUUGUACAUUAGGAUUAUAAAAUUGAAGACCAGUGGUCUGCCUUAAGGCUUCUGCAAGUAUGAGGCUGGCCUCCUUAAGAAGACACUAUAAGCCUUUUCUCUGAGGAUGCCCAUUGUGUUGAAAUGGAUUGAAUGGUUGAAAUGGAGACCUGAGCUUAGGAAGCUCACUGGGAACAUUGGAAGCUGCCUUACACUGAGUCAAGCUAUGGAUCCAUAUGCUCAGGACUGGCAGUAGCUGUCCUGGGUUUCAGACAGGGGUCUCUCUCCCAGUCCUACUCAGGUAUACUUGGACUGAUCCAAGAGGGCUGGGCUUAUGGUUCCUCUAGCAGAGAGCCUUAGAAUGAGCAUACUAUUGAAUGGCCACCAGAGUCUGGGUCAUGAGAGCCAAUGGGAAAUUGCACACUCACCAGUUUGUGGACCACUAGCCAGUAAUAGCUUCUGCCAAAUGUGAUAUUCAGGCUGUUAAUAAGUUUUGCUUAGUGAGCGUUUGUGCCAUUAUUUCAAAAGCUGAAUCUCAUGUGGUGCAGCAAUGGAGAGGUAUCCAGUUGUCUGCUCCCAUGCUGUGCCUACUUUAGAUUAGGCCAAGUGUUUCCAGGGUGCUGGGUAAAGUCUGAGGGUGUUAGACUUGGAACACAGCAGUAGUUAUCUAAAAACCUAUGAAUAGCUUUCUGUAUCAGGCCAAUGGCCCAUCUAGUCCAGCAUCCUGUUCUCACAGUGACCAACCAAAUGCCCCAAGGGGAAGCCCCCAAGCAGGACCCAAUGCAAAAGCACUCUCCCUUCCUGAGGUUUCCAGCAACUGGUAUUUAGGAACUUACAACAUAGCCAUCAUGCUUACCUGGUGGCAGAAAGAUUUCUCUGCAACAGGUCAGAACCAGGUUAUUCAGGACCUAGGAUAGCUCCCAGGGGUAACAGGUGUUGCUCCAGCAAAGGUCAGAACCCAGGUCUUGUCUAGUUUUGUCGCUCUUGGCUGGCCACAUACUGUAACCAAUAGACUAUCCCUUCCUGAAACCAUUUGUUAACAAAAAGAAAUAACUCCUGCGAACUUCAUGGUCAGCAGGAAAACUGGGGAUUUCCCUGGAGGACUCAAAUAAUAUUAAACCAAUUUGACCUUUGUGGAAUAAUAAGGUAUUCUGCUCUCACACUUUGCUGAAUUUAGGGAUGACAGGCCGAUCCAGGGAAAGUAGCCGUUGGCGGUAGCUGGUAUUCAGGGCAAGAUGUUAACUGUCAAACCCUGAGAUCAACCCUCAGGCAUCUGAAUUAAUGUUGGAAGGCUUUAGACCUAAUGGGGGAAGGAGGGAGAAAAUAUCUAAGAGGAGGGAAAAGGGUAAGUGGACAGCACUAUCAAAGAAGCUUCUAACUUUCACCUGGUUAGAAUGGAGAGCUCCCUGGACCUCCACCCCAAGAACGUAGUUAUGUGUCUCUUGGAUAUUAAGGAUUUAUAGGUUUAGAGUGUAGGUCAAUAUAUGUCAGAAACCUUUUCCUUUUUUUUUUCUAAAGGAGGCAAAGAUAUUGGGUUAGGAAAGCUUCACAUGUGAAUGCAUGUGAAUUUUAGAAGUUUUGCAUCCCAAGAACAUUGUUGUAUGGUUCUUGGAUUAUCAAGGAUUUAUGGGUUUAGAGUGUAGGUCAAGAAGUGUCAGGUUGCUUCUUUGCUUUCUCCUUCUUUUGCAGGAAAAUAUAUUAGGGUAAAGCCAGUGGGGUGUAAUGGUUAAAGCAACAGACAGGGACCCAGAAGAGACUAGGGUUCAAAUAUUCCACUCAGCCAUGAAACCCAUUGGCUGACCUUGGGCCAGUUACUACCUCUCAGUCUAGCCUACCUCACAGGGUUAUUGUGGGGAUUAAUAUCCCCCCCCCAAAAAAAUCCAUUUUCAAGAUGUAGUGAUGACCACCAACGUGGAUGACUUUUUAAGUGGAUUAGACAAAUUAAUGGAGGAUUAAGCGGCCAGUGGGUACUGGCUACAAUGACUAGUAUGUUCUCCCUCAAUUGCUGGAGGCAGUAUGCCUCUCAGUGCCAGAUGCUGGCAAUCGCAAGCAGGGAGAGCACUGUUGUGCUCAGGUUCUGCCUUUUGACUUCCCAUAAUGGGCACCUGCUUGGCCACUGUGAGAAAUGAAUGCUGGACUACGUGGGCCUGUGGGACCUGAUCCAGCAGCCCGGCUCUUCUUUCUGAUCUUACAUAGUCUUGAACAUCUGGAGGGCACCAGGACAACACAAGCUGCUCUGGGAGGUUGGUUUUUUCCUGGCCAAUUUUGUUGCCACUUUAUAUUUGUUCAGAUCACACAGCUGAGGUCCCUCCCAUUUCUGCAGGGCAUUUGCAACUUGACAGGUAGACCUAUUUGUUUAUCCGAGUAUUUUAUGCUUCUUCUUCUUUACAGUGGGUUCUGUUUUAACUUUCUUUUUUAGCGUCCUAUUUCAUCCUUAGUAUUAGCCACUCAGUGCUCUGUCUGAGGAAGAAAAAGAGAAAGGAAUUGAUUGAUUAAUUAAUUAAUAGAAGGAGCAUAUAGGAUAAUAGAUCGAGGUAGCUGGCUUAUAGAGUAAAGAGAAUUUGGCAAGAGCUUAAGUGGCAACCUUCAGAAAUUAUUGUUGUUACUACAUUUAUUUAUAUUCCACCUUUCCUUCAGGGAGCUCAAGGUAUUGCAUACAUGCUUCUACUCCCUUCCUAUUUUAUCUGCACAACAACCCUGUUGGGUAGGUUAGAGGAAGUGACUUCAUGGCUGAGUGGGGAAUUUGAACCCUGGUCUUCUGGGUCCUAGUCCAAUAACCCAGGGGUGGGGAAUCUCCAGACUGCAGGCCUCAUUAGGACUUGCAGAGGUCCCAGUUUGGCUGAGGCCAUUUUUCCAAAACCCAUGCCCACCUGCCCCACACGUGACAUCAUAUGUGGCAUCAGGUGAGGGGCAGGUGGAGACAUGGCAUCUAGUCGGAAGGUUUACAGUCACUGCCAAUCAGCUGAUUGGUGGGGAGAGCAAGCCUGCUGGGAUUGGCUGCACUACAGGUGCUGGCUUCAUGCUCCCUGGGAGCUGCAGCCAAUCCCAAUUGGCUUGCUUUCACCACAAGUGAGCUGAUUGGGCAGCCUCUGUGCAUGGUAAGAAUCAAGCAUCUUGGGGAUUCCCACAAGCCAGGAUCCUAUUCUUCAGUUUGGCUCAUCUCCUGUGCACACACUCCUUUAAGAUCACCCCUGAUGAAUACUCUCUUUUUAUUUUUUUAACCAAACAUUGCCAGCCAUUGGGCCCUUUCCACUAGAAAUCUACCUUUGGACUUCUCCAAAGACCAAAAACCUCUGUCUGUAGAGAUUCCCUUACACAUACAACCCCUCUAGCUCCAAGACAGAGGCUGAAGACUCACACACAUUUAGGAUGAAAGAGAACUGAUGGUUUGAAAUUCUCAUGCAUCAUAAUCCCCUUAAAGCAGGCGGAUUGAUGACUUCAUCAGAAGGAUUGUGAACUCAACUUUGCUCGCUAGUGGUACACUUGAGGCUGAGAGAUCUAGGGCUAGCUUUUUAGUCUUACCCUAAUGGCAAUUACAGAGACUAGCCAAUUUUCCCGACAACCUCAAGGAAGCCCCAUGUGAGAAGAUCUACCAUACAUUACUGCCUCCUCAUUUGUUUUAAUCACAGGGAAAUAGAAGUGAUGUAGAUUUCAUCUCUUCUUCAUCCUGGCCUUUUGAAAACCUGCUAAGAUGUUUUCUUUAAUGCAGCUGUUCUAAGUAGUGCAGUUCUCCAAAUUCUCAAAAGAUUUGUUCCCCUCUGAAAGUGGAUUCUAGGGUUUUUAUGUUUCUGUUUUAUUUGGGGUACUAUCUCAUUUCUUUAGCAACCCUUACAACAGCCUUUUAAGGUAGGCUAGUAUUUAUUUAUUUUUGUGGACAGCAGGGCAAGGGGGAGAGCGGGUGGGAAGAAGAAAUUUGAUUUGGUUCACAUUUAAAGUUGCACCUAUGAAUCUGCACUUUCCAAAACACAACUGUUCUUCAAAACGUACACUUCUCUGAAUUUUUACAAUUCUCUAACCAAGUAAUGUGCACAAAAAUGAAUAUAUUUGGGGAAUGUGUGCAUGAACAAAUAUGUAUAUUAGCGAAACUAACAUAAGAAAAUGAAUUCUAUUGACUGAUGGGAAGCCUUCAAGCAGGACCUUAAUGCUAAAAGGAGACCUUGUUUCCACAAGUAAGGAGACUAUCACUAAAAAGCAUCUAGUCACCUGCCAUCUUAUCACAUGAUCCUGAGUGCUGGUGAAGCAUUGUGUCCAAGAGUGUGAGUUUUCCCCCCGGGUUUGACUCUCACCCCAGGAAGUCCUGGGUUCAGAUCUCAUUCCAGUCACCAACACAAGCCUAGUCUUCUGGGUUCAGUUCCUUGUCCCCUUGUACAGUGUGGGGAUAAAAAAUAAAUGCUAGCCUGGCAGUUUGCUCCACUGAUGAUGAUGAUGAUUUCAAAAUAGCAAGCUAUUUCUAGGCUCUGAUCAGGGACAGAUUAAGAUGUGUUGAGGACUGACCCAGCCCUCACCUGGCACUAGUGUGGUUUGACACAUUAUGGACACCUGGCCUGAUGAAAAUUUGGUACAGGUAUUUCUGCACAGGUUUAUAAACACAGUAUGACAAGAAUAUAACCACUAAGAAUAUUUUUGUAAUAUCAGAACGCUAAUGACUGCUUUAGGGUCUGUUUUCCCAUUUCCUUUAUUUUUUAACCAGCUACAGUGGUACCUUGGGUUACAUACGCUUCAGGUUACAUACGCUUCAGGUUACAUACGCUUCAGGUUACAGACUCCGCUAACCCAGAAAUAGUGCUUCAGGUUAAGAACUUUGCUUCAGGAUGAGAACAGAAAUCGUGUGGCAGCAGUGCGGCAGCAGCAGGAGGCCCCAUUAGCUAAAGUGGUGCUUCAGGUUAAGAACAGUUUCAGGUUAAGUACGGACCUCCAGAACGAAUUAAGUACUUAACCCGAGGUACCACUGUAUAUAAAACUUGAUAUUUAGCCAUUUAUGUGUGUUUAUAGGCUUCUCACAAUUCAAGGCCCUAAACUGUAGCUCACUUAGCUUGUGUAUAAAUUCAUUACUUCCUCUGAUAUCUAGCCAGGUAAGGCUCAAGCAAAUUCUAGUAACUCCAAAGCAAGGGCUUUAGUUACAACAUUGGUCUCUUCUUUGCUUUCAUCGGUCCGGGGAACGAUCCCACCUAAUUCACCUUCUCUUUUAUCAACAUAAGGUGCUUAGCUAGGACCCUUAAUUAACUCUCCUGUGCUUUCAUUUCCAUGAUGUCAAUUUCCAGCAUGUUCUCCCCAAAUCUUUCCAUCCAGUUGCAGACAACAUUGUUGUAAAGAUGCUGUCAGAGCGUUUGAACAGGCUGGACUGCCACAUCCGAGGCUGGGUGCUCCAUGGAUUCCCUCGGGAUGAGGACCAGGCAAAGCUGAUGCAGCGUGCAAAUAUUAAUCCAAACAGGUAACCAAGAAACUUUUCUUCAGGGACAUUCUGUGUGUGAGUAACUCAGAGGCAGAGCAGUGAUCAUUCCUUCACAGCCUGCCCUGAGGCAGUGGUGGGUAUUUGUGCUCCCAUAAGAACAUAAGAAGAGUCUGCUGGUUCAGGCCAGUGAGCCAUCUAGUCCACCAUCCUGUUUCUUACAAUGGCCAACCAGAUGCCUGUAGGAAACCUGUAAGCAGGACCUAAGCACAAAUGCAACCUGUCCUGUGGUUUCUAGCAGCUGGUAUUCAGAGACAUAAUGCCUCUGACAGUGAAGGCAGAGCGUAGCCAUCAUUAGCCGUCUCCUCCAUGGUCUAAUCCUCUUCGAAAUACACCUAGGUUGUUGACCAUCACUACUUCUUGUCCUGAAUCUUCCCUCCUGCCCUGCCCCCAAAUCUGUGUGUGAAUACCCUCUGUUAUCCCUGCACUUCUUCCCUGCCCAUGACAACCCUCCAUAAGCCAUGGCCACACUCCUCCUCAGCAUUGCUCUGUCUCUGAACUGUGACCAUGGCUCUCGCUUACCUGUGUGGAGGAUGGAGAUGUGGGGUGGUGCUGGUGGGAUGGAAACCUCUGGAUUCUGAUUGGCUGGAAUGUCAACCAUGGUACAGAAUGUAUGAGUGGCAACUGUUGAUCUGUCUGCUUUUACCUGUGGCCCCACCAACCACUGGCAUGUGGCCCCUGGGAGCUUGCCCAUGAAGGAAUGUAGACUGAAAAAGGCACCCAGGCCAUUCUCCAAGCUGUCAUUCCUGUAUAGACCUGUGAAGCCUCAGGAGAAUAAGCCUUGCAUGUGCAGAAAUGGGACAUCCAGACCAUUAAAUUAGAGCAGUCUAGAUGUGCCUCUAGCUGUAGGGGGCACCUUUUGCCACAGGUAGGGAUUAUUGAUCUGAAUGCAGUGGUGUAAUGGGGUGGGGUGGGCGGGUGCAGGGAUUUCAAAGGCCUGUUACUAUUUCCAGAGCAUGAUUCCCUGCCUCUAGCAUCCUAGAGCCACCCCAUCAGCAUGAAAGGGGAUCCUUUUAGCCACUGUAAGCUCCAAACUAAGCAUUUAAGAGUACUGAAAAUACAAAGUGCUUAAGUUUCCAGAGAAUGGAGUGCAAGUUCUGUUACAUAGACUAGAACUUCAAGGGAAACAGAUCUUAAGCCACUCUGAAAGAAAAUAAUCUGAGCACACCAAAUCAUUUGGCUAUGUACGUUUGCAGAAAAUAGCAGAUCUGGCUAAAAAGCAGCACAUGGAAACCUGCAUUUGUUGUUGCAAUGCUUCUGUAAUUAUUGUGCAGUUAUAAGAUUAUUGCAUCAUCUCAGAAGGUUGUAUAAUCUUAGAAGGGGGUGUGGCUAGGACUCCCACAAAAGGUUCCUGCACUUCUGAAUUUGCCACUACACUCCUGCAUGAGUGUGGAAAUUCCUGAGUAUGAUGGGAGGGGUGUAUGUGUUUUAUUAGGGGACGGAGAAACUGAUUUGAUUCUGAGACUGAUGCCUUCCACAUACGCACACAAAGCUGUUGACAAGCACUGGGUGAGAGAGAAACAAUUGGUGGAAGCACAGCUAGCGGUCUGGUGGAAGCUGGGCUGUAAAUCAGUUGCUUCUGGCACAGGUUAUAAAACACACUGUCUGCAAUGGAGUGUGAUUUCAGCGGGGGAGGGGCUGCGGGAAACCCAGAUAGAAUUAGUGCUUGGAAAUCAAUCUGGGAAUGGAAGUGGAAAGGUAUAAAUCACAGCCUGAACCAAUUGCAUCUCCCCUUCUGCCUCCUCAUUUUUAGGUGGGCUCAGGUUGAUGAAAUUAGAUUAAAAUAAAUUUACAUAUAUAUCAAGUUUUAUUAUUAAAACCCCGUCACAUCAGUAAACAAAGUUAUUGGCGGAAAGGUCCGUUACUCUGUGCUGGGAACUCCGAGUAGACCUCUCUGGUUGAUCAAAAGGCAGAAUUAUUGUCGGGACAUAAACUUGUGAGUCUGUUUCUUAGAAGUAAUAAAUGGUUUAGUGUUCAACUACGAUGUUUUAUCUGACUUCCAUCUCAUAAACCUGGUGCAAAUAAUACUGAAUUAUAUACCUUUGAGCAGUAUCAGUCUCUUGGCUCUCCCGUCUUAUGGAAGAGUAGAGGAAAGAAACUCAGUAAUUGAUGGCAGGGAAGAAUGAAAAAUCAAGUUAUUUGAGAGGGUGGGGAGGAACACCCCCACCCCCCAAACUACAAGGAGCAAAUUGGACUAUAAAGUUCCUUAAUAUGUAAUAAUAAAAAAGAGAGAUCUCUUGCAACCUCAGGAACAGCACCCAGAGAUCUGCCCUUAAAGCAAAGAAGGAAAUAAUGUAUUUCACACUGCCAACAGAGAAGGUAUUAAAUUUUGUUUAAAUCAGCGUUGGCCCCCAAAGCAAGAUGAACAGCGGCAGGCUCACAAAGGACAUGCAGGCAACCCACAUUUUGCACGGGGGUUACAUUCCAGGUCAUUGUGCACCUCGGUGGACCAUGCAUAAGCCCUCCCUUGCCCCCGUUAUCCCCUGUUAUGCCCCUGUCACAUCCUCCUUCUGGUCCGAAAACAGCUCGCGCAUAUAUUGUCACCUGUUUUUGAACAUGCACAAAACAGGAGUUGGCUGUACUGACAGACAAUCAGGGAAGUACUUCUUCACAUAGCAAUGUAAUUUUUAAAUUAUGGAAUUCACUGCAAUACCUGGUGAUGGCCACCUGUCCCAAGGGCUUAUAACAACGAUUAUAUAGACACCUAGAGGAUCAGUCUAUCAAGCAUAACAACAAAAUGGAGCAUCCCUAUAAGGAAGUACUAUUCCACUGAAUGGGACUGGAGGAGGAAUAUGAUUCAGUUUGCAUUUAAAGGCGGUCUUACCAAAUUCUCACUUCCCAAAAUGAAACUUGAACCGAUACAGAGCUAUCCUUCAGGAUUCACACUUCUCAAAAGUUCCAAAGUGCAGUACUCUGGCCAAGUAAUAUGUGCAGCUGCAGACAUACGUCUGGAAGUGUGACCUGGUUUUUGGAAGUACGUCUGCAGCCGGAUCUGGCUUCAGUGGAUGCUUCGAAGUGGCAGUGGAGACCUUGGUCUAGUUGCUGUGAUGGCGGCAGAGCGCCAGCAGAGGGAAGGUGCUGGGUGGCUGGGUGGGCAGGUGGUGGCAUCAGUUCGAGGCAGUCUGAGCCACAUUCGUAGGUAAGGGGUGAUGGCGACAGGGCAUGCCACGUGGCACACGCAUUGUCAGGAUGAGGCGCACAUCGUUGGAAGGAGGCCUCGUCCAUCCCCUCAACAUUGCAGGGGCUUCGUCCCCUGCUACAGAUAUUGAGGGGGCCGAUGGCACCUAUGCUUGGAUAGGAAAUGAGUUUGGCUCAUAUAGAAAAGCGGCACUGCCACUAAAAAGCUUCAGAGGGGCCAGUGGAGAAUGGCAGUGCAGCCAGUGAGAGACCCUUCCAAGCUCUUGGGGGCACUCAGCAAGUGCCCAAAUGGGCUGGCAAAAGGCUCCAGGCCCAAUUCCAAUAAAAGGUAAUUUGUCUAUACUUCUCUCUUAAUAUUUCACAGAUUGAGCCAAUAUUAAAAGGCUCUGGUGGGUCUCUCUAAUUGGAUCACUCCCCUAACCCCCAACAUAUCUCCUUUCUCUGCUUUGUUGGUAAUAUGUUCCACUUUCCCAAAACCAGAUAUAGGAUGAAUGUUUUAAAUUUUAAGAACAAAUUUUAAGUGGCGAGGGAAGAGUGGGAAUUCAGAUGAUUCUCCCUGCAUUUUUUCUUUUGGUCAUUAUUUAGGCCUUCAUCUUCCAGCAUCUGAUUUUCAGGUUGGAUUAGGGAUAAUAAACAGCCUAUUAAUGGAGGCCUGAACUAGGAGAUGGAGUUUGAACCAGCAGCAAAAUUCAAUGGCUGAGAGAGGUUAAUAACUCUAUUACUACCAGCUCUAUUCUUUAGCCGUUUGAAGAGCUAGGUAUUAGCCCUAUCUUACUCCUCUAUUAAUUGAGCUAAUAGAACCCCAGUGACCUUCACAUGGUGCCAUUAUCCGUGAGUUUGCCAGACGUGGGCAGGAAUACUUAUAGCUGAAUAUGUAUUCUGCGGAUGCUCCCGUUUCAGUUGGAAGAAAGAUUUUGGUUAAAGAUCACCUAACUUCAAAUCUUCUGUUCUUUCCUCCUCUUAACAUUUACCUGCUGCUUUCCGUGGCCAAUCGAAAUAAUAAAAAAAAAGGGGAGAGAUGAAGGUACGUGACUUAAUUAAGAUCCCAACAAGUUAAUGAGGGAAGUUUUUGGAGUCCAGAGUCAAAAGUGCUCGUGUGUAUGUGAAAGAGAAAGAGAAAGAGAAAGAGAAAGAGAAAGAGAGAGAGAUUAUUUUUGAUGGCUGGAUUAAUCAACACUUGAAUAAAUUUAAAACACUGGGCUCUUAUCCCAUGCUGUACGCUUGCUUUGCAAAAUGGCACCACACAAAGAUCAAUGAAGAAAAGAAGAUGAGAAAUCAUUAAUUUUAUAAUUUACUGAGUUUGUAACCUGACCUUCCUCCUCAAGGAUUGUAGGGCAGUUAAUAGAGAUACAAUUUUUAAAGAUGAAAAUGAAAUAAAUUAUAAAACAGAUUUAAACAUUCUAAAAACAGUUGCAAUCAAAUGCAUCUAAAAGCAGUUAGAGUUUUUUUAAAAAAACAUUGUAAAAGCAAUUUCAGUUAAAAACAUUCUUCCAUCCUAUGACCUCAUGGUUUCCAGGAUCAGUAUUCUUCAGCCACUCAAUCCCUAGCUAAAUGGGAAUGUUUUCACAUUCUUCCUGAAAAGUUACUAAUAAUGGACACAUGCACACCUCAUUAGGGAAGGCAUUCCAUAAUCUUCCACUAUUAUUAUUAUUAUUAUUAUUAUUAUUUAUCCUGCCUUUCUCUCCAGAUGGGAUUCAAGGCUGCAUCCAAUAUUUAAAAAACAACCUUAUAAAAUACAAAGUAAUAAAAAGAAACUACCGUAGUUAAUAACAAUAGUUAAAAUACAUGUGAAUACAUUUAGAGCCAGCCAUUCAAAUCCAGUGAUCAGCAUCACCUGCACCUUAGUUUCCAAAGGCUGGUCUCAACAGGUAGGUCUUUGCCUGCCAGCAGAAGGAAAGCAAAGAGGGAGCCAGUCUGACUGACCUCUUUUGGGAGAGAAUCCCACAAUAUGAGAAUAGCCACAGAAAGGGCUCCCUCUCUUGUCUACUACUGAAAAAGAAAGAAACGAAAGAAGAAAUGUUUCCUGAUUGUAAUUUUUCACCAGUAUCAAAGAAAUCUCUCCACUUUACAAUUUUUCUUUUAUUUAAGAAAGAGAGGAUGUGGGUCUUCAUACCCACAAAGGGUUGUUACGUGGCAUUUGGGCAUGAUGUCGACUCCUCAGCUUGCCAGCUCGUUUUAGCCCCCAUCCAAGCUCCCAGGUGCAGACUCCAAAAAAUGACCUUGAUCAAAGCAUUUGAGGUUCUAUCUACCUGGAUCACUCUUAUCUCUAGAGUGGUUUAUAAUAGUCAGACCAUCUGUCUGACUGUCAUCAACCACCACAUAAUUAUCUUCUGUCGGCAGAGAGCUAACAGAGAGACAGUCAUCUGCCGUUCCUUCUCCCCAGAAGUCAAAAGAUGCCCAGUUUUUCAAACUCUCAGGGGAAAUGGUGGUUUUCUUGGGGGCGGGAGGGCACAGUGGAUCAAAUCAUCUCCCCAGAUCUUCUGCUGGUCUUGCUGGAGUGACAGUGGGGGACUAGACGCUCUCCUAAACUGGCUGCCAGGAUUAUUCUCAGUUGUUGGAUCUUUUUGCUCAUCAUGCCUGAGAGCUGAUGUUUUCUGCCCACCAAGUCAGUAGCAGCAUAGGGAGGUUCUGGCAGGAGGUAGAAGAGUCCUCUCCUUGCUCCAACAGGUGUUCCUGCUGCCACUGCUACAGUAAUCAUCAAGCAAGCCCAGGACAAUUCAGUGACUGGGACGUGGACCCUGUGGUUGCCUUGCAAUUUACAACUCUGUUUUCAUCUUUAGCGAUAAUGUGAAAGGCUAAGAUCCAAAGGACUAUUUGUAGUGUUCCUCCUGGACAGGCACUGAGUGUUUAUGGGGGGGGCAGGGGGCUUCCCAUUACACCCCUUGAGCCCCAAGAAAGCUGCUUCUGAAGGUCAGAGCAUUAUCCAAUAUUGCGGUUCAGAAAAGGACAAUGAAAAUGAUCGAGAGGAUCAAGUGACCCCCUGUGAAAGUUGCAGAGUUUAGGAGUUUUUAGUUUAGAUAAAACGUAAGAAGUGACACAAUAGAAUUUUAUAACCAGCAUGGCCUGGAGAAAGUAGGUGGAUAACAGUUUUUCUUUCCCUCGUAACACUAGAACUUGUGGAUAUCCAGUGAAGUUGAAUGUUCAGGGCAGAUAAAAGGAGGGACUUAUUCAUGCAGUGCAGACUGCGGAACUCCCUCCUACAGGAGGCAGUGAUGGCCAACAACCUAGAUUGCUUUAAAAUAGGAUUAGACAAGUUCAUGGAGGAGGAAGAGGAGGAGAAGAGGAGGGCUAUCAAGGGCUAUUAGCCAUGAUGGCUCUGCUCUGCUGCUGCAGUUUGAGGCAGCAUUGCUUCUGAGUACCUGUUGUUGGAAUCCACAGGAGGGGAGAGUGCUCUUGUGCUCCAAUCCUGCUUGUGGGUUUCCCACAGGCAUCUGGUUGGCUGCUGUGAGAACAGGAUGCGAAACUAGAAGGACCAAUGACCUGAUCUAGCAGUCUCUUCUUAUGUCCUCUGGGCUGCCAGCCAAAAUGAUCAGCCAGAUUGGGUGGUGAGGGCCAGCUGCCCAUUGAGGCAGAGGCCUAAUGCCCCACUUGUACAACACUUGUACCGGCCUUGCAGGAUGUGGAAAUUGAAACCUGGAAAGCGUUGGAAAUUGGGUAAAUAAAUAUUAAAUAUAUUAUUCCCUGGCACCUUAGAUUGAGAGCAACAAUACAAUGUGAUAAUAAUUUCAUAUUUUAAAUUAACAGCAUCCUUUGGGGGUUUAAGACUCAGACUGGGAAGGUCAGGGUCUUUUUCGCACGUCGUAGGACAGCGGCACAUUGUAAAUGAGAGAGGAAAAAGAAAUAUAUGAGAGGCAAAUGAAGCUGUCCUGUUAUUUCUAAGCUGUUGACAUUUGACUAUUUAUUUCCACUGUUUGUGCUUGUGCUGGAGGGCGGGGAGGGGAACUGAUGAAUAUUAUUAUUCUGAGUAAAUGUGGAAAGGUCGUUCUUGCUUCUUGAAGGGUUAAAACUUAGUUUAAGGAAGUCUGUUACUAGGUUUGCUAUCUGCCUUUUGAGAGCUGUGGGGCAAUUAACUUUUGAAGCAGCUACCUCAAAAAUGUAAAUUACCUUUGAACCUGACCAGCUCCCAGGAACUUUGGGAAUAAAAGCAGAAAGCCAGAUUCUGUUGGCUAAGUGGGAACCUUAACUCGGGGAAGUUCUUUUAGAACAGAUGGGACUUUGCCUGGAUAAGGCAGCUACUCGAGUUGUGAACUGGGAAUCCUUUCUCUGGCUGUAUGCAAGUGUUGUAAAAUUAGGAACAUAGGAAGCUGUCUUAUGCAGAGUUAGGCCCUUGCGCUGUCAAACUCAAUACACUUGCUGACAGCAGGUCAGCUGGGGAUUGAAGCUGAGACCUUCUGCAUUCAGAACAUGUGCUAUAUCUUUGAGUCUUUAAUCUUUAAUCUGAAAAUAAAAUAAGACUUCAGUUCUCAUGAUUCUGAAUAGGAGAUGCUGAGGAGUGAACCUGGGAGCUUCUACCUCCAUGGCUGUUUCCUGUAUGCUUCAAAGUUUGCAGACUAGCCUUUUUCAAAGAGACAGCCCUGUUACUAUCCACAAAUUGCACCAUAAUACAUAAUCAGCAGUAGGGCAGGCUCUUAACAUUGGGUAGGAAGAAGGAGGUGAGCUGUCCCCCCCGCCCACACACACAAAGGCUGCCAAAUGCUAUUCCUUCUAGGUAGUCAGAUAGCCGUUAAUUAAUAAAACUGUCAGAUUAAUUGUCCCGGUCUGGACAUCCUUAUCCAUUCUGUAAUUCUACCUUGCCAGCAUCACUCCCUGCCCCCCCACUACUCUUUGCCCUAUAGCUUCCAGCUCAAUUAACUUAAUGCUAUGCAAAUGAAAGGCUCUCCUCAUCAUUAGCUUCUAGCCUGUGAAUGUUAAUAGUAUAAUUGGGUCUUCAGCAAGGUAAUUAGACACGAUUUCUUCCAUUAGUCUUACAAGGCCUAAUUAUUGUUGAUAGGAGAGAGGGGACCAAGUCCCACAGCUGCCAGCAAAGCGGGGGCAUCUGGGUUAAAGCAAAUAUAGACAAAACAUUGACAAGGUAAAACAACCGUUGAGAUCUAUAGUGGGGGUCAGAUAGAGAGGGGGGAGGGGGGAGAGCGAGACACUGUGCCACAAGCAAUAUAGUCAUCACAGAUGUUGUAAGAGCAAUAGGACUUGGAUACAGGGAUCUCUGAAAUCCAUAAGAAUGAGCCAGAAAAGAGCAACGUUUUACCCACACGUUCUCUCCCUCUCCCCCACUUCUCUUCCCUGCCCAUGGGGCUGCCACCUCUGUUCACUCCACUUCCAACCCCACUUACCUUCCGACCUUUUUCCCACUCCCUCCACCUCUUCCCAACCCCUCCUCCCUUUACACCUCACCAAACCCCCUCCCUUUACACUUCCCCUACUCCCUCACAAUUUGUCCCAACCCCUUUCAAAGGGUGGGGGAGGCACUUCAGACAGUUUAAUGGGGGAACACUUAAAAGAGGGGUUCGCCAGGCCUCUCUCUGAAUCUUCUUCAUUCUUUGGUUAAACAGCUUGCUUGGACCACCUGCCACCCAUGCUGUUUCCUCAACUGCCUGCCUGUUGUUCAUGGCUAUGCAAACCACAUAAUGACAACAGCCUUACACUUUUAUGUAUAUAGGAAGAUACACACACACUACAGUACACACACACCAACAACAACAUUAUUUUGCAGUCCAGCUCCAGCAGUGGAGGCUUGGACAUUGGAGUGUGGGGGGCACUGUCCCACUAACCUCAGUCUGCACUCAGUUGGACCCCACUUGCUUGCCUUCUUACAACCAGCCCAGGGGGUGGCACUGCCCAGCAGCUUCCUCCUUCUCCUUAGUCUCAGUGUUGCCCCUUGGAGGACUUAGCAGGGAGGAGGAGGGGUGACCAACUACCAGAACCCAGCUUUUAUAUUCCAGUUAUAAAGCUAUAAUAAUAAUAAUAGUUGGGCCGUAGCCAACCAUUUAGCAGGGGCUGGUGAGAGUUCUAGUCCAAAACAUCUGGACAUGUUGAUGAAGGCUGCAUUAACCUCUGUACCAGAAGCAGAAAAAACAUAAGAUAAGAAGAGCCCUUCUGGAUCAGACCAAUAGACUGUCAAACAGUAUCCUAUUCUCAUAGUGUCCAACCAGACGCCUGUGGGAAAGCCUCAAGCAGGACCUGAGCAGAAGAGCUUUUCCCCCUCCUGGAGUUUUGGGUAGCUGGUUCUCAGAAGCAUUUCUGCCUCCAGCUGUGGAGGCAGAGCACAGUAGCCAUCAAUAGCCUUAUCCUCCAAGAAAAUCAAUUCCAGGCUUAGCUCCCCCUGUAUCACAUUGUGUUUAUGCAACCAGAGCGCCUCACAGCCACCAUCUCUGGCUGAGAAAUAUUCCUUGUCUACGAACAAAUUCUCCUGUAAGGGGUUCUGAAGCUGGCUUGUAUAAAGGGAGAGAAAUGCCACAUCAAGCUGAGGUUUGAUGGAGCAAGAAUUAUGUUUUUUAAUUCAGAGUUGUGUACAGAGUGCUCAUAAAACCUUGAUCAUGAUGGAGGGUUCAAUAAACAUUGGGGAGCCAUAAAUAUUUCUCUGGGAAAUGGCUUUGUGAAACAUUUAGUUGUUGAGUAAUAAGCAGAUCAGAGGAAAUCAGAUGAGUGGGAGUCUCAGGGUACUAAUCUUGAUGGGUUAUAUAUAUGUUGCUGUAGUGAUAGGAGGAUUGAGAAAAAGGUUGUUUUUUAAUAUAUAUACAACCAAGGCAAUGAGUUGCAGAGCUUUUUCCUAAUGCCGCUGUGCUGCCUGUGUUUGGAUGCAUCAAAAUGGAGGGAUGUUCGCUUUCAGAUAACUUUUGCUCUUGAUUUUUGAUUUGGGCAGUUCAAUGACCCAUGAAAAUUAAAAUCUGGCCAGACUUGAAUUAGGCAUUGUUGAUGAUGUUUUGCAAAAUAAAAGCUGCAAACACACUUUACACUUAAAGCACCCCCUACUUCUGGGAACUGCAGUUUGCUAAGUGUUGGGAAUUGUAGCUCCAUGGGAGGUAAACUACACUUCCUGGUAUUCUUGAGUAGAGAGGGUGUACUUUAAAUGUAUGGUGCAUCUCCACUGAGGGCCUUUUUAUCUAGAGAUGUAAUUAGGCAUGUACAAAGAUGAGGAGCGUGAAUUGGCCAUCGUGCAUAUGUACAUAGCGAUGUAAGGAGACAGCAUUUACCAUCCUAUCUUGACUUUGCACCAACCAGUGCUGUUUUUGUUCUGCUGCACUUUAGCCUCCACUUUAACUGAUGUUAUUUGUCCCCAAUACAUGCUGUGGUUGUAACUUAACAAGUUACAUAAUGAACUUCCAUGUAUUUCAAUGGAAAGGAAACGUCAAAAACAAUACAGUAAGCAGCAUGAUUGUCUACCUAUCAUUUGCAGACUAAAAAAAAUAGCCAAUACCACUCGUACUCACUUGCCUGAUUUCAGUUCCUGACCUUGUAUGAAUGUGCAAAUUGUAGGAAUUUUCACUCCCAUUUCUGUUUCUGACUCAGUUCUCAGACAUUCCUCCCCCAGCACUGUAUUAAAGGCUUCUGGGCAUGCAGUCCUGGUGGGGGGGUAGAGAGGGGCUGAAAUAUUCUUGGCAUAAGGAACCUCAGGCCUGGGAACUAAAUACAGCCCUCUAGGAGUCCCCGCGACUCUCCCCAGGCCACACAGCAUGUGAGCAAUACCUCUCACUUUCCUGGAUGAAAGAUGAAGAAGGAGAAGCUUGGAUGUUUUCAUGCUUGGAAUGUAGCUUUCUGUAAAAAGGUAAAAUUCAUAUGAAUUGCUCUACUCACUUUUACCCACCACUGGCACGUAACCUGCAAAAGGUUCCCCCACAACAGAAUGCAGCCCUAGGACUGAAAGAAGUUCCUCACUCCCAUUCUAAGGCUCCUUUCACUAUGAGGGGCUGAUGAUGAUGACCCAGAUCCCUGCCCAAACUGGGAUGGAGAUCUGCCCCACCCCCAAGUGCUGACCCAGCAAACAGGUUUCAGUCUUCACUCAGCCAUACAAAGAUUUCAAGACACGUGCCUGGCACCAAAAAAGCUUCUUCUUGGACAGUUUUUCUGGCUUUCUUCCCCAAACCAAGGACAGUUGGCAAACCCCAAGUUCCAUCAAAGCCUCCUAGCUUCACAUCUUGUACUUUAGCCAAGAGACUGCACCAGGAUGAUGAACCUCUUUUUCUCCUGGGUGUCCAAGCCUGCACGAUACACAAGCAACUGUUACUAGAAGUGCAACCCUUUGGCACUAGAGGAGCGUCCUGAAAGAUGGCGAUGAAAAGACAAAAGGGUUUCAGUUCAGAAAUGAGACAUAUUGGAUGUGUUUGGGUGGAAAUAACACUCCUCACAGUCCAUCCUUGGCAAGCGGCCAGUGAGGUUGACUGCGUGGGAGGGUCCAGCGAGAGACAGCGGCCUAGAGAGAUGCAAUAGAACAGAUGUUGCCAAACCAGGACAGUAAAGUAGGCUAAUGGACCAGUGGGAAAAUCAGUAUUUUCUCCCCCUCUUGCUCCCUCCUUCUCCUUCUCCUUCUCUCUUCCACCAUAAGCACUUCUUCACACAAGUAAAUGACAAAAUUUGCACCUGCAAGAGGUGUCGAUGGCCACCAAUUUAGGUGGCUUCAAAAGGGGAUCAGACAAAUUCACUAUCAAUGGCUGCUGGCUACAAUGAGAGCCAGUGUGGUUCAGUGGUUAGAGCAUUGGACUAGAACCUGGGAGACCAGUGUUCAAAUCCCCAGCUCAACACAGGAGGUGCACAAGGUGAUCUUGGGCCAGUUACAGGCUAAUUUCACAGGGUUGUUUUGAGGAAAAAAGGAGGAGGGGAAGAACUGUGUACUCCACCUUGAGUUCCUUGGGGGAAAGGUGGGAUAUCAAUGUUAAUUACACACCCCAUUUUCAUUGUGUUUCUUUUGCAUUUAAAUGAAUAGGGUGAGAUAAAGUAAUAGCAGUGAAGUUUACACAAUUAAUUGCAUAAAUUAUGUAAUCUCACCACAGCAGACAGACAGUUGAUGUGGCUUUCUGCAUCAGAAUGGAAACAGGGCUGCAGGUGACGAAUAGAAGGAAGAAUAGAAACCAAUGCUUCCUUAUGCCCCUUGAUACCAUCCAGUGGAAAACCCAGUGGGUACCAUCUCCUGCACACACACACACGCAUCCACCAAAGUGAAUGAGACCUGUUCAGAAGCACUGCAAUUCUUUUGAAAGAAGGCCCUGGUCAUUUCAGUGAUGUUUGUUCCAGCCGUCUGGUGGUGCCCCCUGAUAAUUCUGUAAAUUAUUUAAGUGCCAUUUGGAUUUUCUAACUUGGUCGCCAAAAUGCCUUGCUUCCUCCCCAUCUUGAUUGUGUCUUGGGAACCAUGAAGCUGAGAGCAGAGAAAUGCAGCUAGCUGGAAUCAAAGGAGCUGGAAGUUUGACCUUUCAAGAUGAAAAAUUCAUCUCAAAAGGGGGAAUAAACCUCUAGUAACCUCUUGGAGGGUCUCUUGAUAAUGCUCCUGUUCAAUGGGCAAAGGGAGACAACUUGGUCCAGUUUUGUCAUUUGAAUGCCGAAUGAGCUCAUUUGAAAACACGGCCAUUCAGAAAUGUUUGAGCUGUAUACAUGCCAUACAUGUAAAGUACAUUUAAAAGCACACUACUUCUCCCAAGGAAUCCUGGGAACUGUAGUUUACCCCACACAUAGAGCUACAGUUCCCAGUACUCUUAACAGACUACAAAUCCCAGGAUUCUUUGGAGGAAGUCACAUGCUUCAGAUGCUUGGUAUGUCCACAGUCUAGAAGGAAAUGGAAAUAUUACAGGCAAAUAGGAGAUAUUUUAUAUGAAAGGUCUUUGAAGAACUACAGAGAUAAUACAUGUGCAUGGUUUUCAGCAUUUGCAGAGAGUUUCGAGUAUUUACGAAGAGUGCAGUCUCUCUAGAACAGUUGCCUUAUUUAUUUAUUUGUUCUCUUGCAAUGUUAUAUAUCUUUUUUGGGGCUCUCCUUGGAUACACACACACAUGCACGCACGCUUGCAGCUGUUUAAAUUGCCGCUGUCAGAGGCUCUCACAUGCUCUCAGUUAUGUCAUCACAAAGUCAAAUCCAAUUGAUAGCAUGAGCUUUAACUGAUGUCCAGUGACAUAUUCAUGCCACAUGUUAGGUUGUAUCCUGCACCCUGAUGGGAUGGGAUGGUUCAUUUGAUAUACGAAGAGGGGUGGGAGUAGGGAUAUGUAUUUUAUUUAAUGAAAUGUAUAGACUUGGGUAGACUUGGGUAGACUUGUCUAAACAUAAAUGUUUUUAGCAGGUGCUAAAAAAGGUACAGCAGAGACACAAUAGGCAGGAGUUCCAAAGUGUAGGCUCUGUCACACUAAAAUAUUGAUUUCUUACAAAUGUGGAAUGGGAGGAGAUGCCAAGGAAUGAUCAUGCCAGCCUCCUGUUUCAUUGUGCUGUUCUGUAUUGCACCGUUCCAAAGGGAGACUAAGUUUGUCAGCAUUCAGGACAUUUGGGUUAGGGUAUUGUUUAGCUGGUUUCAAUUUUGUUAUUAUUGCCCCAGUUGUCUAAAUUGUUUUAAAUUGUUUUUAACUGUUUCUAUCUUGUAUAUUUUUAAAUUAUUAUUUUUUGUGGGAUGUGCCUGGGAAGAGAGGAGCUGGGGAGAGCAGCUCCUCCUCCAUCCCAGUCACUGUGGUUCAGGGUAGGGGGAGGUAUAAUAUGGGACGGGGGUUUGAGCAGGCUGGGUAAGGGGCACACAGCACAGGCAGCCAGUGACUUUGCCAUGUUCCACCCCCUCCUCCAAUCUGGGGAACUGGGUUUAUCUUAUCAGCCAGCACUUGGCUCUGUGGCUGCUGUUGUUGAAUGCCAGGUGGGCUUGGAGUAAGACCUCCCUCAUCCAUGAUCUGAUUGUUCUGCAUCACUGAAGCCUGGGUGGGUAAGCAGGGUGGAGCCAGCUGUGCCCACCACCUGGCACUCAGUACAGCAGCAGAGCAGAUUUGAAGGGUGGGAAGGGGGAGUUGCUGUUGUCUAUAGAGAUUCCAUUUCUCUUUCCAGGAUCUCUGUCCAGUUACAGGGAACUAGAGUGUAUGUUCCUGGUAUUGGGAAACAUGGACAGAUUAGGGAUUCUGCUGCUUUACCACCUGCCUUGCUGCUCAGCUGUCUCCCUGUCUGAGCUGACAGAGCUGGUCUCAGAGGUGGUGUUGAGGCCUCCCAGACUGUUGGUUCUGGGGGAUCUUCAACAUCCAUACUGAGAUGACUGGCUUUGGGGUGCCUCAGGACUUCAUGGCUGCCAAGACAAGCAUGGGACUAUCCCAACAUGUCAGUGGCCCAACACUGUGGCAGGCCACACUCUGGACCUUGUUUUCUCAGCUUGUCAUGGUCAGAUCACUUCCUGUUGAAACCCAUUUAGGCUUUCAGCACCUUUCCCUCUCUGCAGAAGGGAUGGCCUGUCCUUGGAGGCUGAUGGAUCUAAUGGGUUUCCAGAUAGCUUUGGGAGAUUUUCUGGCUGAUAUGACUGGCACUCCUGUCGAAGCCCUGGCUGACCUCUGGAACUUCUGAAUGGAUCAUCCAAAUGGAUCAGACUGUUGACACAAUCGCCCCUGACCUCCCUCUCCCACCUUGUGGAGCCUGGUAUCCUGGUGUCCUCCAGAGCUUAGGGUGAGGAAAUAAAAUGGGAGAUGGCUCGAAUGUGAAUGGAGGAAAGAUCUGAUCAAAUGCAAGUGAACACUGGUGAGGGCUCAUCAUCAAGCCUACCUAGUGGCAAUGAAGGCAGUAAAAGAAGCAUACUUUGCUGCCUCCAUUGCAUCCUCAAUAUGUCAUCUGGUGGCCCAGCUUCCCCCUAUCUGGACAGGAGUAGCCUAACUAGUGUUGCCUAUGCUCUGGUAACUUAUAGGUCUGACUGCAGUGGUUGAUUAGUUUCCAUCCCCAAUUCAAGGUGCUGGUUUUGACCUAUAAAGCCUUAAAUGGUUCAGAACCACAAGAACCACCUAUCCCCAUAUGAACCAACUUGGGCCCUGUGUUCAUCAUCUGAAGCCCUUCUUGGUGUGCUUCCUCCAUGAGAGAUCCAGAGGGUGGCAACAUGAGAACGGGCCUUUACUGCAGCAGUUUCCCAUUUGUAAAUUGCUCUCCCCAGGGAGAAUCAGAUAGAGCCUUCAUAAUAUACCUUUAGGUGUCAGGUGCAAACAUUCCUUUUCAACCAGGCCUUUGGCUGACUAACAUCCUAUACCACUUUGUACAGGGGCAAGACUGUGCCAUGCCUGAUGUGCUGAACCAUUUGAGAGAGACCCCUGGUUGUCAUGGAGGGCAUGAAGUCCCGAGCUUACCCAGUGGUAGCUCCACAUGGAUAUUGAAGUCACCCAGGACUAUCAUCUUGGGGUCCUCCAACAAUACCCUAGAGGCCACUUUGGCCAGGGAUUCUCAGGGAUGCUUCUGGGCAACAGGAUGGUCAGUAAACCAUCAGUAUCCCAAAUCUCUCUUUAUGGCCUGGCAUCCAAGUGCAGAUCCUCCAACCCUGUCCCAAGAUCAAGAGGCUUUCUGGUCAAGGGGGGUAGUGCUUUGAUGGACAAUAGCACACUUCCCUCCAAGUCUCUCUCUCUCCCCCACCCCAAUUCUAGCCCCGCCUAGUGCUGUACUGAGUACCCAGGUGGACACAGCUGCAUAAAGCAAGACAACCCAGCUCACUUAUCUAAGUCACAGUAAUGCAGACUAAAUCAGCCUGUUCAUCCAUGAUCAAGUUAUGGAUGAGCAUGGUCUUAUUAUGGAUUGAUUUGGCAUUUAGCAACAGCAGCACCAAACCAGAUUGCUCAGUGGAUAUGCUAACAGUACCUUCUAGAGGAGUGAGAAGGCUAGAACAAGGAGCAGAGACUAAACAUCUAGGCCUCCAUCCCAGAUGGAAGUCAGACCCUCCAACUGUACCACCCCCAACCACUGAAAUUGGGGUAUCACUAAAUAGCACGUCAGGAGAAAAUGGUGGUACUUUCCAGUGUCAUCAAAAGAAGGACUCUUUGCACAACCUAUUCCCCCUGCCCCCAGAGAAAUUCCUACCCCACAGAAAUAUCAAGUAGUUUUUGCUUUAAAUUCAAACCAGCAGGCAUUGGGGCCAGCUCUAUUAGAGGAGAGCAAAAUCCAGAAGUUAUAGAAGAAAUGCAUAGGUUUCUUCCAAGAGCAUAAACUCCUGAUGCAUCUCGUCAUUGCCUCUCAGGAGAGCAGUACUAAAAUUCCACUCAUCAUUUUAUCAUUCAGCUCAAAUCUUCUUGGCUGUUUUUCACACCACAACAUUUUGUGUGAAAAGCGACAUUCUUUUCAUUCUUGUUAAGAAUCAGUUUUCUCUUAAGCUUCUAGGGACUGUGGCUGGUCAGCUUGAGCCAAGAUGGCAGACUUGUUUUGCCAAGUGCCCUGUCAGUACAAAGAGGGGCAAGUGAGAAACAUGCCUCCUAAACCAGCCAAUAUAGCAAUUCCUUUGCCAGUCCACCUCAUGUCCACUUUGCAGAGCUAUUAGCUCAAGCAUUGGCCCAAGACAUCAGACAUGAAAAGAUAAGAAGGGCCUUCUGGAUCAGGCCACCUACUCCAGUAGCCUGUUCUCAUAGCAGCCAAGCAGGACCGGAGGCAGUGUAUAGCUAGAAUGAGCAGUAGCCAUCAAUAGCCUUACCCUCUUCCUAGGCUCAGUCUUAAACCCCCAAAGAAUGCUGUUAAUUUAAAAUAUGAAAUUAUUAUCACAUUGUAUUGUUUCUCCCAAUCUAAGAUGCCAGAGGAUAAUCUAUUUAAUACUUAUUUACCCAGUUUCCAACGCUUUCCAGGUUUCAAGGCCAGUACAAUUAUUAUUGUACAAGUGGGGCAUUAGGCCUCUGCCUCAAUGGGCAGCUAGUUCUCACCACCCAAUCUGGUGGUCAUUUUGGCCAGGAGCCCAAAGAACCUAAGAAGAGACUGCUGGUUCAGGCCAGUGGACCAUCUAGUCCAGUAUCCUGUUCGCACAGUGGUCAACCAGAUACCUGUGGGAAACCCACAAGCAGGAUUCAAGCACAAGAACAGUAUCCCCUUCUGUUGUUUGCAACAACAGGUAUUCAGAAGAAAUGCUGCCCCCAACUGCAGCGGCAGAGCACAGCCAUCGUGACUAAUAGCCCCUGAUAGCCCUCUCCUCCUCCAUGUAUUUGGCUAAUCCUCUUUCAAACCCAUCUAAGUUGGUGGCCAUCAGUGUAAGCCACAGAAGGCUGUGCUUUCUGGAGUGAUUUGAAUCCCCAGUUUUUCAUACCUUUCCCUGUGCCCCACACCACCCCAAUCUCUGUUUUUUGUUUUGUUUUUUUAAAAAAAGGGUGGAGGAAAUAGGAGCAUUUGGCAAACACAGUAAUAAAUUUGGAGAGAUAGCCUUGCAAACAAGCAUCUAGGAAAGGCCACAACGGAAAAGAUGGCUGUGUGUGUACGCCACACUUUUUUAAUCACGUAAUUGCUGAGUGACAUUCAAUUCGGUGGCCUUAAGUUUCUCUCUCCCCCCCUCCCAAGCAUCGGGCACCCGCUCCUCUCUACCUGGUGCAUCCCCACAUCCUCCACUUUGGCCUUUGAAGCGGGGGAGUGCCUUAACUACACCGAAAUUUGGCCGGGCUUCUGCAUCUUACAGUAGAGACACGCAUGCAAACAAUUGAAGUCUUUGAGAACAAUGAAAUAUGCAUGGCUAUCUGUGACAGCCCUAUAAAGCAGAGCAAUUAGCCGCGUAAUCCGAGAGAGCUGAGGCGGGUGGGCGGCCCGCGGUUCCCUAUUAGUUAAAUGCUUUUUGUAUUUGCGCUUCCCAUCAAAUCAACUAACACUUCCUUUAAUUGGUUCAUGAAUUAUACAGCUCCUCCUGCAUUAUAAUUUAAUCACCAGUAAACAUUCCUGGGGCCCCACUGUAAAAUGGAUCGCACUCAUUAAUUCGUUAAUUUCAGCAGAUGGAAGGGGAGAGCGCCGGAUGUACGGUGUGGCAAAAUACCGACCGCCUCCGGCAAUGGAAGAAGGGGGGGCCGUUUAGGGUCUUUUUCCCCCUUUUUUUUUACAGGGCUGUCAGAAACUCAAUCUGUGAGCUGUCAGCAGCCUGGACCCUUUCCCCCCCUGGCACCACUCCCCACUUUUGCUUCUGCCAUCCCUCCCUUCUUCACCCCACCCACUGGCUGGAAGUGACUGACGGAUUCAUACGGAGCCUUGUCAACCCGUCUUUAAACAUCAAGCCGGCGGGUAAACCGAACCCAAUGUAAAUUAUUUCUUGUCUUAACGGGCGCCCGUCUCCCCCCCCCCCCCCCGUUUCUCUGUCCCCAUGAAUAUUUCAUGGUGGGCAGCAUAAAUAUUAAUUCUAAUAGCUCUGCACAGUGGUUAUUAUUUCUGUCUUAUGACAAAUAUUCAUAAAAUAUUCAGCACCCUUUUUUGGAACACUUACACACUUGAUUGUGAAAUUUCCUUUUCUCUGGCUUCCUGGGGACGCGCUGAACAUAUUGGGGUUCUCUUGAUGGACUGCUUUCCUCCCCACUCUUUCCCUCCCUCCUGCCUCUUAAUUAAUACUAUGAAAUAUAAAUAUUUAAUCCGAUUUAUUUUGCGUUUUCCCCUGAAGCGAACCCUAUUAGGCUGGAGAGGUUCUGUUUGACAGUAUUUAAAUGGGGGAAAUUUAUUCCCUAUUAGGAAAUUGGUUACUCUUGACACGUGUGUAAAGUGACACAUCAUCGGCUCUUUUCCUCCUCCCCCCCCUUCUCCCUCUUUUGCAUUUGCAAUGUGUCUCCUUUUCUUCUUCAAAAAAUUAAGACUAUUCAAGGGCAUAGAUCUUGCCCCUGGAAAAGUUUCUGCCACUAUCGUUUGGCCAAAGGGAUUAACUUUGCUUUGUGGACACAGACAGUGUUAAAACACGCUAUUUCUUUAUACUAAUACUUGGCAAUUUAAAUAGCAUUUUUGCAGGUAUUUAAAGCAGCCCCCCCCCCCCCCGGUUGCUCUCUGAAUGCUGCUGAAUUACAACUCGCAUCACCUCUCACUAAGCGUGGCUGAUGGCCCAGGAAAGUGAUGGGCCAAAGCAGUGGCUUACAAAGGCCAGUGGAUGAGGUUGUGGCCGAGGUGACACCUGAACCUGGGACUUCUCAGCUUGCAUUUCAGCUGUGCCAAUUAUCAUCUUAUUUUGAUGUUAAUGUAGAAAAUUGGCACAGGUGAUAUAGCCAAAACAAACAUCUGCGUUCUGAUGCUGUUCAGUUGUCUUGACCUGCUUUUCCCUCACCUUAUGGCUGUAGUGAUGAGAGGUGGUCUUCUGGCCCUUGUGUGGUGUCAUCAUAUUUGUCCUUGACCAAACUUAAGCACUCAGGCCUCUUCAGACAGCAUGGUAGGCUUGGAAGGCAUGUGUUGGGGCUGCCGACCGAGAGCCAGGCAGGUAGGGAAGCAAGCAAGCUAGUUGACAAUUCAGUAGCAGCCCCAACUGCAGGGUAGAAAGUCUGCUGGGCAGCCCAAGGGGAACAUAAGAAGCUGCCAUAGUGAGCCAGAGUUUUGGUCCUUCUAGCUCAGUGCUGUCUACACUUACUGGAAGCAGCUCUCCAGGGUUUUAGGCAAGGAGUCUCCCAGCCCUACCUGGAGAUAUUGAGAUGAGGUACAUCCCUUCCCAGUAUGUGUUCAGGAUCAUUUGCAGCAUCACAAAAGUUCUUUCCCGGCAUUGUAUGGGAUCCAGAUUAUGCCUGUGGCUCCAACAGCAAAAGGCUCUGUCUUCUCUGCUCCCUUCCAAGCCACAGAAGCUCCCUCCUUGCUGAGACGAGCUGCGAUUAAGCUCACAAUUAGGGGAAAUGGGGCCAGCUCAGUUGUCCACCGAAGGAGCUCCCUGCUGCUGCCAUCUUUAUUCCUGAUCUGUGAAGUGCCAUUGGAGCAAACUCUGGGGGGAAUCUGACAAUGAUGGAAUAACAAACGAGAGGGAGGAGGAGGCAGAGAAUAAAAAUGAGAGAGGUGGUGUGUGUGUGUGUGUGUUUGGGUGUUUGCAUGAAGGGAUGUGAUGUCAUUUCAGGAGCAAUUGCUGAUACCACCAGUUCCUAGCCUCUUUCUUUUUUUAAAAGUGGGGCAUUAUGAGCAAAUUCUCUAAAGAAACUUUAUGGACAUCUUGAAAAGCCUUUAAAAUGUUUGCAUUGCCUGUGCUUCCCCUCCCCCCAUAUGCUUAUAUAACACCCCCUCAGUGGAUGAUGGGUUGUAUUCAGUGCUUUACGCAGAGCAGACUUAUCAAAUUAGUGGGUAUGGUUAACUUAGAUCUGGUAAUUUCAGUGGGUUUGCUCAUUGGCUACAACCAGAUAUUCCUGAUUCCUAGCAGAUUUGGUGACCGGAACGGGGUGGGGUGGGGUGGGGUGGGGUGGGGAGGAGGAUUAGACUGGACAUGUUUGCCCUGAAGCUGAUUGAUCCCCUAUAUAAUGUUAUCAGAACAAAGUUGUAUAUGUUCAGGAUUUGGUAAGAUGAGAGAGAGACUUCUCCUACAUGAAGGCCAUGUCAGUUUUUCCGCUUUGAAGUACAAAAAGCUGUGAAUCAGUUGGGCAGACUGUGAUGUCCUGAAUAGGCUCUUUUCCCCUUCUUCAGUUUGCCAGUCAUCAGACUCAGCAAAGAGGAGAGAGCCUUGUAACACUAAACUGUAGUUUGGCUGUAACCACAGUUACCAAGUUCCCACUGAGAACUGUGGUUAGUUUAGAAGCUGAAGCAGAUUCUCCUUGCAUUUUUGUACACAUCACUUGGCUAGAGAGGACUGCAUUGCAAAAUUUGGAGAAGUGUGAAUUUUGAAGGAGGGCUGUGUUACAGUUUAUGUAUUGUAUCACAAAAUGUGGAUUUGAACGUGAACUGCAUCAAAUCCUUCCUUCCUAAUUAGAAGCAGAAGGGGCAAGGCAGAGCAGGAAGUGUGUCUGUGGGAACCUCUUAAGCUAUUCACUCUGCAGUGUCACCGUAGAUCAAGGGGGAGGGAGCCCUUGGCCCUCCAGAUAUUCCUGAACUGUUGUCAUCAUCCCAGGCCAUGCUGGCUAAGGCUGAUGGGAAUUGUAGUCUAGCAACAUCUGGAACACCAAAGAUUCCCUGCACCUACCCUAGAUGACAGCCUUACACGGCUAAGAAGGAAGACUGGAUUUCACAGCCUCUUUCCUCUCUGUGGAUAUACGGUAUACUGUUCUGGGGCCAUGGCAAGGCAGGCUUGGAACAUUUGGCAACUGAAUAGUUAACAGCAGUAAUCUCUCUCUCUCUCUCUCUCUCUCUCUCUCUCUCUCUCAGGUUUAGGCACAGCUGGGGGAAGUUGUGGCAUUAUCAGUUAUGCUCCCAUUUUAAGCAAGGAUCAGCCAGUGCCCCCCAUGCCCCCACCCCCCGCUGAGUGCAGAGCAUGCAGAAUGGAAAGCAGGCAGCUGGUCCCUGCUUACCAAGGGGAAGAUGUAUAGGCUAUUUUAGCAAAUUGAGAACAAGAUGAAUGGCCUUCUAUUUUUGAAAGUUGCUGUCUCACAAUAAAAGCGGAAGUUUAAAAGUAGCUUUUAACCAGAGGAGGCUGGUCCAUUAGGGCAUAUAGGGGCACUGCCCCACCAACCGCAGCCUGCCUGUGCCCCUCUACCCCACCUGCCUGCUUUUCCUCUUUAGGGGUUGGCUCUGCCAGCCAGCUUCUUCCUCCAUAGUUUCAGUGCUGCCCAUGUAGAACUCAUCAGGGAGGAGGAUGGGGACAGAACUAGAAUGAGUUGGCCCCACCUCUGAUUGCUUCCAGCUUCACCUGUCAUUGGCUCUGUCUCUGUCUACUGGCAGGGUCACUGCUUUCUGCCCUACAAGGCCCAAUGGGCAACAACCACCACUAAAAACAUGAGAAGAGCCUUGCUGGAUCUAGUCCAACAUCCUUGCCCAUCUAGUCCAACAUCCUGUUCUCCCAGAACUCUCCUAGUAUUCAGAAGCAUUACUGCCUCCAACUGGAGGCAGUUUAGCCAGAAUGACUCGUAGCCAUUAUCCUCCUCCAUGAAUUUGUCCAAUCCUCUUCUACAGCCAUCCAAGUUGGUGGCCACCACCAACUCACUUCCUGUGGAAGUGAGUUCCAUAGUUUAGCACCCAGGAGUCCCAACUUGUACCCACAAGAAUGUUCCCGUUCCAUCUGGUCCACAUCCAACAGAUUUCCAUUGUCCAACCCAGGGCCCAACAUUAAGCAUCCCAGUUUGAUUGCAUCCACUCCUGAUAUCUAUGCAGAUACCUACUCUACACACGUAGAAAGAACCCUAUACAUUUUUUGGAGGGAGGGCAUUUAUAGGGCACUUAUUAACCAUGCCCACUGGGGCUGGUUCAAAAAUUUUAAACAGUAAAAAUACUUAUGUAAUCUAUAAAAGCUAAAACAAUUGGGGAAGGACUGUAGUUCAGUGGUAGAGCAAAACUUAGUUGGAUACAACUCUUUGUAAUUAAUUUUUAGCAGACAGUGGGAGUAAUAAUGUAGGUUUAGUGGAAGCUGAACCCCAGCAGAAUGGAAACAGUGCUGAUUGUGAAGAAUGGAGGAUUGGAAGGAAAUUGCUGCCUGCUUACAUCUAUAUGCCGUGCCCCUGCUGCAAGCACCUGCUGCUCUUCCUAAUGGUGGGGCUGGAGCUGUCCUCUGUUCUCCAGCUCCAAAUCUUCUGCUCAGGAAACCAAACCUGGAGACCAAUAAAUAGGUUGGGCUGUGCAGUUCUGGCAGCAUAGAAAGAUGCCUUGUAAUCCUCUCCAGAACGUGGUUGUUUGUUUGUUUGUUUAUUAAAUUUGUAUACUGCCCUUCAUCCAAAGAUCACAGGGUAGUUCACAACAUAAAAACCCAAAAUGAAAACCCGAAACAUAUAAUAAAACGAAAACAAAAGUGAACAAACCAAUAACCCCUUUCCCACAGACACAUUUGAAUGGCCUUCUUCUUUAACUGCUGAGUGAUGCCAGGUAUAGUAGGGCAGGCUUCCUCAACCUUGGCCCUCCAGAUAUUUUUGGCCUACAGCUCCCAUGAUCCCUAGCUAGCAGGACCAGUGGUCAGGGAUGAUGGGUAGUCUCAACACAUCUGUAGGGCCGAGGUUGAGGAAGCCUGUAGUAGGGGCUUGACGAUGGCUUGUCCCUUGCUUGUCACAUUGACCCUCCAGGUGUUACUAGACUACAGCGCCCAUGAUCUCAGGCCAUUGGCCAUGCUUCCUGGGGCUGAUGGAAGCUGUUGUUCAGCAAAACCCGGAAGUCCAAACGUUCCCCCAUGGCUUUUAGGCAAUGAACACGUCUGAGUCAGGAAUUACCCACCUGACUCCCUACAACAUUCCCCCCCUCCUUCCCUCUGCUUGUCUUUAUUGCUGACACCAGACUGAAUAAUAAGACACGCUUUCUCCACACACAAAAUGUGUAUUUCCGACAAGGCUCUUCCACUGUUCAUCUUCCUGGCAGCUUCUUACGAGGGGUGGGUCGUUGGCUUUUCCUUCUCAGUUUCCUGCUACAUUUCUCUUUUUCUCAACUUAGUGACUAUGAGUAGCGACAAGGCUCCUUGAUAUGGCAGGUUAUAAUCCUUUCCUUCUUUUUUUGUUUUGUUUUGUUUAUUUUGGAAAAUAAUAGGGGGAGCCGUAUCAAUUAUCAGGACUGUAUAAGCAGACAUUGUCCCCCCCCCCCCCCGUGCGCCUUUCCCUGCCUUCUGCUAGAAUAUUCAUCUCAAUACACUUUAUCACUAGUUACCCGUUGUGACAAUCACAAUUCUAGACGGUUGUUGGGCAACAGAAACAAAGCAGAAACAAAAUGUUUGGAGUGUAAAGGAUAAAAGACUGUUGAAAACUGUUAUAUUCUCCUCCUGUCUUUGGAAUCAUUGAGAUCUUCUGCUUUUUUUAUUUUUAAUGCUGGGCUGAGGUGUGUGUGUUUUUUGUGUGGUUUUUUUUUUAACUCAAUGCAAGUGGAAGUCAUUAUCUGUAAACAUUUGAAGAGCCAGCGAGAUGAUUUUCAUAACUUUAAGUUCUACAAAGGAGCCAAAUAAUCUUGCUACGUGCAUGCCACAGUGAUAGAACCCUCUGGCUUUCAUCUGAUCUGAUUCUCCCCAGUAAGGAUAAAAUGUUCCCUUUGGUGAAUGUCUAAAGCUUACACUAACCGGUCUGAGAGGCACGUGCAUGCCCCCCCCUCAAUGAAUUGAAAUGAAAUAUAAAAACUAAGCAGUAUAGCCUUGAAGCCAGCCGCAGGGAGAAAUUGCAUUCUGAGGAAAGCCGGCAAAAUAUCCUAUUCCCCACCGCCCAGAAUAAAAUAAAAGUUCAUUUCUACAAAGAAUUUGGAGUGGAUUAGGGAACAGGAGAAAGACAGAAAGCUAAAUAAUAAACAGGAGAUUUCCCCCUCUUCCAAGUUACCUCUUCCAAUAUCCUUUCGGUAAAGAUAUUUCCUGCAUUAUGAAGCUUGAGGCAUGAGAAAUCCUGGGAUGCACUUCAUACUUCAGGGUUGGAAAGUGGAGGCUGUAGUUAUGAAUGAGCAUAAAAAAUUCCCCUCCGUAUAGUAAAGAAGUGAGAGCGGGUUAACAUAGUCAUCUCCCUCAAGUGCUGGCCUGCUACACACGGGGGGCUUUGGGCUUAGGGGAGCAUCUGAAAAUAGGAGCACACUCCUGUAGUCAGUUGGGAUAGCCCAGGAGUGUAAGUCUUGGUGCUUUUCUCCCAAGGGUCAAAAUGAUAUACAUGAUGAAUGAGUGGUGGAACUGCGGGUGGAGGAGUUCCAGAUUCAAAUGCUCCUCUCAGUUCUUUCCCUUACAAAAACACACACCAUGCAAAGAGAAAACUAGCAGAUCAAGGACAAAGGUUCAAUCAUGGCCUUCGUUGUGCUCAUUUUAAAUAAAUAAACAAUAUUUAUGUGUGGCAGGGAGUUUUUAAUAUUGGGGUGCAUUUAAAAAUGUGUAACUCCCUCAACUGGCAGUGAUACGGGCCAGAUUUAUUCCAGCUCAUCCCUCUGCAUAGAUUAGACUUAAGGCAUGCUCAGAAACAAAAUCUAGGGAAGAAGCCAGCACAGGAAGGAACUCUGGCACAUCCUCUAUGGAGAGGUCUCCUGCCUUUCCUUUCUUUGAAACCCCGGGUUCAAAUGGACUGAGCUUCCUGGGCUCCAUGAGGGCUUACUGGUAAUGCCUGAAGAAGGAUAAUAGCCCAACAUAAGAACAGCCCUUUUGCAUCAGGCCAAUGAUCCCAUCUAGUCCAUCGUCCUGUUCUCACAGGGGCUGAACAGAUGCCCAAAUGGGAAGCCAGAAAGCACUUGUGAUCUCCAGCAGCUGGCAUUCAGAGACAUCACAGCCAUUGUGGCUAGUAGACAUCGAUAGCCCUUUCCUCAAUGAAUCUGUCUGAUCCUCUUUUAAAGCCAUCCAAGUUGGUGGCCAUAACUGCCUCCUGUGGGAGCAAGUUCCACAGUUUAACUCUUAGGUUCAGUUCCUUUCCUAAUGAUCCUUAACAUGGAAGUCACCUUUUUUCAAAGCUGUGACACUCCAGUUUGCCUUUAAGGCCACCAUUUUAAUGUAUGCUCCAAUGAGGGCAAUGUGGAAAAUUAAAACGGCACCUAGACACAGCACUUUGGUGCUACUGGGAACAUUCCAGCCAGAUAGGACCACCAGGGUCCCUUUGAUGGAAGAGAAAUCCUCUCUCUUAACUUGGAGGCUGAUUGAGAGGGACCGCAGCAUCCAAAAGGCUUCUGCAGGUUAGAGGACCAAGUGCAGGCAGGUGAUGGGAACAGACCCUGGCCUUGGACUGAGGCAGCUUCUUGUAUUGUUAAUCAAAGAUCAUUAUUCUUUAGGAUACAGCAAGCCUGCAACUUGGGUGCAUUUCAUUUGUGUGCAUGGCAAAAAACAAACAAAACCCUAUUAAAAAUCAAAAAGGGGGCAGAAACAGGUGGAAAUGACUUUGGCAGUCCCACCUGCCACAGAACCCAAUGUAUUUUGACUAUACGUGAUUUUGGCGUUAGGCUUGAUCCCUGGAAUAAGUUGCGGGCCUACCGUAUAGGAAGAAUCCAGCUGUUCUCAAAAAACAGUCAGUGUGCUACUGCUAGUGGCAUUAACUGAACAUUUCCCCCUCUCCUCUCUCUUCAUAGGGUGUUUUUCCUGCACAUCACACCUGAGUCCAUUCUGGAGCGCCUGUGUUACCGUAUGCUUGACCCGGUCACUGGAGAAAGGUUAGUAGCACCAAUGCAAGUGUGCUGGGGAUAGUUUCCCUGCUUUGGAAAAUUUAUACAAAUCUAGGGGGGUGGCGUGUUUUUUGUUUUUGUUUUGCAGAAUAAAGUUCACUUUUUGAAGGGAUGUCUGGUCCAAAUGCAAUUCAAAGACAGCCCUGAGUUACCCUUCUCAACAGACAGCCUCACCUGGACAGCAGAUUGAGCAGGCAUAUGCACCUAGUCACAGCCUAGGGAGAGAUGAAUUUCCAUUGGAAUGACAGUAACCCUGUCUGCAUUUGCAUUUACUCUAGGGGUGGGUCACCCUUCUUAAGCUGAAUAUCUGCCUUCCCUUCUAGACAACCUUGCAAGGGCUGCAUGCCAGUGAUGGGAGGAGCCAGAGGCAAAUGUGGGCAGAUCAACCAGUGUCAGUUUUCGCAUUUACACAGUAAGCUAGUUUCAUCACACGCUCACACACACUGCUCUGUCCUCCAUCCAGACAAGCAAGAGAAAGGGAAUUUACCUUUGGGGUUAGACUGUAAAUUUGAAUCCAAGACUUGCCAUUUAAAAACAAAAAAAUAUUUGUUCAGGGGCCAGAAAACUGUAGGCCAAGCCUCCCCAGCUUUGGUUGGUUUAAUUGUGAGCACUUUUGCCAACAAUUUUCCUGUGUUUUUAAAGAGUAUUUUUUCUGAAUUAUGGCUAUAUAUUGUUAUGUCAGCAUUGGGGGACCUGUGGCUCUCCAGAUGUUGCUGGACUCCACCUCCCGCAUCCCCUGACCAUUGGCCAUGCUGGCUGGAGCUGGUGGGAGUCCCACAAUAUAUGGAGGGCUACACAGUUGCUGAUCGAAGAAGAGGCGCUCCCCUCUCUCAAAUGAGAGACUGCUCUUCUAAAGAGAAGCAUCCUUCCAUGUAUUACAUGCAGUAGGGAAUGCUGUUUAUUAAAACAGGUGUGAUGGACUCCGUGGCCUUCCAGAUGUUGUUGUACUUCAACUCCCUUCAUCCCUGGACCAUUGGUUGUUGUGGCUACAGGGGCUGGAAGGCCACAGGUUCCCCAUUCCUGCUGUCACCAGGACACUCUUUAAAAGGUAGGGUAGAGCUUCGUCUCUGAGCUUUUUACUGUUCUGCCCCAUUUCCAGGUACCACACACUGUACCAACCGGCAGCCUCCAAGGAAGCCAGUGAACGCCUCCUGAUACAUCCGAGGGACUUGGAAGAGGCUGUGAAACUCAAAGUGGACGCUUACUUGAGGAUCGCCGAAGGCUUGGAGACUGUAUUAGAAGAUGCCAUUUUCAUCAAUGGCGACCAAGACCCUCAGACAGUAUUUGAGUACAUCGAAAGCUACAUUGUCAAUCCCCGACCAACCACCCUAGGCUUCCCACUACAAAUGGUUUGAAGUGUCUUCUUGAAAAUGAUUAGGCAAGUGCUUGGCUUGGCUUUGUUUUACAUUGUUUUCCUUUACUUUUUUAAAAUUAUUUUCAAAUUUUCAAACAACAAUUAAAAAGAAAAACAAAACAGCACACAUAUCCCAUUGGACUUCCCUCCCCCCUUUUGUGUAUCCAUAUAUAUAUCCAAGAAGAUGCAGGGGGAAAAUAUCUAUCUUUAUAUCUAUAUCUAUCUAUCUGUCUGUCUGUCUGUCUGUCUAUCUAUCUAUCUAUCUAUCUAUCUAUCCCCUUUUGUGGAUCCAUAUAUAUAUAUAUAUAUAUAUAUAUAUAUAUAUCCAUAUGCGUGUGUGUGUGUGUGUGUGCGCGCGCGCGUAUCCCCUGCAUUUUACACCCACCCACACCCUGCAUAUAUAUCUCCACAAAAGGGAGAUACAUAUAUAUAUAUAUAUAUAUAUCCCAUGCAUUAUAUAUAUAUAUAAUUACCAUCCUUAACUGUUCCUUAUUUCAAAAUUUUAAUUACAUGUUUUCCAUCAAUCUUGCACUAACCUUUGCUUUAAGCUACCCCACCCCCUCCACCCAGGAGGUUGCAGACGCUCAACGGGGCCAGGAAACACAAGUUCCCCACAGCCUACAAAGCCCUCAAUGGAUUCCUUAUAAUAAGAGCGGGGAACUUGGGGCCCUCCAGAUUGGUCAGGCUGCUGGUGUGGGGCUGCUGGGAGUUGGAGUCAAACAAUAUCUGGAGGGCCAGUUUCCUCACCACUUACUUGGGUAUCAUAAACUUUCAAGAUCCCCUGGGCCUGGUAUAUAUAGCAGAACUGUGAGUGCUUCCUCCUGCCUUUGGCUAAUCAGUGGAGCAGGGUCUUUUGGCUCCACCUACUCAGGUCACCAAUCUCAGGGCUAGAGAUAAGGCUAGAGAUAAGGCACCUUCCUGAUCUAGAUUUAAGUGUUGCUGCAAACAGCCCUGCUUCUUACAAGAGGGUGGGGAACCUGUAGCUCUCCAUCCCAACCAUUGCCCUGCUGGCUGAGGCUGAUAGGAGUUGGGAGUCUGAUAGGAGGCUGAUAGGAGUUAGGAGUCCCACUUUGAUCUAAGAAGAGGCAUUGUCUCUCACAUGGAAUGCCUCUUCUAAAUAGAGACAUUCUUCCCCUCUCUGCAUGCACUAGGGAAUGCUGCUCCUUAGAUCAGGAAUGGGGGACGUGUGACCCUCCAGAUGUUGUUGGAGUUGGGUGUGUAACAUCUGGAAUGCUGCAGGUUCCUCAAACCUGACCUAAAAUAGGCGGCGGCAGACUGCUAGUAUCCAUAUGUUGAGAGUUAGACCUGAGAGCAUCCAGUUGGACUAGAAUACCCCACCUCCUCCUGUAAAUUUGAUGUUUUGUUUUCCCAAGAGAAAUUAAAGGGGUGGUAACAUUCUUGAUUAUUAACCAAACAGGAUUUUUCUCUUCUUUUUUUGAUUUUUGUGUCCUGCUAAUUCCCAUGGUUCAGUGACAGAAGAAAAACCUCUCCCCUACCCCAUCCUGUCCUUUCCUAUAUGGAUGAUUGUUCAAGGCAAGCUGUAAAUCUAAUUCCUGUGUUCUUGGGUCAGAAGAUUGUAGAACAGACUAUUAAAAGCUCUCUGAACUUA